This is a messenger RNA of Podarcis lilfordi (Lilford's wall lizard), 90952 nucleotides long. The record is from the annotation of a GenBank genome assembly. NCBI's taxonomy places the organism in Eukaryota, Metazoa, Chordata, Lepidosauria, Squamata, Lacertidae.
CCUUGUCCCGCGUCGGCCGCCGUCCGCCCGUUUCGUUUCCCGGGGAGCCAAAAUGGCGGCGGCGGCGGAGCUGGAGCGCGUCCGCGUCUCGGCGGCGGAGCUGAGGAGAGGCGUCCUGGCGGCGGCGGAGGCGGCCUCCUCGGGGGCGGCCAGGGGCAGCGGAGGACCAGGUGGGCGCGCGGGGGGGGGGCGCGCCGCGGGGGGAGGAGAGGCGCGCCCGGCCGGGGCUUCGCUCCGUGUGAACGGGCCCGGGGGGCGUGGCGGGGGGAGGCGCGCGGCGGGCGGGGUCGCUUCCUCACGGCCCGCCGACACGCGAGUUUGCGGGGAGCUUCUGGCAGUUACCCCCGCGUGGUGGGGGUGGUUGUCACGGUUCUCACCCCUCCGCCGUUAUUCUUACCGUGAGGGGAUCGUUAUCGCCACCAUUGUCACCCUCAUCUUCAUCGUUAUUCUAUAUUUAAUUUGAUCUCGGUGGGGUUUUUCGUUUUUAUUCUGUUUAUUCAUUUGCACCCCGCCUUUCCCUCAAGGCGGCUCGCGAAAGAUUAAAAACAAAACACAGCGGUGAAGCACAGAAUACGUGAAGAUAAUGAUAGUAAUAAUAGUAUUUUUUAUUAUUUAUACUCCACCCACUCUGGGUGGCUUCCAACACAUGUAAAAACAUCAUAAAACGUUAAAAACUCACCAGUGCAUAAAACACAUGCAUUAUGUUUUAAAAACAUAAAAGACCAUAGUUGUUGUUUUUUUAGUGAUUAAAACAUCAAUGGAGUUAGAGCAAAGUUUGAAAGAAACUUGAUCUGUUAUACUGCAAGCAGUAACAAAGCAAAGCAAGAACAGCACAGAAGGCUGUUGUUUUAAAAUAAGCACCCGCCUCAUUUUGUUGAUUGCAAGUACUGUAGUUUUAAAGUUGUGCUUGGAGUUGUGACUCGCCCUGGGGCCUUGUGGGAAAGGGCAGUCAAGCAAUAAUAUUAAGAGCUGUUUCCUUAAAAGCAGUCAGUUCCCCAAAGGCCUGUUGGAGAAAGGUCUUCACCCACCCUCCGGAGGACAGCAAGGAGGGAACCAGCUUUAAUCUCUCUAGGAAGGGAGCUCCAAAGUUGUCUGGGGGAGCAGCAGCCACUGGGAAGCCCCUCUCCUGCGUCCACACAAAGUGUGCCUGUGAGGGUGGCAGGAUCAAGAGAAGGGCCUCCCCCUAAGAUUGCGCUGAAAAAAUGGGGUGCAAGCAUGGAAGUGAAAGAAACAGAUUGGGUGGAAAACAGGCUGGCACAGAAUGUGUCCCGUUGAGACUGCACAGUGGGUUUGUGCCAUAUAUCAGUCUUGAAACGAGGUCCUGUGGACCAAGACCCUCCUCACUAUGUAAUGCACUUUUUGUCCACCAUCCCAAGACAGUGAACGUUUAGUUCUUGCAUUGGGUUGUGGCUGUUUCCUCUCACAUAUGUUUUAGUAAGGCUGCAGUCUGUAUUGAAACUGGUGAUAGACACGUAUAGAGCCAUACUUGCAUUGAUUGGGCUGUAAAUAUGAUUUUCAAGUUAAUAUGUUGGAAGCUGGCUGCAAGCAGGAUUCUCUCAUUGUGGAUGGUGGCUCACAGCAAACGGAGGACUGAGGCUGAGAGAUGGAGACGUUGCUCACAGCCAGCCAGGAACUCCUCUGAAGAGCUGGUAGAACUUGAAUCCAGCUCUCCAGCCUGUGGACCACAUUGCUUCUCCCCUCUGCAGUCUGUAGUGAAGUCCUACCUGGAAUACAAAGCUCAGCUGUCAUCCUAAAGUUGUUCCUGCCAUUCAGGGGGUCGGUUUCUAUGGAGUGGUUGUGUGUUCACCUUAAUGUUCCUUGAGGACGGGAUGAUGGGAAGCCUGGGUGCCUUGCUGGGCUUUUGCUUUUUAUUAGCAUAUUUUUCCGUGUAUAAGAUGAACUUUUUUGACCCAAAAAUGAGGUUCAAAAUUUAGGAUCGUCUUAUACACAGGUAGUGCUGAGGGGGGACGGGCGAAUGGUUUUUUGGUACCAGCCCGAGAUUGUAAGCGGCGAUUGGCCGCUUGAUUAUUUGGGGGGGAAUGCCGAAAAUCGCUCACCUGCCAGAACGCAGCACACAACCGCUCGUGUCACAGCUGCCCAAUCGCAGCCAUUAGCCCACCUGAUUCCGCUGCGGCAGCCAAUAGACAGCUGCUCUUGUCGCAGCAAGCAAGAGUGUGAUUGGCGGCCGUUGGCUGCUAUCGGGCAACUGAUAUCGCUCACCCGCUGGAACGAACUGCGAGCCUGAGAUUCGAAGUGGCAAUUGUAAGCAGUUGUGUGCUGCAUUCUGGCGGGUAAACGAUUUUUGGCAUCCCCCCCCCCCAAUAAUCCCCCAAAGCUCAAUCCCCCCUAUUUUCUAAAUUUUGAGGCCCCAAAAAUAAGGGGCAUCUUAUACAUGGGGGCGUCCUAUAGACGAAAAAGUACGGUAGUUCUUCCGUUUGGGUUUGGAAACGCUGGGGAGACUGUUCAUUUUAGACUAUUGUUUGCUUCCCACUUUUUCCCAUUAGUAUAAAAACCGAAAUGGAGAAGAGAACAGUACAGAAUAAAAGAAAUCACAUUCUACAUCCGUUAAAACAAGAAUCAUAGCAUAUUGCUUCCGAAUUGGCUGCUUGCUUUGUGCUGGUUUACAAAUGUUUUCUUAUACUUCACUUGUAAGUCUAAGGCCUGGUGGUGGUGGCCAUUAGCAGCAAAUGGAGCCUCUCUGUUUAGAGGCAGUAUACAGUGGUACCUCAGGUUACAGAUGCUUCAGGUUACAGACUCCGCUAACCCAAAAAUGGUAACUCGGGUUAAGAACUUUGCUUCAGGAUGAGAACAGAAAUCGCUGCGCAGCGGCAGUGGGAGGCCCCAUUAGCUAAAGUAGUAUCUCAAAUUAAGAACAGUUUCAGGUUGAGAAUGGACUUCCAGAACAAAUUAAGUUCUUAACCCAAGGUACCACUGUACCUCUAAGCACCCAGAUCUAGGGACUAAUAGGGAAAAGUUUUGUCCCAUCAUGACCUACUUUCUGGCGUUACAUUGGCUGGCUGCAGCUAGAAACCAGACACUGGGUGGGCCUUUGGGCUGACCCAGAAGGAGUAGUUUCUGAGUUGCUGUGCUACAUGGACCACCUUUGCCCUGAUCCAGCAGAUUCUUCUUAUGUUUUCAUUAGACAAGUUCAUGGAGAAGAUGGUUUUUCUCUGCCUCCACAGUUGGAGGCAGCAAUGGUUCUGAACACAAGUGGCUGGAAACCACAGGAGGGGAAAGAGCUCCUGGGCUCAGAUCCUGUUUGGGAGCAUCUGGUUGGCCGCUAUGAGAAGAUGAUACUGAACUAGAUGAGCCACUCACCUGACCCCCUAGGCUGUUCUUACAGUCUUGCGUUCUCACAUUCAGCCAAUACUCCAGAAGCUGAGCCAUCUUUCCCCACCAGCAGUCCUGUUUUUUCCCAGUGUUCCCCUUGGCUGGAAGGUUCCGGAACCCCACCCCACCAAGGCUCUGUUGCCACGGGCACUGCUUCCUUCGGGGUUCCGAUCCCUGCCAGCUCAGAACACCUGAGGAGGCCACCUGGCAUUCCUGGCAGCCUUUGAGCUGGCAAUGGCACAGGGAGCCAACCAGUGGGAGCCCCCUGCUACUCUCAGGAUGUUCUCCCCUGUGGGAGGUCUGUUCUGGCUUCCUGAAUGAAUUGGCACAAAGAGGUUCCUGUGGGGUGGGGGCUGCGCGUGUCGUCUUUGGGCCGCAUUUGGGGAGAAGCCCGUGAAAAAUACUUUGUGUCUGAAAAAAGCACCUGGCAGGGCAGAGGCGGCAUCCUGAUAAAGCUCUGGGAAGCUUUAUGACAAUACGUCACCAUGGAAGUGGCCGUUUGGGUGGGAUGUGGUGGGAAGCGCCAUGCACGGGGGGUGGGCAAAUUAAAAGAGAAACUCAAGUUUGUAACUGUCAAUGUCAGUUUAGUGAGGUGGCCAAGCAGCCACUUGGUGAACGCCAAAGAACUGAAGUGGGGACCAAGAGGGAGGGUCAGAAGGAAACGCAUUCAUGUCCGUAGGAAAAUGUCCAUCCAGCUCAGUAUUGCCGACAUUGGCUGGCAGCAGCUCUCCAGGAUGUCAGGGAGGGGAUGCUUCCAGUCCUCCCUGAGCGAUGGGGAGCUGUGCUACUUGAGAAAUAACAUUCCCGCUCUCUGUCCUGUGAGAGAGUCCUGCUUGAAAUGCUCUAGAGCAGUGAUGGCCAAACUUGGCCCUCUAGCUGUUUUUGGACUGCAACUCCCAUUAUCCCUAGCUAACAGGACCAGUGGUCAGGGAUGAUGGGAAUUGUAGUCCCAAAACAGCUGGAGGGCCCGGUUUGGCCAUCACUGCUCUAGAGGCUCUUCCAGUAUGUGUUAGCAGUACUGAGUUGGGUGAACCAGCGAUUUGACUCCGAAGGGAAGCGAAUUGGCACCAGGUCUGCUCAGUCAGACAUCUUCCUCUUGACCCUGUGCUGGUCCUGCUAUGUGUUGGUCACAGCUCACUGUUUCCCCUGCCUCUUUGGCUCUCUUGCUCCCUAGGCAAAGCCCAUAACCAUGUCCCUGAUUUCCCUUGGUGCUUCUUAUCCGCUCCGAGGCUGACCACCUCCUUGUGCUUUUCCUUCUCUGCAGAGACUACAAAGGAGCCUCGCCACCGCAAGGACAAUCGGCGCCCUGACCUCGAGAUCUACAAGCCAGGCCUCUCCCGACUGCGGAACAAGCUCAGCUUCUCAGCCAAGCAGGAGGAGGCCAAGGGAGGCGCCCUGGCUGGCGACAGAGGAGCUCCCCUUGCUCCCAGCAAGGAAGAGCCCCCAGCCCCUCAGGACCCCCCCAGAGGAAGCAGCCAGCAGCAGCCCAACGGCCUCUUGGAAGGCACUGCCGAGGCAGGGGCCCUACAAGAUCCGGGGGUCUCCCCUGAGGACUGGUGUCCUCGUAUCAUCCGGCGAGCCAAGAAGCCUGACCAGCAGAUCUACCAGCCAGGGAAGCGCCUGCAGGUCCCCUCCAAGGAGCCCGCUGCCCCCCAGCUGGCGGCCGAGGAGCCCCCCGCAAAGGGGGAGCGGGGUGAAGAGCCCGAAAGGGACGCUGGGAAGGGCUACAGGAAGCCAGCGGCCCCUGAGGGGCAGGAAGGGGGCCUGAGCCAGGAGGGGGCCAAGCUCCUCCGUGGCGGGGAGAAGGGCAGGCGGGCCGAGCAGGUCCGGAAAGGCGGUGAGGAGGCAGCUGCCCAUAGCAAGGCCCAGAGCACCCCGAAGCGCUACUCGCGCUCGGACAAGCGGCGGAACCGCUACCGCACCUGCAGCACCAGCUCAGCCGGGAGCAACAACAGCGCCGACGGGGCCCGCGGGGAGGCAGAGGCCGGGCGGAAGCGCCAGGAGCCACCCAAGGAGAGGCCCCGUCCCCGGAAGCAGCUCUCUGCUUCCUCCACGGACUCCCUGGAUGAAGACAAGGCGGAAGAGGAGGAGGCCGAGGCAGCCCGUGGCUCCAGCAGGGACUCGGAGGCAGCCAAGAGGCGCCUGGAGCACGGCUGGCUCUCCCGGGGCGCCGGCGGGCGGGAGGCGAAGGGAGCCUCAGCGGGCGGCAGGGGCGGCGGGCGGGGGGAGCCCUCUGAGGCAGAGUGGCGCAAGCGGAAGCCCUCGGAGGCCAGCCUGAGCGAUUCCACGGAGGCCGCCGAAGUGGGGAAGGGCUCUUCCAGCCGGGAGCCCCAGGGCAGGGGCCGCGGCAUCCUGGUCCUCCCGGCCAACACGGACCUCACCGCCAGUGGUGCUGGCUCCCCCGAAGCCCCCCACUCAGGGCCGCGGCUCCUCUUCAGCGGCGGCCUGGGCAAGGGGACCAGGGGGAGGGGCAGAGGGGGCACCGCCCGCCGGCUGUGGGACCCCAACAACCCCGAGCAGAAGCCAGCCCUGAAGAGCCAAGCUUCCCAGCUGCACUUCCUCGACACGGACGACGAGGCGGCCCCCCCGCCCCGGGGGGACACCCGCCAGGCCCAGGCCUCCUACUAUCGCUUCCAGAACUCGGACAACCCCUACUACUAUGGGCGGGCGGCAGGCCAAGCCCCCUCCUACCCCUACGCCGGGUACUCCCUGCCCUAUCAGGUCGGUGCCAUUAACGGGGUUUACCCAGGCACCUAUUACCCGCCAGGCUACCCAGGGCAGGCUGAGCCCUACCUGUGCAGCCCCCUCCUGGCUGGGCCCCUCAGCCCCGAGAUGGAGCAGCAGGUGCGCAGCCUGCAGCAGCAGGAUCUCAGCAAGAUCCUCCGCGAAGCCAGCAACCUGGAGCAGCAGCUGAGCAACCUCCUGUCCCGGGACCGGCUCAGCCCUGAGGGCCUGGAGAAGAUGGGGCAGCUCAGGUGCGAGGGCUUGGGCGAGGGUGGGCGCUGGCAGAGAGGGCGGGAGCUGGUUGGCCAGAGGUGGGUUUGGGGAGGGGUCUUGGCAUCACAGCUGUUCUCACCUGCUGCUGUAAGAGCCAGGCAGCUUGCAGGGGAAACCACAGUGGGUGCUCUUUAACUUUGGCCAUAAUGAUACGGCCUAGCUGCUGGAUCAUGCCCAAAGGGGUCCAUUGUGUCCACCACCCUCUCCUCACAGUGGCCAUCCAGAUGCCACCAGGAGAAGGCCAAAAGCAAGCGGGACCAUAGCGUAAAAGCAGCGCUCUCCCCAUUUAAGAUUCCCAGCAACUGGCCUCCAGGCGCUUAGUAAAGAGGCAGUGUGGCCUUGGACUAGGACCUGGGAGAACAGGGUUCAAAUCCCCUCUUAGUCAUGAAGCUCACUGGCUGAGUCACUCUGUGAGUCUUUGCCUCCCAGCCUAACCUGCCUCACAGGGUUGUUGUGAGGAUUAAAUGAGGAGCAGGAGAACCAUGUAGGCCACCCUGAACUCAGUGAAGAAAAAGGCAGAAUACAAAUCAAUAAUGCUGCCUCUGGCAUUGGAGGUGUAACAUAGUCAAGGCGGCUAGUAGCCAUUGGUAGCCUUACCCUCCAUUCAUUUGUCGAAUCCUUAAGAGAACAUAAAAGGAGUGAAAGGAAGGCCUUUUCGCAGCAAGAGGAUCUUGCUUUUAUAUUCAUUAGUUGCAUUUUGCAUCUGCGUGCCUUAAAGUGACUUAUGCAACAAAAAUAAAAACAUUAAGAUCAGAUAGAAAAACAACAGUAAACGAAACCUAAAAUACUGGUCCAAACAUCCAUUCGAAAGGAACAAGUCCUAUUCUCUCUUCUUAAAGGAUGAGCACAACCACCAAGGUCACGGACGUAUCCAGCUGCCCUCCCAGUUAAAAACCAGAAGCCUAGGCGAAUAAUGUAUUUUGCCUGUACUCCAAAACAGGGCAUUGCUAAUUAAUGGGGUUCAUUGUCAGAAGAUGUCCAAGGAGGCUUUAAAAGGGGGUUAAGCUGGUUAGUGGAAAACGAGAAGUCCUGUCUGUGGAAUCUGCUGCUUUUGCCUGGGGAGUCACAACAGUUGGGGUUGUGCUAUUAAUGGACUUCCCAGAAGAGGCCUCUGGUUGGCCAUUUUGGGGGAAAUGGCAUGCUGAACUCGGGUGAGUCUUUGGUCCAACUCAGCUACCGAGCUCCUCUUACAUUUGCCCCAAGUAUCAUUGUGGGUCUGAGUAGAGUCCUGUGGAAGAGAUGAACUGUAAGGGGGGGGGAGUGUUUGAGGCGGAAGCCCCUGGGCUUAGCUGUGCCCCUUUCCAGGGUGGAGAUGCUGCAGCUGUACAAGCGCUGCCUGCUGACCGACAUCGAGUUUGCUGACGCCCAGAACGUGGACCAGCUGCUGUGGAAGAAUGCCUUCUACCAGGUGAUCGAGAAGUUCCGACAGCUGCUCAAGGAUCCCCUUGGGGAGAAGGCCCAGGAGAUCCGCACCAAGCUGCUCCAGAUCCUGGACGAGGUAAGGACGCCUGAGGCUGAGCCCUGUGGCCAUCGCCAGGGGGAGGGCACUGUCCCAAGGGUCGGGGUAGUACACCUGACCCCAAAUACGGUGGUUUUAAAAACACACGGAAAUGAAAAGCUUAUGUUAGCAUGAUGACCCCCUUAUGUAAGGAAGAAAAAGCUGUGUCUGUCCCCUAACACAUAGCAAAUAGUGUGUAAAGUCAGAAAUGUUUUGCAGCCUAGCCUUACCCAACCGGGCACCCCUCUGGAUAUUUUGGACUACAACUCCCAUCAGCCCCAGCCAGCAUAUCCAUCAGAGCCCAAACUGUCUGGAGGCCAACAGGCUAGGCCAGGCUGCUGUAGCCCAAGCAGAACUUCCUGAUGCACCCUCUGCACUGUCACCAGCAACGUGCCUCUCAAAACCAGCUCCUGGGAAACCACAAGCGGGGAGAGCUCAGCUGUUGCCCUCAGCUCCUGCUUGCGCACUUCCCUUUGGGGCGUCUGAUUGGCCACUGUGAGAACAGGAGGCUGGACUAGAUGGGGCCCCUUUGGCCCAAUCCGGCUGCUGUAGGGCUCCUAUUAGAUUUGUACUGAUGGCUUUUUUAAAAAUAAAAUGAGACAAAUUCACAGGGGUGGCUAAGCCUGCCUUCUCCCUCUGCUGUUGGAGGCAGUAUGCUUCUGAAUCCAGUUGCAGGGGCUCACAAGUGCAGGGAGUUCUGCUGGUGGACUUUGCUUUGGGGGCAUUUGCUUGUCUGCUCUGAAUAGGAUGCUGGGCGAGCUGGGCCCCCUUUCACCAGAUCCAGCUGCAUGGAUUUCUGACAUUCUGAUGACUUCAGCUCCAAGCUGUUCACAAAGCUUCCUGUGGCCCACUGACAAGUGCUGAACGCACAAAGGCUCUGGAUCCCGUCCCACUUUAUGGCAUAAACAACCUGUGUUGGGUGAUUCCAAGGCCGAACUCUUGUUUGUGGGCACCCAGAAGGACCGUGGUGGAAUCCCAGGAGUUGGUUAGUGAACCAGCUCGCCCCCAAGUCUAUUACUGGUGGCGCUGGGGGGACCCAAGGAGGUCAGGAUUGCUCUGAACUGGAGGUAAAAUUGUAGACUAAUAGAGUUGGAAAGGAACCCAAGGGUCAUCUAGUCCAGCCCCCUGCAAUGUGGGAAGCACAGAUGCAUUGGAUGCUGAGCUAGACAGGCUUUGGGUCAACUCCAGCAGGGCUCUUCUUAUGGGUGCUGUUAUUCCAUCAGAAGAUUCUGAAUCCGGGGCAUGUGUUCUUCAAGUACUCUUUCCACGUCCACUCACUCACUCUCCCAUCCCUUUUCACUUUCUCUCUCCUGGGUCUCAGGGCAGUGAUUUCUUCGACAGUUUGCUUCAGAAGCUGCAAGCGACGUACCAGUUCAAGCUGGAGGACUACAUGGACGGCAUGGCUGUGCGCAGCAAGCCCCUGCGGAAGGUGGUGAGUCCUGGCUAGGGCCUGGGUCUGUCGGGGAAGCUUUGUUGAUCAGGCCCUCUGGGGGUCCCUGGAAGACGGAUGGUAAAGGAGACCCUCUCUUUGGGCAGAGGGCAGCUCAGAGCUUUUCCCUGGCGAAGGAAGCAGGCGUGCUGAAGCCCGGCUGUGUCUCCAUUUUAAGCUGGAGAUCAAAUCUCCUUUUGCCCUUGUCAAAAACGAACUAGGAUGCUGGAGCUGGGGGGGGGGGGCGGGGAGUCCUGCCUUUUCCCACCACUCGACAAGGGGCAGGUGCUCAAUCUUGCGAGGGAGGCAAGGAACAGUGUCACAGCCGAGACCUGUAAAGAGGAGAUUGGCUUCAUGUUUAAAAAUAACUGUAUGUGUGUGUUGUGUGGGUUGCAAAUAUCCUUUGGAACACCUGACUUGCCACUCACAGCCUCCAUCUAAAAUACGAGGGAAGAGUUUUUGGAUUCCAGCAGAGGCCUCUCCCCGGCUCUCCCACCCUCCUUCCUGCAACUGAUGGGCUUGUUUCCUCUCCCCCAGGUUAAAUAUGCCCUCAUCAGCGCCCAGAGGAGCCUGAUCUGCCAAGGAGACAUCUGCAGAUACCGAGAGCAAAGCAGCGACACGGCCAACUACGGGAAGGCACGCAGGUAGGGAGGGAGGAAGUCCUGGAGGGCAUCUGCCUCUCUACGUCAUAUGCCAGGCCCCUCUGGAGGGGAAGGGACUGUGUCGCUUCAUGGGAUAGAGCACCUGCUUUGUGUCCAGAAAACCCAAGGUUCAGGUCGGGCUGCGACUGUUCCUAAUCAGAGAACCUGGAGAGUCAGUGUGGACAAUAUUCAUCUGGUCCGACUCAGUACAAGGCAGCUUCCUACAAUUUUCUGUCUUCAGGAAAGGGCUGUAGCUCAGCUGCAGAACACUUGCUUGGCAUGCAGAAGGUCCCAGGUCCAAUCUCCAGGCAGGGCUGGGGUUGUUCCCCCGCCUGAAACCGUCCUGAGGAGCCCCUCCCUCUCUCCUUCCAGGAGCCUGCAGUCUAAACGUUGAGAAAGUUGAGUAGACAGAAGGGAAGGGGCAAAAGGGUUGAUGUGAGCAGGUGCAGUUACAACAUACUUUUGGGACUUUGUGCCAGUGGUGGGGAAGGGGAUAAGGCUGGAUAACAAACGUCAGUUUUGAGAGGAGAGCGAACCAUAGCACCCCAGAGGGGUUCUUGGGGAACUUCUUUGCAUGGGACGGGGUCCGUGUGGCCACACUUCAGAUACAGCUGGAAUUCCAGCUCCCCAGGGUCACGGUGUCCCCAUCUCAGCCACAGCCACUGGCAGGACCUAGCAGAGGACUCUGCCAGUGGCAGCCUCUCCACUCCAGGGUCUCCUGCCCCAAUGCAGCCUAGCCUGUCAGUCACUCUGCUCUCUUGCCUCCCCAGCUGGUACUUGAAGGCCCAGCACAUCGCCCCCAAGAACGGACGCCCGUACAACCAGCUGGCCCUCUUGGCUGUCUACACGGUAAGAGAGAUGCAGGGAGGGAGAGAGCCGGGGUGGUCCAGGCACAGGACGGUUGUGAGCCUCACGGCACCAGGAGAGGCAUCGGCUCGCUUCGCUCAUGAAAAAUGCUUACAUUUCUUAAUUAUUUUGCCAGUGUUUCAGAUGCAUGGCAGCUAUUUCCCAAAUUGCUAAUAUUUCGUUAGACAAAUUAAUUCAGCUGUCGAAAAUAAUUACUAGUAGACUUUAUAAGCGUUUAUGAACAUGUGGGCAUUGCUUCUUUUUCACUUACUGACUGAAAUGGAUAAUUCCUCAAACAUCUGUCAAUAAGGUUCAUUAGAUGUACAGAGUUUGCUAGCUUUUUAUUCCUGCAGUGUGACCACACAGCACAGCGUCUGGUCCAAAGAUCUGAGGGUGCUGCAGGCCCCCCUUCAGGACGGAACCCCUCGUUUAUUUUCAGGCCUCUGUACUCAAAACCCAUUGCAAGUGGUUUGGCAUGAGGAAGCGCCACGGCUGUGGACAUAAAUUCGCUGGGUGAGGGUUAUCGAGGACAAAUCGUACAUCGUGCAGAUAGACCAUGGUGCUAGGAAGGCGUGUCCUUGUUCUGGUGGAAGGCUAACCAAUGAUUAAACUGAUUUUUGAAAUUUAAGUUGGCAUGAGUUUUCAUGCGGUUUUAGUCUCUCAUUAUUUUAGCUUUUCAAAAAGUCUGAAAUUACUGUUACUACUUUUUUCUUGUUGAUAAGUUUCUUGUUUUCUCCCCUUUUUUAUAAAUCCUUUUGUUUUUUUAAAGCAAGGAGUAUCUAAUCGUUAUUAAAUUAAUUAAACCAUCUAGACCAGCUGCUGGGUAGCCAAGGUGCCAGGUUUGUGUGCAGAAUGUCCCAGGUUCAAAGACUGGGAAGGACUCCCUGCCUGAGACCUUAGAGAGCCACGGCUGCCGGUCAGCGUAUACAGCACUGAGCUAAGCAGACCCAGUGGUCUGACUCUGUAUAAAGCAACUUCCUCUGCUCUAAAGGAUGCAGCCCUAGAUGUGACUGAGUCACAUCUGUGUGACUUUGACAGAGACGGGGCUUCCUGCUUUCCCCCCGAUCAGCGUAAGGGGUUUUGGAACAAGGUGCCCAGGAAUAUAUAUAUGCCAUUUAUUAGGAGCCACACACUUCAUUUCUGAUUGAGGUCCUUAUUAGCACCACUGGAAAACAGAAACACUCUGUGUCGGUCUCCCCCACCUGGCAUCCCUCCUGAUGUUUUGGACUACAACCCCCAUCAGCGUUGGAUGGGACUGAUGGGCGUUGUAGUACAAAAACUUGUUAGGGUUUCAAGGUUGGGAGAGACUACUCUCCAUUCUCUGAGCUAGCAGGAGUUCCUUUGCAAGAGAGUCUAGAGCCGUGGUUCCCAAACUUUUCAGGGCCCCAAGCCCUUUGUUCUAAAAUUCAUUCUCAGGAACCCCAACCCUAUAAAAAGCAUCAUUCAGAAUUUGCACAACCCACUAAGGAAGAUAAUAACACAAUGAAAUUCACUAAAGAAUAUCCCGUGAAAAAUAUUUUUUAUGCAUCCUUACAAAAACAUUUAUAGCAUGAAAUAUUACUAUAUAAUAUUAAUUUAGUACAUUUCUGAGCACAAUUCAAAGUGUUGGUGUUGACCUUUAAAGCCCUAAACGGCCUCGGUCCUGUAUAUCUGAAGGAGUGUCUCCACCCCCAUCGUUCAGCCCGGACACUGAGGUCCAGCUCCGAGGGCAUUCUGGCGGUUCCCUCCCUGCGAGAAAUGAAGUUACAGGGAACCAGGCAGAGGGCCUUCUCGGUAGUGGCACCCGCCCUGUGGAAUGCCCUCCCACCAGAUGUCAAAGAGAAAAACAACCAGCAGACUUUUAGAAGACAUCUGAAGGCAGCCCUAUUUAGGAAAGCUUUUAAUGUUUGAUGCAUUACUGUAUUUUAAUAUUUUGUUGGAAGCUGCCCAGAGUGGCUGGGGAAGCCCAGCUAGAUGGGUGGGGUAUAAAUAAGAAAUUAUUAUUAUUCACCAAAAGAGCAUGAAGCUCCACCUACCACAGACGUACGGUAACUAAGGCAUAGGAAAAUUACCAAUCAUUGGCCAUCUUGUGAUAACUCAGAAUUGUAAAUACAGACCAAUGUGGCUAAAAGAAAUAGCAGUAAAACUCUCAGUGUAAAGCUGCUCACUAGCUACAAUGGCUCUUCUCUGCCUCCACGGUCAGAGGCAGAAAUGCUUCUGGAUUCCACUUGCUGGAGAUUACAGGAGAGGAUCCUGCCUCCUGGUUCCCUACAGGCAGCUGUUCAGCCCCUGCGAGAACAGGAUGCUGGGCCAUUGGCCUGAUCCAGCAGGCUCUUAUGUUCUUAGAGUUUUGCCCCUGGCAAAGACCUUAUCCUGUGGGGCUUGUGUUUGUUGCAGUCCUAGAAGCUUCAUCUGCCCCUCUCCGUCCAUUGCCACCUCCCCUUUCUCAGCAAGAAGGAGGGUGUUCCCUUUGGAUCCCCCCAAUCGCCCCUCUGCCGGGUACUGUCUUGUAAGGGGAUCUUCCUGUUGUUGUCUCUGCAGAGGAGGAAGUUGGAUGCAGUCUACUACUACAUGCGCAGCCUUGCAGCCAGCAACCCCAUCCUCACUGCCAAGGAGAGCCUCAUGAGCCUCUUCGAGGAGACCAAGCGGAAGGUAAGGGGUGGGGUGAGGGCUGCGGACCUCUUUCCUCGCCCCCAGCCUCCCUCUCUGCCCAGGAGCACCCACCCUGACACGGCGCCUCUUCCUCCCUGUGCAGGUGGAGCAGGUGGAGCAGAAGAAGAGCCCCAGCCGGCAGAGCAAAGGCAAGAAGUCGGCCUUCCGGCCUUCUGGGGAUGAUGCCACCCGCCUGGAGCUCUGGAUCCACCCCUCGCACCCCCACGCCAGCCAGGGCCAUGAGUCCGGGCGGGACUCGGAGCAGGACAACGGCCUUGGCAGCCUCAGCCCCAGCGAUGUGAGUACCGUCCAGGCGGCUGAAAUCCGUGUAGCAUCGUGUAAAGAGUGUUGCCCCUUGUGGAAUUGGUUUGGUUAUUGCAUUUCUGCCUCGCCUUUUCCUCCCAGGAGCUCCCAGGAUUCCCCGCCCUCCUUGUUAAAUCCCCACAACAACCCCAUGAGGUGGGUUAGCCUGAGGGACUUGGGCUGAGCUUUGUGGCUGAGUGGGGACUUGAACCCUGGUCUCUCCCAGGCCCUCAUCCUCUGGCACUCUCACCGCUGCACCACACGACUUCCCAGGAUGGGUAGAUGAGUGUGUAUACAUACGUGUACAAGUCGGCCAAGAGGAGCUUCUGUUGCCGGGCUUCCUCUGGCCACUGGAUGGCGCUGCUCUUCUUGCUAUGCAGGACAGGCUGACAUGUUGCGGGGGGGGGGCAACCCUCUUCCCCUGAGAUGCUCUGCUCUGUGCCGCUCACAGGGGAACUGGAGCCAGCAGAAUGCAGAGGCAGUCUGUCUGUGGCAGGGGUGUUCCUGGCCACUUCUGCCUUCCCACCCACCCCCGUCCCGAGCUGCCUUGGGAGAAUGUCUUGCUUAGUACGUGGGGACAAGGCCUGGCCUCCGCUCUCACAUGCCCAAAGUCACGCAGGUGCUCUGGUCCCCGCUGGGGCAGGAGGGGCUCCAAGGUGCGGAGGAGGCAGGCUGACCACAGGAUUAGGCCAACCCCAGUCGACUGGGACACGUACGGUCUUCAGGCACUCUUAUUCCGACCGCCCCCCCCAGCUCAGAAUAACUUCCUUUGUUAAAGGUGUUUCUUCCCGAUAAAUGUUUGAGGUGGCUCACAGCACAGAGAAGCAUUUAACAUACAAUUCAGUAGCAAUAAUAACAACAGCAGUGUUGGACCAGGACCUGGGAGAGACCCGGGUUCAAAUCAGCCCUCUGUCAUGAAGCUCACCGGGUGACCUUGGAAGACAGUCGCUCAGUUUCAGUCUGACCUCACAGGGUUGUUGUGUGAAUAAAAUGGGAGGUGGGAAGGAGAACUGUAUGACCCGCUUGAGCUCCUUGGAGGAAAGAAGGUGGGAUGUAAAUAUAAAUGAAAUAAAAAAUGAGGAUACAACUUGCAGUGAUGGAUGGAGGGUGGUUUUUUGGUGGGGAGUACCUUGCCCCUUCCAGCCUUUGGAACGACAGUGUUAAUUAAGCAAUGGGCUGCGCUGGCACUUUGGGUGCUGCUUUGCUGUGGGUGCUUUGGCCUGAGAGAUCUGGGGCCUUGCCAAUAUGUUGCCCUAUUCCAAGGAAGCAUCUGGGCAGAAGCAAAGGGGCAGGUUGGCAGGAAGGGGGCAAGCAGAGGGUCACGGGAGGCACACUGGCUGAGCUGGGCAAGAAGACGGGUUAGUGGCUCCUAUUCCAAGUCAAACUAGCUCAGUGUCACCUACACGGACUGGCAGCAGGGUUUCAGGCAUUUCCCAGCCUUUCUUGGAGAUGCUGCCAAGGAUUGAGCCGGGGACCUUCUGCAUGCCUGGCAGGUGCUCUCUGCCCCUGACCUCUAUCCCUUCUUCUGCCAAUGGCAGAGCGCAGCUGCCUCCUGCCGGGCCCAUCAGUGUCACACAGGAGUCGGUGCUCAACUGUCACUUUAGGCCUUUCGCCCGCUGGGCUCAUGGAGGUUCCCUGGGGUGCCUGGCUUUCAUAGAACAAUAGAAUUGUGGUGUAGGAAGGUACCAUUUGGGGCCAUCUAGUCCAGCCCCCUGCAAUGCAGAAAUCUCAGCUAAAAAAUCCCUGACAGAUGGCCAGCAAAGCUCUGCUUAAAAACCACCAAGCAAGGAGAGUCAAACACCUCCCAAGGGGAGUCCCACACUCAAACAGCUCUUUCUUCAUAGCACUGGAGCCCGACCUCAGGCGGGGGGACUCCCCUUCACCCCCCCACCUGCCUAGACUUGCGCGUUCCUGGGAUCCCACUGACUCGGAGUCACCCUGUGGGUGCCCUGCCGGCAGGGACAGCGCUGUGCUUUUGGCCUGCUGUGCCAGGCCUGCAGAGAGCAGUUGCCAAAAGCCCUGGAGGUUGACUCAGCGAGCGCUGGGGGGUUCCCCCCUCCUUUCUGUUUGCGAAGCAGGUUCCCAGGCAAGAGAGAGAGAGAGGCUCCUCUCCCCCCCCCCCCGCCUCCUUCGCUGGUGCCGUGACGGGCAACCCAGAGUGCUGCUGUAUGUGCUUCAUCUCUAUCUCUCUCCCCCUCUUCCUCUUCGAGCUCCUUUGACCCGGUCACCAAAACCACCCCUCAGCUUUUAUUUUUACGCCCGGCCCAUUUUUGUUUCGAGCCCUGAGGUUUGGUCUCUUUCCUCUAACGGAGAGAGAAGUUCUCCGAGGAGGAAGCCGCGGGUGCCAGGCUGCAGUUGGGCUGGUUAGACGCGGAAACCACAUGCCCGGCCCCCGCGGGCUUGGGGACGUGACUCUCGGCACGCAGCGCCUUGCGCUGGAGGCAGCGCCUGGCUCACCCCCGUCCCCUUCCGCCUCCCAGCCACCAGCUGCACCCACCCCUCCUCCCUGGUGCUCUGCGUCUCGGGAGCGAAACAGGCUUUUGGGGAAACUGUCCCACUGAGCACCGCUCCUGCUCCCUGCUGGGGCUGAGCUCCUUGCUGCCUGCUUCAGGGCAGCCUUGCGUGGAGCCUGCCCCCCUUCCCCUUCCUUCCGGCCUCACUUGACCUUUCGCUGCCACCCACAAGGAGGCCGGGGUGAGGUGAAGCGAGAGUUUCCAGGCACGCAAAGGCCAAAAAAAGAGAAAAGAGGCUCAGCGUCUUAAUUUUAAAAGCGAGGAGAGAAGGCAGGUUGCUGUGACUACUGGGGAGCUGGUUGGCUGAAGAAGUGGGCCGCUGGGCAUGGCAGGAGGGUGCCAGGCUCCCUUGACCCAGGAGAGGACCAGGCAGGAUCCCAUUCUGCAGAGGCCCUCAGCUCCAAGGGCUGUGCAGGCAUUUGCAGCCACUUGCAUUGUGGUUGUGUUGUGGUUGUGUGUGUGUAAACUGAGAAACUGUCCCAUUUUUGUGCCCUGGUUGUUGGCUUAUAUUUUCUCGUUUCUUCUCUGCAUCAACUUGUGGGGAGUACUCUGUAGAUCACAGAAUCCCUCCCUUCUGUAGCCACAGCCACUCAAGAUCCUACCCCUUCCCUCUCUGGCUUCUAAAUCCAUUCCAUCCCUCAGUGUUCCCCACAUGCACCCCAGUUUAAUCAGUAAUCAUCAGGACUAGGAGCCUAUUUUUUCUUUUGAAAGAAGGAACCAAGAGGUUUAGGAUGUUGAAUUCUAGGGCCAGUAGCAGGUUGCUCUGCUUAAUGUGGAAGUGCUACAGUUUGAUUUUUUUAAAGUGAGUAACUAAAUCAUGAUACAUUGGUUUUAUUAAUUUAUGUAUUAAAAGAUAUGCACCCCACCCUUCAUCACAGGAUAAUCAGGAUGGGUGACAAUAAAUGCACAAUAUUCUGAUUUCCCCCCAAAACAUCAUUUGUGAAAAUUGGCUUGGAAUUCCAAGUGGGAAGAACACAGUGGCUGUUGCCUCUGGUUCCCCAUGCCCCAUGGGGGCAUCUGCUUGGCCACUGUGAGAACAGGAUGCUGGGUAAGAGGGCCUGAUCCGGCUGCUGCUCCAGGCCUCUCCUGAUGUUUGUGAGCAUUCAGGAGGUUGGAGGAAGCGCUGCUCUCCUGGCCGACCCAUUUCCCAAGGGAGGCCUGAUGCCUGCUCUGGGAAAGGGUGUCUGGAGGGGGCUGACAAACACGUCUCUCCGCUGAGCCCGGCUGGGUUUGUCCCUGGGUGCAUCUGCUCCCUUCGCUCCUCCUUGUUACUUUUUUUUUUUCAGCAGCCACCCAAACUGCCCCCCACCGUGACAUCCGUGGCGCUGCUUCCUCCCCUCCCGCAUCCGGUCCCCUGGCAAAGAAACAAGCCUUGUCCUUCCGCUGCCCCGCGCUGGUUCCGCCGACCCUUCUCUGCUCCGCAGAUGCGUCGCGGCUGCCGAGGGGAAAGUUUGCCUCUCGCUUGAUAAAGAACAGAUACCAGAGUGCUGCUUCCAAACCUGAAGUAACCAUUUUUAACUGGAAGCAGCCUCUCCUCCUCCUCCUCCUCCUCCUCCUCCUCCUCCUAAUCCCAGCCCUACCGGAGCAGCUGUGCUGGAAUCCUGCCCUUAUUUGGUGCCUGCCCUCAUUCCCACCAGGGAUCCUGGGGCUCAGGUGCCGAGCGCAGAGCCCCAGCCCCCCGGAUCGGGGCCAGAUGGAUCGGUGCUCAGAGCCGGGGCUGUUGCUGCUGGUGGCUCCUCGGCACAAUAGCUGUGCUCUGCCUCCCCUGUGGGAGACACAAACACCUUCAUAUUCCUCUUCCUGGGAGUCGCAGGCAAGGAGAGUGUUGCUGAUUCACUUGGGUCCUACUUGCUAAUCAGAGGAUGUUGUGUUCGAUGGUCCCCUUUGCGGGGACCUGCUGCAGGACUCUUCCUAGGUUCCUGUAAAGGAUUAGGCUGGUGGUUCCCGAUGGGGGGGGGCUUCUGCCCCCUUGGUUCCAUAAGCUCAAGGCCCCCUACCCUACCCCGUAAGAAGCAUUAUUCAGAAUAGUGACAUGCACAACACACUCAGGAAGAUAAUUACACAAUAAAAUUCAAAGCAGUAACAAUUGCUUGCACAUUUUUUUGAAAUCCAAUUACAGCUAGCUAGUUUAAUUAUUAUUUCAACAAAACUGAUGAACCUAAUCUUGUGAAAGCAGCCUUUCGAAGUCUGAUAACCAUUUAGCUAUUGGGAGUUUUUAAUGUUUGAAGUUUUACUGUGUUUUUGUAUUUUGUUGGAAGCCACCCAGAAUGGCUGGGGCCAACCCAGUCAGGUGGACAGGCUAUAUAGUUCAUAAAAUUAUUCUUAUUAUUAGCAAGAGUUUUAGAUACCGCAUUCAGGAGCGACUUCACCGUUUGGUAAAUUCGUAAUGUGAUGGCUGACCUUGUGUCCUUAUGUCCUUCCUAUAGAUAUGUCCUUGCUUUUAUUCAUAUUGCCUGCUUUGGGCGCUUCCCCACCCCCAGAAUCAGAGUUACUUAGAAAAGGAGCUCGUGGCGCUCUUGUCACCAUCAGUCACACUCAAGAUUGUACAAACCUCCCCUAAUCAGCUUUCCCCGGGAAGUUCUGCUGCGGGGCGGCACCCACGUGUUUCAGAUCGAAACGUGUGAGCGGGUGAACGAUCUUCAGCCUUAUCGUCGUGUCUUUAUUUGUAUGCGGCUUUCCCAUGACGGAGCCAUGAGAACGCACAGAUUUGAAAUAAAACAAGAUUCCAAGAUAAUGCAUUAGCAGUUGCAAAGCGGAGCGCAAUGUAAACAAAAAGCCACACGAAUAUCCAGGCCUGGGCUCAGCCGAGCUGCCCCUCCGUACACCCCGCCCAAACAACAAGUGCCGCCCGUGACCUCUUCCUCACUGAGGACUAGUCUGCUUUGGUGUGUUCUGUAUGGGGUAGCAGGAGAUGGGGGAACCCCCGCUGCAUAAAUGGGUUGUUGAGGCAAUGAGAAAGGGCAGCCACUGGGCUGUCUUCUUUGCUCUUUGUGUUUUGUGGAGGGGGGCACAGGGGGCGCAUUUCUCAUCCCUCCGCCGCUUUGGGGAAGUGCAUGUGUGCCCCCCCUCCUCCCCCUCGCCUCGCGCAGCCGCCGCAACCAGCAGGUGGUGCCACUUCCUCUCCCGGGGGCUCCGUUUCCCUCUGGCUGUGAGAAGCAGGAGGUUCCCAGGGGGGCCCUGCCGGCAGGUGAGUCACGCCAAGAGCACAACCACGCAGAGAGUCAUUUGGAGAGCAGCCGCUGGCCUGCCCUUGAACCUUCCCACCGGCCUCUUCCCAGGGCUGAGCUCAUCGGGGUCACGCGGGAGGCAGGAGGCAGGCACGCACGCUCAGAGGGAGCUGGAUAGGGGCUUUCCUUGCCCUUCUGUUCCCACCACCACCACCACCACCACCAUCACAACAUUUAUAUUCUGCUUUUCCUCCAAGCAGCUCAGGGUGGUGUGUGCGAUUCUCCCCCACUAGGAUGGGAAUAUCAGAAGAGCCUGGCUGUGGGAUUAGGUCAGUGGCCCACAGACCCCAGCCUCCUCUUCUCGCAGGGGGAGCCCCCAAGCACGACCCCACACCAGGAGCCCUCUCCCCUCCUGCAGUUUUCAGCAACUGCUGUCCGGAAGCCUCAUGGCUGGUUGCCGUCGAUAGCCCUCUCUUGCGUGAAUCUGUCCAAUCCUCUCUUAAAAGCAUCCAAGUCUGUGGCCAUCGCCACUGCGUCCUGCAGCAGAGAGGACUUCCUUCUAUCUCUCCUGAAUCUUCCAACAUUCCGCUUUGUUGGAUGUCCACAAGUUCUCAUGUUAUCCUCUCAACAACCCUGUGAGGCAGGCUGGGCUGAGAGAGAGGCAGUGACUCACCCAGGGAACUUCAGGAGGGCUGAGCGUCAGGGGAUUUUGGCCCCUGGCCCCUCCCAGAUCCUAGCUGAGCCCUCUAACCCAGGGGGUAGCCAACCUGGUGCCCUCCAGGUGUUUAGGACUGCAACUCAGCCAGAACAGCCAGCAUCCAGGAGUGAUGAGGAGUUAAUAAUAAUAAUAAUAAUAAUAAUAAUAAUACCACCUCACCCAUCUGGCUGGAUUACCCCAGCCACUCUGGGAAGCUUCCAACACAUAAAAAAAAACAUAAUAAAGCAUCAAACAUUAAAAGCUUACCAAUGCAGUAGUCCUGAACCCACCUGCUCUGACCACUGCUCUGCACUGCUUCUCUUCCAUUCUUCCCAGGUUGCACCCCAACUAUCUGAGGCUUCAUCUAUAUUAAAUGUACAUCCCCUUCCUUUCCCCCAAAACACUCGGGGCAAUGGACACCUUCCCCCACGUUUCUCCUUGCAACCACCCCUGUAAGGUAGGCCUGGCCAAAGGAGAAAGCUGGUGGAUGGCUUGAGGUCACUCAAGGAGUUUUGUGGCCAGAUGAGGGAUUCGAACUCGGGUCUUCCCCGCAAGGAGCCGCAUUGACAGGACUUGCAUGCUCUGUGUGUGUCCCUCCCUACUGGAGGAAUUGGUUGGGUCCGACCCCCUGCCACCAUGCUUCAGGCAUUGCAUGGCAGCCUGCUUGCACAAUCGAGGAGGGGCAGGAUAUGGGAUUCCUGGGCCAGUUACUGUCUUGGAAAUGGAUUUGUGCCACAGUUGGGUCAGUACAGGAGAGUUGGCAAAGCAAAGGGGGGUUGGUGGUGGUAGAAUAUGUCAAAAACAGAGGAAAAACCACCUUGAUUCUCUCUGUCUGGCAGCGUUUCCUCCAUGUGCAGUUUGCUGUCGUUCCAGUGAAUGUAUUGGUUUUAAUACAUUGCUCUGUUUAGUUCAGUUGGUAGAGCAUGAGACUCUUAAAUCUCAGGGUUGUGGGUUUGAGCCCCACAUUGGGCAAAGGAUUCCUGCAUUGCCAGGGGCUGGACUAGAUGUGCCUCGGGUCCCUUCCAACUCUACAAUUCUGUGAUUGCACCUCCCAUUCAGCCUAAGAAUGACCUUCACCUCAGGCCAACCCUGUAGGAUGGCCUCCAGCAAACUGUAGUUCCCAGGAUGCUUUGGGGGAAGCCGUGACUGUUCAAGUGGUUUAAUAAUGCUUUACGGAGAUGGUGUGAAUCACAGGAGGGGGAGAGUUGUCGUUGCCCAGGCCCCACCCUCAGGCUUCCCUUUGGGGUAUCUGGGAAGGCUGGACUGGAUGGGCCCCCUUUGGCCUGCUCUAGCCAGGCUCUUAGGAAGCCCUAUUGUGAAAGCAGAACCUCCAUCCAUGCCCAGGGACAGUCUGCUUCGGAAAACCACAGGAUGGGGACAACUGGAGAGUUGCUGCUGUUGGGCUCAGGUCCUGCUUUGGCCACUGAGGACAGGUUGCUGGACUGGCCUGACCCAGCUUCAAGGCUCUUCUUAGGUCCUUGCGUGUUGCCCUCACAUUCCCCUCUGGAAAGUGGCGGUAGGUGGGCACCCCUGGGAUUUCUUGCACACAUGCUCCUGUUGCUUGCAGAGAACCUUGUCCGCCAGCAGAGGGUGCCGUGGGCCUAGCACGGCUCCCCCCCUCAAAAAAUGCAGCUGUCUGGCACUUGCCCUCGCGCUUGGAGGGCCGGGGCACAGACAUUUGGUUCCCAUCUGCCGCCCCUCCACCCCCCUCUGCACAUCCCAGGCCAGGUUAUCCUGUCACCCGGGACUCUGGGCUCGUUCACAGGAAAAGGGAGCGUUCGAAUUGUUUUCUCAUCUUCUUCAACAUCAUCUUUUCUCUCUCUCUCUCUGCUUUCCCCCCCUCUUUCCCAUGCAGCUGAACAAAAGGUUCGUCCUGAGUUUUCUCCAUGCCCAUGGGAAGCUGUUUACCAGGAUUGGGUAAGGCUGCAGGAUGUUUGUUUUAUUUUUCCUACAUUACGAGGCCUUUUGGAAUUCCAAUAUUGUUAGCAACUGGGCUUGUGUUUGGAGCGGAGGGCACAGGGUGUGAAGCCGCCUCCUCCUCCUCCCUCCCCCUCCCAGGCCGGCUCUGGAGGGUGGGGGCGAGGGAGAGGGUCAGCACUCCGGCCGGGGCUGGGGCUGGGAGCGCCACCGCAGCAGUGACGCAGCUCUGGCCCUCCUCGUCCAGCACAGCAGCUGCCCUCCUUUAUCAGAACAAAUUCGUCCCCAGCCAAGUCCAUUUGUGCCAUUUUCCCGCUGCCGCCCGGAGCUCAGGGCUAGACUGCCUCUCCCUGUGGAGGUUCUGUUUAGCAUUGAGGUCUGAUGCCCCCCGAUCCAAAUCGUGUCCUCCAGGGAUUGGCUCCUGACAAACUGAGGCAGAUUGUCAGAGAAACGCCAAGCAGAGGAAAGGAAGUCCCUCUUAGUGCAGCGCAGAGUUAAACUGUGGAACUCCCUCCCACAUGAGGCCAUGAUGGCCAACAGCUUGGGUGGCUUUUUAAAGGGGUUAGGCAAAUUCAUGGAGGAGGAGGCGGCUAUCGAGGGCUUUGCUCUGCCUCCACAGCUGGAGAUGGGGAUGCUUCUGAGUCUCUGUUGCUGGGAUCCGCAGGAGGGGAGGCUGCUGCCCUUGUGCUUCAAUCCUGCUUGCAGCUUUCCCAGGGGAACACCUAGUUGGCCUCUGUGAGAAGAGGACGCUGGACCAGAAGGGCCCUGAUCCACCAGGCUCUUCUGCUGUGUGCUUUAUCUUGUCCAUCCAGCCCAGCAUGUUCCACUCUGACUGGCAGAGCCUCCCCAGGAUCUCUGGCAGAGAAGCGUCUUUCUCCCCCAUCUUCACUUGAUACCGAAUUCUGGGUAGCAAGCCUGGGGAUUGAACCUCCCCCAUGCCAAGCAGUCAUCCUGCUGUCCCCAGACAGCAUUUGGCUCCCAGGUUUUCCCUCGGGUGGCCGUUGCUUCUUGGGUGACGGCAGAGGAGUUGGCGUUGCCCCUCUUGGGAAGCCUCCCUGGGUGCGAGGAAGAAGGAGCCUCCCAUAAGGAUGCCCAAGAAGUCAGCUCCAGUCUGUGCCCUCUCGGACUUCCACCAUCCCUGACCACUGGCCAUGCUGGCUGCUGGGUCUGCUGGGAGUUGGAGUCCAGACAACGGCCGCAGGGCCACGGGAUCACGUCGGCUCCCGCAAGGGCCGAGUUUGAGUUGGCUUCGUUACUGGGCGACCUGCAGAGCUCCCUCUGCUGUGAAUGGGAGUGCAGGUGCUCAUGUUUCCUGUGACAAAACAACGGAAGCGAUUUCACCCACUGAGACACACACACACACACACUUUCCAGUGGUAACCACGUGUAGGGUCAAAGUGGUAAUUUCUCUUCACCGAAGUACUUUGUCUCCUUAUGCUCGGCAAAUCUCGACAGCAGCCCCAUAAAGUAGGCCAGUGUUGCUGAGAAAGAGCUGCUUUUCUCAGUCCCACACAGCCUCCCCUGCUUGCCCCACACCCCAUUAUUAUUAUUUAUUACAUUUAUAUUCCACCCUGCCGCCAAGGAGCUCAAGGUGGCGUACAUGGUUCUUCUCCCCAUUUUAUCAACAGCCCUGCAAGGUAGGCUAGGCUGAGAGGCAGUGACUGGCCCAAGGCCACCCAGGGAGUUUCGUGGCUGAGUGGGGACUGGAACCUUGGUCUCUCUAGUCUUAAUUCGACACCUCUCCACGUCUCCACAACAGCUGGCUUUCUAGCAGAUUCUGCCGUUAUCUUUCAUCCCCAUAGAAUUGUAGAGGUGGAAGGGACUCCUGAGGUUCAUCUAGUCCAGCUCCUUGCAAUGCACAAAUCGUGGCUAAAGCAUCCGUGACAGGGCCCCCCGCCCAACCUCUGCUUAAAAACUUCCAAGGAAGGAAAGGCCACCACCACCUGAGGGACUCCAUCCCUCUGUCGUCCGGCUCUUACCGUCAGAAAGUUAUUCCUGAUGUUGAGUGGGAAUCUCCUUUCUUGUAACUUGAAGCCAUGGGUUCGAGACCUACCCUCCAGAGCAGGAGGAAACAAGUUUGUUCCCUCUUCUACGUGACAGCCCUUGAGGUGUUUGAAGACGGCUAUGCUUUCUCCUCUGAAUCUCCUCUUCUCCAGGCUAAACAUCCCCAGCUCCCUAAAAUGUUCCUCACAAGACUUGGUUCCCUGCCCCUUUUUAUCAUCUUGCUUGCACUCCUCUGCUCUCAGGUUGUCGUUACGAUAAUUACUGUCUAUUUGCAAUUGUACGGGGAGAUAAGUGAAUAAUAAUAAUAAAUAAUAAUAAUAAUAAUACAGUGGUACCUCUGGUUGGAACGGGAUCCAUUCCGGAGGCCUGUUCGCAACAUGAAAAGAGUGCAACCUGAAGUGUCGUAUCUGCGCAGGUGCGCAGCGCGAUCUGGCGCUUAUGCACGAAGCACAAUUUAGCACUUCUGCACAUGCGCGAGUGGCGAAACCUGGAAGUAACCCUUUCCAGUAUUUCCAGGUCGCCACGGGACGUAAGCUAAAGGAACAUAACAUGAAGCAAACAUAACAUGAGGUAUGACUGUAAUAGAAAUAACAAUGCAAUGCAAAUAGUGUUGUUAAUAAUGCAAUGCAAAUAAUGAGCAACGCAAACAAUGUCUCCCCUCCUUCCUUGGUUUCUUCAGGAUGGAGACCUUCCCUGCCGUAGCUGCUGAGGUCCUGAGCGAGUUCCGGGCGCUGCUGGGGCACAGCCCCUCGCCCAUCGGAAGCACCCGCCUGCUGCAACUCAUGGCCAUCAACAUGUUUGCUGUCUACAACUCCCAGCCCAAAGGUACUGGAGGGGGACAGGUGGGGGAAGGAGUCAGGAAGGAGCCCCAGGCCUCGGUCCUCAGGCGCUGGGUUUGUGGGCAGGACACAACUCUGGUGCCCAGGAGGCCCUUUGGAAGUCACAGGUUGAGAAAACUGCUGAAUUCCAAAACCCCAGCGGGCAGAGUUGAGAUCUUGAGAGCAACUCUUGCUGGUUAGCAUCCAGCUCAGGGUUCCCAUGGGACCAUUUGCUUCCUGUGUGGAGAGGCGCUUAUAAGAGCCUAAGGAGAGCCCUGUGCCAGCUGGAUCAGGCCAGCUUGUUUAUCAGCCUGUUUUCGCAAUGGCCAGCCAAUGUGAAGAAGCCUGCAAGCAGGACCUGAUCGCUACAACAGCUCUCUAGUUGUUGUUGCCCGUCACCCGGUAUUCAGAGGUAGACUGUCCCUGGGCAUGGAGGUUCUGCUAUCGCAAUUGGCCCUGCUCCCCCCCCCCCCCCCCGCCAAAGGGGGCCCACCUUGUUUCAGCAUCCUAUUUCUUUAGUGGCCAACCAGGUGCCCCCAGGGGAAGAAGCUAGCAGCAGAACCCGAGGGCUACAGCAGGGCACUCCCCACCUGCCAUUCCCAAUGUAGUACCUCUAGGCAGGCUGCCUUUGUCCUUCCUGGUGGGCAGAAGCAGCCAGUGGGUUUGGUCCAAGGAAGGGCCCCCUUUUCUCCCCCUGCCCCUUCAGUGUUUGUCUCUGACACAUCGAAAGAGUCUUUCUCAGCCCUGCCUGGAGGUGCUGGCGAUCGAGCCUGGUCCUCCCCUAAAUUCUCCCCCUGUAGCCCUCCUGCUGUGGCCGUCAUCCUCACGGGAGAGCAGCGCCAGCAGAUCCUGGGGCCAGCAGGUCAGAUCUGUGGCUCUCCUGCUGUGUCGUCCUCUGUGGCACCCAGAAAGUAUUGCUUGUGCAACCUUUUUCUUUCCUUUGAGCCUUGGUCUUCCUUCCUUGCUCCUCCAUUAGCAUCUUGCUGACUGACAGUCCCAUCCUGUCCCCCACCCCACUCCGCCUCGGAAGUGCUGUAGGGAAAGGUGAUGCCUAGCCAGGCCCCUUUUGGUAGUUCCUUGGCAGUCCAGAACAGUGCCACCCCCCACUACCACCACCACCACCUCAGAAGCUGCGAUCUCUGUCCCUUGCAUGCCGUCUCUCUCCAGAAGGAGGUGCUGGUGGGCUCCCUUUGCCCCCGGGAGGACCAGGAGGAGGCCAGCGCAACACCUUGCCCCAGUUGUCCUCUUUGGGCACUUUGGUAGCCAGCUGCACACCCGCCUGGCAGGGAAGUGGGGGGUGCCUUUAUCCUGACCGCAGACGCAUGGAGAAUGUGGUUGGUGGGGGGGGUUUUAAGGGGGGGUCUGUAAUUUGGGCACAGGGAGAGAGGGGUGGCUGGAACGGAGUUUGCAAGCGAGCUAAUUGAAGCCGUGCCUUGUGGCAGGGCAUCUCCGGCGGGGGGAGUCCUGCGAGCCCCCUCCCCCACCCAUCUGUGCCCAAUUUACUCCAAUCUGGUCUCGGUGGGGCUUUUCUCCCACCCCCAAAGCCCACCCCCUUUCUCUCUCUCUCUCUCUCUUUCCCCUUUUUAAUAAUUUGUUUUAUAAUUCCUGGAAUCAAACCCAUCUCAAACACACUGUUCUGUUUUACUAUAUUAUUGGAUUAUACUUCCUAUAAAUCACUGGAGGGAUGUUCAUAGGGCCACCGCCGGGAUCACUUCCCUUCGCCGCAAACCCCCCACCCCCACCCCCCCGGCACGUCUUACACACAUAUCCAGGCAGUUUGUCUUCUGGCCUUUUUGUGCCCUUCCCAGCUGAGCAGGGCAAGAGUUGCCCCCCCCCCACCAACCAGCCAACUUCAGGCUGUGUCUCCAUCUGGCUGCUCUUAAGCGACUCCCAGGGUGGAGUUCAGCAUAGUGCUGGUUCAGUUGCUCUGUCCACACGAGCUUUUUGGCCUGUUGGGCAGAACAAACCCCCCUCCCCCCCCCCAUACACUCCUCUGAAGCUUCUCCCCUGAGCCAAUUUUGGGAGGUCAGGGUUGGGAAGCCCUGUUGCACAAAUGACAGGCCUUGCACUGGCCUUCUGGCGAUGGGGCUUAGCAGGUGACCCUCCCUCCCUCUGUAUUAUCUGGAGAGGCAGCCUCUGAAGAGCAGCCGCUGGAUCAGGCCAAGGUGGGUCUGUCUAGCCCAGCAGCCUGUUCUCACGGGCUAGCCAGGUGUCCCCGUGGAAAGCCUGUGCUCCACAGCAACACACCCCUCUUGCGGUUUUCAGCAACUGGCGUUUGGGAUCGUUGCUGCCUCCGACUGCGGAGGUAGAGAGAGCAUCCAUCAUGGCUAGGAGCCCUCCAUGAGUUGUCUUUCAGAGCCAUCCUGGUUGGUGGCCAUCCUUGCUUCCUGUGGCAGUGAGUUCCACAGUUCAGCUGCCCCCAUGUAGGCAUCUCCCUGUAAAAUCAGGCAUGUAGAACGUUGAUUUACAUUUUAAUCUCUUCUCAGUUCAUUGCUGGUUUUAAUCUUGGAACUAAAUAGUUGGCUUUAACUAUUUAUUUAUUUAUUUAUUUAUUUGUAGAUAAUUUUUAUUUAAGUUUUAAACAACAAAGAAAGAAAAAAAAACAUACACAAUACAUAUCUCAAAAAAAAGAAAAAAAGAUAACAAGAACACACAAAAAAGAACACAAUUCAACAAUAAAAAACAAAAAACAUAACAAUUAAAAACAAUAUCUCUUUUCCAUUUCCGUUUUUUUAGUUUGCUUAUUUUCUGGACUUCCUCAUACCUCCCUCUUUUGUAUUCCAAUCCAAAUUGUUUGUCCAGCAGUUUCUUUUCAACUUUUUAAAUCCCAAUCUUUAACUUUAGUAUAAUAUUGUAAUGUAUAUCUUCAAUUGGCUUUAACUAUUUUUACUGAUAACAUUUCUUUUUGCAAAUUAUUUUGAGAUAUUUUUUUUUAAAAAAAAGUUAAGCUGUGCAUUAAUUUUAUGAAAUAAAUCAAAUCAACAGCCCGCCCACCAAACUGAGGCCCGACUCCUGGGCCCUUUCAGAAUGGCCCUUGUAACCACAGAGUUCCUCCGAGGCCUGUCCGCAACGUCUUUUUACCACUGCCUCCUCGAUGUGCAAACCACGCGACAUCUACCAGGAUCGGAAAACCCCAAGCCGAGUCCAGUUUUCUCAGCCGCCUAUAAAAAUAACGCCGGCUCAUCUGCUGCAGCCUUGGUUUAGUGGCCUUUUAAAAUUAGCCCCUCCGGAGUAUUUGAGCGUAACCUCAGGCUCCUGGGAGCAGAAAGAGCCGCAUGGGGAAGUAGCCCCCAACCCCGUUCUCAAACCCCAGUCUCCACGCUGCACCUCUUCACCCACACCCCCGGUGAGCCCUGAUGGGGGGGACCAGAAAAGCUGCAGUGACAAAGUGGGGCUGGGGAGGGAGCAGGGAGGAUGCCGAGUGUUUGCAGGUAGCCGGGGAUUGGGGCCACCUGCUUGCAGCCAGCAGAGGAGGCAGCUGCCUUAUACCUGGUUGGGCUAUUUGUCCAUCCAGCCCCCUGUUCUCUGCUCCAACUGGCAGCUGGUCUCCAGAGUCUCAGGCUGAGGGGAAGAACCCUUCCAUCACUGGGGAAGCUCCGUGGCAGAGCAUCUGCCUUGCAUGCAGAAGGUCCCUGUUCAGUCCCCAUCAGCAUCUCCAGGCAGGGCUGGGAAUGGUCCCCUGCCUGAAACCUUGGAGAGCCAUUGCUGCCAGCCAGUGAAGACAGUACUGAGCUAAAGGGAGCCAACGAUCUCAGUAUACGGCAGCUCCCUAACUUCCUGGAAGCUUGCUCAUCCGUAGCUCAGCGGUAGUGCACCUGCUUUGCAUGCAGAAGGUCCCAGGUUCCAUCCCUGGCAACAUCUCUGCGUAGGGUUGAAGAAAAGACUCCUGCCUAAAACCCUGGAGAGCUGUUGCUGCCAGUCAGUGAAGAUCACCCUGAGCUAGAUGGACUCUGCAUCAGGUGGCUCCCUAUGUGCUCAAGAUCCAUUUUUAACUGAUGAUGCUGGUGGCUGAACCUGGGGCCUUCUGCAUGCAGAAGUGGGUGCUGAAGAAGUUUCAGUCCUUGUGCCCUCCAAAUGACCUCUGACCAGCCCCGGCCAGCAGAGCCUUAGCCCAGGGCAAACAGAGCACCAGGCUGACAAAGGCUGAUUCAUCAGUUAAGUUCUGGGCGGCCAGAGCAGGAAAAUCUCCAUUCAGUAUAUCUGAAUGGGCAGCUCACCAGGGUGGCAAAUCCUGCUGCAUUUUUACUUAUUUUUUGCUUUCUAGGUUGCAUUCCUUUUUUCAAUGUCUGAGAUACCUUGAAACAAUUUUUUUUAAAGGUAGGAUGCAUUUAAAAACAAAAAACCCUAAUCAACGAAGGUUUCCUUGCUUGUUUCCGUGAUGGAAGGAAAGCUCUAUUUGCGGAGGUUCCUCUCUCGCACCCGCUGUUCCCACAGAGGCUUGUGCCACCGUCUUUUAAGGUGCCCACAAGGCCGUCAGUUGUUCAGAUUGGGGCGGGCUGGACCAACCACCCCUCUGGAAGACCUGUCCCUGUUGCAGCGCUUGGGCAGUUAAGCUGUGGAAUUGACUCCCACGGAAGCUCGUGAUGGGCUUUAAAAAGAUAAUGGGGGGGGGGAGUGGUUCAGUCCUCUGCCUCUCCAGGUAGAGCUGAGAAAUACAGGGGAGUCAGUGCAAACGCUUGCUAGCUAAAUGAGCUGGUGGCCUGUCUCAGUAGGAAGGCCGUUUCCUACAUUUGUCUGGGAGUAAACCUGCAUCAUGUGACUGUGAGAAGGGGAUGUCCCCUGAGUCCGCUUGCCAGCUGGUUGUGGGCAGCAGCCCCGUUGGGGUCCGCAAAGCAGCCGGGCUGACUCCCUUAAAUCCUGCCUUGUCUGUCGGGGCCUGUUUCCCAGAAUCCUCCUGGGCCACCCUUUGCCAUCAUCUCACAUCUUGCUGAGCAGAGCAAGAGUGGGGGGCAAGUCCCACUGUGGUGCUCCACUCCUGCUUGUGGGCUUCCGCAUGGGGCAGGAAGCUGGACUAGGCGCUGGGUCCCCUCUGGCCUGAUCCAGCUGCAAUAUUAUGAGGGGCUGGCAGAGCAGCUUCCUUUCAUGUGGAAGCUCCAGAGUUUGAUUCCUACCAUUUCCGGCCAAAAAGGGACUCGGCAGCUGGCGGUAGGGAAAGGGGUCUUUUCUGCCUGAGGACCCUGGUGGGCUGCUGCCAGUCAGAGCCUGCAAUGCUGGGCUACGCAGAGAAGAGUCUGAACUGUGGUGGCCCCUUUGAAAAGCCAUGCCAGAUUGCCUUGCAAGCCCUGUCUGGUUAGAGCAGCCUUUCUCCACCUGUGGGUCCCCAGAUGUUGUUGAACUACAACUCCCAUCACCCCUAGCUAGCAAGGCCAGAGCUCAGGGAUGAUGGGAGUUGUAGUCCAACAACAUCUGGGGACCCACAGGUUGAGAACUGCUGGGUUAGAGUGUCAAAGGGGGGCCUGGGAGAAGGCUGCUCUUCCUCUGUCUGAUCUACCUCAUAGGGUUGUUGUGAGGGAGUUUCUCUUUUUUUUUUUUUAAAUAAUAUUUUUUAAAGUUUCAAAAGAAGAAAAAUCACAUUAAUAAAAAAUUAACAAUAAAAAGGAAAAAUGCAAAGUAGAAAAAAGAAAAAACAGUUAAAAACAAUUCCAUCUUUUCAUCACUUCUUUUACAUUUACUUGUUUCCUGGACCUCCUCAUACCUCCCUCUUUUGUAUUCCAAUUCAAUUUGUUAAUCCAACAAUUCCUUUCCCUCCUUUUUAAUCCUAAUCUUUAAUCUUGAUAUAUUAUAGCUUUAAAUUUUUACAUAUUAAAAACCAAUUUUUCCAUAUUCUUUUGUAUCUGUUCAGCUAGAAACCACUUAACUUCAAUCCAACAUCAUUCUAACAUUCAUUAAUUUUGCAAUAUUUCUGUAAAUAGUCUUUAAAUUUCUUCCAAUCUUCUUCCACCGACUCUUCUCCCUGGUCGUUGUGAGGGAGUUUCUCUCACCACCAUCCCAUGCUGCCUGUGUGUGUGUGUGUGUGUGUGUGUGUGUGUGUGUGAUAUUGCCUGAUCCCUCACUCAGCAAGCUUCAGAACUGGGCCAGAAUUAGAACCCAGGACCACUACCCCCAAGAGCCCUGCAGCAUCUGGGUCAGGCCCAAGGGGGCCCAUUUGGCCCAGCACCCUAGCCUCACAGUGCUCCUUAGAACCUGGGGGCCUAGAUAGACUGCCUCUGGGCCUGGAGGUUCUGUAAGAAAAGAGCCGCCCCCCUAGUGCAGCAUCCUUUCUUUGCAGCAUCCAGCCUGCCUCCCCUGAACUUUUCCUCUCUCCAUUUUCCUGCCUGAGCAAUGCAGGCCUGAGCGGAGCAUCCUCUGGGCAGUGCGAGGGGAGCUCUCCGGUGGGGACGUGGGAUGGGGAGGGAGCUGCGUCCCAGGCCGCCAAGCCUGCCUGCCCGCCUGCCUCUUAAAAGCCUGCAGCAGCCAGCCAGCGGAAGCCCUGCACUCCGGCCCAUCUGCGCCUGCCGAGGGAGACGCAGCGCAGCUGCUGUUGCUCUGAGUCGCUGGCGCAGCGCAAGAGAGAGGGAGGGAGGGAGCCAGAUCUGCUGUCUGUUGGGGUUUACUGCUGUCUACAUUGAAACAUGGCUGGGGCUGGGGGGGGGGCUGGGGCUCAGAAUGGGGUGGGGGGAGCCGGUGGCACCAUGCCAGCCCCAGUUAGCCUGGCCUCCCCCCAACCUUCCCCCCCACCCCCCAACUGAUGCUUUAAAGUCACAUUUCCAGGCCAGACAUAGAAUUAAUCUCUGGGCACUUCAGAUUGCUGGCAGCCCAAAGCAGGAUGUGGGAUUUUUCUCUCUCUCUCUUUCUCUCUCUCUCUCUCUCUGUGUCUUGGCUGACUUUUUUACCUCUCGAAGAAUUUGGAAGGGCCGUGAGAGUCCCUCCUCCCCCCCUCCCUUUUCGCCUUGGUGCCGCGAAGCUUUUCUGCUCGCUGAUCGCCCUGCUGUGGCUUCGCCCCUAAUAGAUUUCAUAUGUCGAUGCCGUUGACAUCAGUAUCAAACUAUUCUACAUGUGAUCUGGUGUGUUUCCUGCAGGAAAUCUGCAAGAUAUUUAUUAAGAACUAAUAAAAUAAACCUCUCCCCGAGCUUUUAGGUAGUUUUCAAUUGUCCGCGUCUCCCUCGUUUCCUUUUAUCAACUGGGGGGGGGGCGUGCUUUGUUUUUGUUUUGUUUUUUGCUCUUCCCUCUGACCAUCACAAAAAAGACACCCACCCAAAGGCACUGAAGAAGCCAGAAUAUUUUGGGGAAGAAAGAGACAGCUCUGCAAAGACCUGCGUCUUCAGGGCUUGAAUUAACAGGGGCUGCAAUGGCUGUGCCUGUUCUUUUUAUAGCACACCCUCCUUUUGUGUGUGUGCUCGCGCCUGUGUGUGGCUUCAGCAGCCUUCACACCAGCGCUUAGAGGGCUGCCUUUGCACUACUGUUAAAUUUCCUGCCCCUCUCGCAGCUGGAGACGGUUAGCUUGCAAAUUGAAGUAAUCCUGGUCAAGAAGAAGGCCGCCUUGGGUGCCCUGGGCCCUGUGUUCAGGAUGCGUGUGAAGGAGGGCAGCGAGCGUGGGCUGGCCCCCUUCUUUCCCUUUCCAAGAUAGCCAUCUGGGGCUGGAGCAGAGGGGCGUGGGGGGCAGCCACAUCUCCUGCCUCCAGCCCGCUAAACGGUUGCAAGAAGCUGAGGGCCGUUGUCUGCAGUGCCCAGACUCCUUCCCUCCCUCUGGAUGGUCAGGCAGGAUCUUCCGCUGCACCACCCUAGGCUGCCAUAGAAUUGUAGCCUUGGAAGGGAUCCCAGGGGUCAUCUAGUCCAACCCCCUGCAAUGCAGAAACCGCAACUGAAUAUUCCCUGGCAGAUGGCCACGCUCGCUCUGCUUAAAAGCCUCCAAGGAAUUAGUAUUUGUAUUAGUAUUAGCUGCCCAUCCAACUGGGUUGCCCCCACCACUCUGAGCUGCUCCCAACAAAAUAUUAAAAACACAAUAAAACAUCAGACAUUGAAAGCUUCCCUAUACAGGGCUGCCAAGGGAGUCCAUUCCACUGCCAGCUUAGUAAUGGAGCUUUAGGUCUUUUGCCCCUUUUGGGGGGAAGAUUUCUCAGAAGCUCAUGCAGCUGCUUUCCAGAAAAGGCACAUUUUCUUCCCCUUUUCUUUUUGAAACCCAUUACGUGUGUGUGUGGCCCCCUGGGAUGCUUUCCUGUGUCUCUUGUGUGGCUCAGGGGGGCGUGGAGAUACACUGGCGCUCAGGAAGGGUCACACAGGAUACUCUCCCUACCCCCAAUAUACACUGGUCUAUGGGCUAGAGCGGCAAGAGGCAGCCACUGGCCCACGGCAAACAUCCCCAGGCACCCUGGACUGACAUCUGGUGCAGGGCAGACAUCCCUCCUAUUAAUUAGGGGGGCUAGCAAAAAAAUUAAAAAUGGGGAAGAAAAUCUUUUUAUUGUACAAACUGAUGGCGGGCUGCUUGGCUCUCCUGCAGCAGCAGGAUCCGAGAUUUGAAACAAUAAAAAAUGUGUGUGUCCCCCACCCCUUUAGUUAACUUUUUUUAAAAAAAUGCAUGCUUACCAGCCCCCCUGGAGGGGCUGUUUGGGGAGGGUGGGCCCACCAGCCGCUGUGCCUGGCCUGUACCCAUCCUUGAGAGGUGGCUGACGCUGGCACCAGAAGAAAGGCAGCCCCGUUUUUCCAAGAACUCUGCUCUUUCUCAGCUUGAUAAGCAUUUGAACGCAACGCCGCUCGAUUGGAAUUGGCAGGGUGUCCUCAUUCUUUUGUCUGCCUGUUUAUUUUUCCCCUCAUCCCUCCACAUGUGCUCGGCAGCCCACGGAUGAGGCACCCCCAAGACCCGGAGGCUGGGAAAACGUGGUGCGGAGGCCGUGCCAGGAGCCCCUCUUUCCGCAGCCGGGCAGCGGCUCCCAAGGCUGCAAGUGAGGAGGACGGGGCAGUAGAAGCCAGCUCAGCUUAGGCUUAAUCUUGGGAAGGGUCAAGGCUCUGCCAAGUGGAGAUGUUUUCAAGUGCAGGCUGCCAUCGGCCCCCCAGCCUCUGGGCCUCAUCCAGCAGCCGGACUCUUCUUUCACACUGGUGGGGAAUUGGUCUGUCAAUAUCUGUUAGCUGUAACAGACCCAGGAAAGGUACCUGGCCCUGACCCAAGUGCCCAGGACUGUUGCACCGGCCUUUGCCAACCAGGUGCCCUCCAGGUGUGCUUGCACUACAACUCCUAGCCACCAACGUGAAUUGAGAGAGAGAGAGAGAUACACACACACACACACACACACACACCCACACACACACCCCUCCAUUGCAUUUACAUCCCACCUUUUGCUCAGUGGGGCUUAAGGUACAUGGUUCUGGCCCUCAUUUAAUCCCCACAACAGCCCUGUCAGGUGGGAGAGGCUGAGAGUGAGUGAUCAGCCCCCGGGGUCACCCAGGGAGCAGUCCCAAACGCCAGGCUGGUGGAGGCUGAGACUCAUCCACAGCCCCAGGAACAAACGCAGGAAGCUCUGUGAUCAGAGGGAAGGACGGGGGGACUGAGCAGGAUGCUGCAGUGCCGUCCCAUGAGGACUAGGAACUUGGCCUUUGAAGUCUGCUCUGCUCGGGGACGCAGUGUUCUGUGCAGCCCAAACGCAGCCCCAGCUGCAUGAGUAGCAACCGCCAAUCAGGCUUGUGGAAGGCAAGUGUCCUGAGUCCUGCGGUGUGGAUCCCCUCUGCCUUCAGGGGAAGAUGAGGGCAGAAGCUGAGAAGAAAGGCUUAGCAAAAGGCAGAAGUUAGUGGGCUCUUCUUCCUUGGUGGUUUCUAAGCAGAGGCCAGGUGGCCGUCUGUCAGGGAUGCUUUACCUGGGAUUGCGAGGCAGGACUAGAUGGUCCUUGGGGUCACUUCCAACUCUGCAAGUCUAUGAUUCUGCGGAAACCCCAAAUGCCCAAGCGGGUGGAUCAAAGACCUUGAUCAGUAUGCAGCAGUAAUGCCACACAAGCAGGCGGGCAGCAAGCUGUGUGUGUGUAUCCGUGUGUGUGUGUGUGUGUGUGUGUGCCCAAAGGACUUUGGAGCCAUGAAUUCUAGCUCAGAAUAAGCCCAUCCCUGAAAAGCUGCGCAAGAGAGAGCCGUCAUUCUGGCAAGGUGGCUCUCGCGGCGCAGGAUUCUGACUCCUUCAAGAAGUUCUUGCCACAGACCAGACCGGUCUGUUUCCUUGGCUACAGUCUGCUGCUCUCCCGAGUGGGGGGAGUCUCAAAGGUGGAGCAAGGGGGGGAGUUUUUAAGCAGAGGUCAGACAGCCACCCAUCGGGGAUUCUUGAGCUGUGCUCCUUGCAUUGCAGUGGGCUGGGCUGGAUGACCUUUGGGGGACCCUGCCAACUCUGCAGUUCUCAGGUGGAACUAGAUGAGCCUUGGCAUUGUGCUUGUGAGUUAACUGGGGGCUGCUUGUGGGGGGGGGUGCCAGGCAUGCCCCCACUUAGUAAAGCUGGCUGGAUCUCCUGCACUGGGUGGGGGUUAGGGUAGUAGGGGAGCCUUCCCCUCCUGCAGAAAAGAAAAACACUUUUGGUCAGAAGUGCCUGCCAGAGGGGCCUCCCUGCCGGCCUUCUGCUUGGCCCUGUGCUGGGGUCCUGAGCCAUGGGUGCCAGGGCCAAGAGAAAUGCCCCCUGCCCGGGGGGCUUUUACUUACUUUUCCCUCCUAGUGGCAUCUGCCCUUCCUUUCCUGCUCUCCCCCCGCCCCCAGCAGUCCUCCUCAAUUCCACACUGGGGUUUUCUCCCCCCCCCCGCCCCGGUCUAUCUUUUUCCAUCUCUCUGUCUCUCUUCGUAACAGUUUUUAAUAAUGUUUUAGUUAGUUCCAGCCCUUUUCCCUCAAUGGAUCCCAUUGGAAAAAAACAAAAAGCAUUUUGAAAGGAAACAGUUAUACACUUCCCUUCCUUUGAAACUCUUGCUGGCACCUUUUCCAGCGCAGUAAACCAUACAACAUGGAUUUUCAAGAGUUUCCAAACACAGACAUGCUGGCGUUAAAUUUAUGAAAAAAUGUUUUAUUCGGCCGUGUGCUCCAGAAAGAGAGAGGAGCCUCGGAGCGGCUGGUCAGAGUUGAAACCCAAGCCCCCGGCUCGGAAUCGGGCUCCCCCCAAACCUGCUAGGAGACGCAGCUGCCAACCCCAGCCAGCUUGCUGGGCCUUUCCCAGUGCCUCUGCAGCUUCUCCUCUCCCAGAAAGGAAAGCCGGGGGGGGGGGAGGAGAGAGGAAGAGGAAGAGGAGUCCCCCUUCGGCUACUGGCCCUGCGGCCGGCCCAAGAGAGACUCUGCCGCAAAUCAGCACUUUGGGGUGGGGCUUUUAAGAGCAAAUCUGCACUGAGAUGAGUCUGCUCUGCAGGGCUUUCUGCUGGGAGGGGGGCUGUUAAAAUUACACACACACCCCAGGCAGUCCGGAGUCUGCGUCGGGUAUAGACAAUGCGGUGUACACAGGAAGUCCCAGAGGCAAUUCCCAUAGGAAGCUGCCGUACACCGAGUCAGGCCAUUGGGUCAUCUACCUAGUAUUGCUUGCACUGACUGGCAGCUGUGGCCCGCUGGGUUUGGGCUGGCAGGAGUCUCUCCCAGCCCCACCUGGAGAUGCUGCUGGGACUUUCUGAGAUCCAGCCCUUUCCCACCAGCUUCCUGUUUAAAUCGGCCCUUAAGCCAAAACCAUGAGGGCUGGGAUCUUGCUUUAUUUUUAGGGGGAGGGCUGGGGGGCACCUGCUUUGCAUGCAGAAGGUCCCAGUGGCACCUUUGAAGCCCAGGGUUGCUGCUUCCCAUGGCUGACCUCCGUUUAGAACAGCUUCCUGGGUUCCUUUGAACGUUGAUGUAGUGGCUUUUGUCAGUUUUGACUACAGUGGUACCUCGGGUUAAGUACUUAAUUCAUUCCGGAGGUCCGUUAUUAACCUGAAACUGUUCUUAACCUGAAGCACCGCUUUAGCUAAUGGGCCUCCCGCUGCCGCUGCGCAGAGCACAAUUUCUGUUCUCAUCCUGAAGCAAAGUUCUUAACCCGAGGUACUAUUUCUGGGUUAGCGGAAUCUGUAACCUGAAGCGUCUGUAGCCUGAAGCGUCUGUAACCCGAGGCACCACUGUAUUUUUAUGUCCGUCUUUGGCACUGAGCUGUUAUGCUGCUUCGCAUCGCCAAAGGUGGCUUCUGAAUGCUGUUUAAAAUAGGCGCAGAUUCCAGGAGAGGCGGAGGGUGCAGGGCAUGUCGCCAGAAGAGUCUUGCUGGUAGGGCAGAUGGGCUUGCGGGUGAGGAAGGAAGGACUGAUGGACAGGAGCGGCAGCGGCUGCCCUUGCCCUGCAGGCUUUGAUGACAGAGCUGCCCCUCUCCCUGGGCCCUUGCUCCUCCCUCCUUGCCACCCCACCAGCCACACACAAAGGAGUCUCCAAGGAAACUGGGUCUCCCUCCUGCACAUUCACACAUGGCUGUCAGGCUCCAGACAGCCUCUGGCGCAGGGCUGGGGGAAUCCCGCCUGGCCUCUCCCACCCAGCGAUGGAGUCUCAGCCUCCUGCAGGGUGAAUGGGUGCUUCCUUCUGGCUGCAGGUGAUCCCAAGCAGCCUGCAGAGGCCGGCAGCUUUCUCUGCAGUUGGGCUGCCAGAGGAAGCCCCUGCGCUUUCCCCCUGGAAAUGUGGGUGCUCCGCAUCAGGAACUUGCCCCCCACCCCACUUCUAGCCAUCCUGCAGUUAAACGUGGGCGCACUUUGCUCAAAUACGGGAGCUGUGUGUUUCCUCUUCUGAGCUGGCGAGGCGGCAAGGGCCCCAAAUAGCACCUCCUUGGAGGAGGCCCCAAACGGCACUGAAACACUGACCCCAAAUCUCCAGCAGAAUUCUAUGAGUUGUGCAGCCCUGGGGGAGUAGACGUCUCUGCUCUUUGCAGCUUGGCAGAAUCUGCUGUUUCUGCUAGUCCUGGUGAAGGAUGUUGCCAUGGGAGACCGUACCCCAGACCCCAGUGGUUGCAUUCCCUCCAGAGCAGUUUUGUGGGGUUAAUAGCGGCGGGUGUGCACAAACACCAGUAUGGCUCUGUUCUGUCUCUACUGUUGGAGACGGCAGAUGCCUCUGAAUGGCAGUUGCUGGGAAUCACAGGUAGAGAGAGUUGCUGGUGCGCUCAGUUCUCGCACGUCGGCUUCUUCCCUUUGAGGGCACCUGGUUGGCCACUGCGAGAACAGGAUGCUAGACUCGAUGGGCCCUCUUUGGCCUGGUUAUGGCCAAGUGUUGUGAUAGCAGAACCUCCACGCCCAGGGACAGUCUACCUCUGAAUACCAGAUGGUGGAGAACAACAACUGGAGAAUUGCUGUAGUGCUCAAGUCCUGCUUGCAAGCUUCCCACUGAAGUAUCUGGUUGACCACUGUGAGAAUAGGAUGCUGCACCAGGUGGACUAUCGGCCUGACCCGGCAGGCGCUUAUUACGCUGCUAUGCCCUGGGCCUUGGAGGGUUGCCACCGAGAGCUCCUGGUGCCUGGGUGUUUCUGUCCGUGCAGGGUCCCCCGGUUGGGGAGGCUCUCCAGAGAGGCAAGGGUGGGGGACUGCAAGGCCAUCGUGCCCUCCCUGCUCACCCCAUAGGCGGCACCCGCUCUGCCCCAUGGCGGGCCUGUGGAAAUGGCUUCUCCGCCUGUUGGUCAUUAGGGGCCUUUUCAGGAAACUUCUGAGAAUAACACGUUCUAAAAAUGGGAGAACCGCUUUCCACGGAUAGCUUCCGGGAAAAGGGCCGAGUUAAUUUUAGCCGCUACAGCGCCCUUUUCCGCUUUCAGGGGGGACGCAAGCUCGAGGCUGAAGACCCUGGUGUGUGUGUGUGUGUGCAAGGAUGUAGCGCUGCUCAGUCACCUCGCAGAGGGGAAACGGGUCUGGUCUUCCGUGGAUCCAAACCCAGAGGCCGUCCUCAGAGUCACCUCUCCCUCCUGCCGCCUGUUCCUAUUGGCUCUCCAGGCCGAAGGGGACGAGCGUGUGGAGCUCCAGGGGUUGGACGUGGGGUUCAGGACCCUGGCCAGGGCAAGCCCCUCUCGCAGCCGGGCUUCCUGUGCGAGUCCCGCGCAGGCCCAAGGCCCCGUCUGGGAAUAUGCCAUUAAUUUUUAUACUUUCCCCUGUAAACCACCGACCCUUUUUAUGAUGUCAGGAGGGAUUCCUUAAUUCUGCAGCUGCUUCCUGGUUACGUCAGAGGAGAGCCUCCCGUCCUGGAGCCGAAAGAGAGAGCUGUGCUCCCCAGCUUGGGGGCUGGGGGGCCAGAAACAAAUGAAGUGUUGAGUAUCUAAUGGCUUCCAUGGGGAGAGCCCCUCUGUUCUCUCUCCCCCACCCCUUGCUCCACACUUUCCACCAGGCCUCACCUUGUCCUUCUCUCCCCCCUCCCUCCAAGAAAGAGUGAUUUGCAAAGGAGGCUCUCAAAGGCCACACCUGCCCCCCCCCCGGUCCGUGAAAGCACGCUGUCCUAGGACAUGGGGGGGGUGUUUGUUCAAAUCCAGCGCAGAAAACUGUGGACCUUUUCCCAAUCUCCUGAUGCCCAGACAGAGAACAGCUUUUGUACUCUGAUGCCCCAAAGGACUAGAAAGUUACAGGAGGGGAGAUUCUGUGGAUCCAUCAGGAUCCAUUCUGUGUUUUUAAUAUUUUGUUUCUGAGCUUCCCAGAGUGGCUGGGAAAACCCAGUCAGAUGUGCAACGUAAUAAUAAUAAUAAUAAUAAUAAUAAUAAUAAUAUCAUCAUUCUAUUCUAAGGCCAGUGAUCCAGGCUGGCGAGGAAGGCUCUUAAGUAGACCCCCUCUGCUCUUGAUAGAUCAGGUACCUUCAACCUUUUCAGACCCAGGACUUUCGGGACCCAUUUAUUGGUCUUUUUUUUUUUUUUUUUAAUAUAAUAUUUAUUGGUUUUACAAAAAUUCCAAAACAUACAAAAAUACAGAUUUUCAAAGACAAAAAACAACAAUAACAGUAACAAAAGGAGAACAAAAAAUAACAAUAAAACAGAAAAAUUUAAAAAUUUAUAAUUUCAUUUAACCUUCUAAUCUUUCCUUGGUUCUUUGACUUCCCCACACCUCCCCACUUGUAUUACCUUUUAGAAACUCCUUUCAGCAAAUCCUUGCCCUCCUUCCUUUAUCUUAACUCAAGGAGCUUAAUCUAUUUAUAUAUAGGUAUUUUUACAACCUUAUCAAUCAAAUAUUCCAUACUCUUAAACGCGAGGCUUUUGCCAAUACCAGUUAUUUUCAAUCAGACCUCAAUUUAACAUUCAUUAAUUUUAUAGUAUUUCUGUAGAUAGUCUUUAAAUUUCUUCCAAUCUUCUUCCACCGACUCUUCUCCCUGGUCUCGGAUUCUGCCAGUCAUUUCCGCCAAUUCCAUAUAAUCGAUUACCUUCAUCUGCCAUUCUUCCAGAGUGGGUAAGUCUUGUGUCUUCCAAUACUUUGCGAUAAGUAUCCUUGCUGCUGCUGUUGCAUACAUAAAGAAAGUUCUAUCCUUCUUUGGCACCAAUUGGCCAACAAUGCCCAGGAGAAAGGCCUCUGGUUUCUUUAAGAAGGUAUACUUAAAUACCUUUUUCAACUCAUUAUUUAUCCUUUCCCAGAAAGCCUUAAUCUUUGGGCACGUCCACCAAAGGUGAAAGAAUGUACCUUCAGUUUCUUUACAUUUCCAACAUUUAUUAUCGGGCAAAUGAUAGAUUUUUGCAAGCUUGACUGGGGUCAUGUACCACCUGUAUAUCAUUUUCAUAAUAUUCUCUCUUAAGGCAUUACAUGCCGUAAACUUCAUACCUGUGGUCCAUAACCGUUCCCAGUCAGCAAACAUAAUGUUAUGUCCAACAUCCUGUGCCCAUUUAAUCAUAGCAGAUUUUACCAUUUCAUCCUGAGUAUUCCAUUUUAGCAGCAAGUUAUACAUUCUUGAAAGUGUUUUAGUUUUGGAAUCUAACAGUUCUGUUUCCAACUUUGAUUUUUCCACCUGGAAGCCAAUUUUUCUAUCCAAAUUAUACCAUUUAUUGGUCUUAUCCCAUAUAUUUGCUGGGUGGUGGUGCUCCUGUUGUGGCCCACCUCGGAUCAGGCCCUGGCCCACCAGUUGGAAGACCUAUUCAAGUCUUAAUAGAUUGAGAAGGGGCUCAGCUGAACUUCCAAGGAUCCUGCCUUUCUCUCUCUCUUCCCUCCUCCUUCUAAGAGUAACUUAGCCAGGUGAACUUAGUGGGACUGGGAAUCUUUGUUGAAGGCUUUUGCGCACACACACACCCCAUGCAGGCGCUAUUUCCCUUUCCACUCCUCUUUCCCUCCCCUCUUUGGACAGUAGGGCUACAAGGCUUUUGCAUUCAAUGGGUAUUCCUGGCUCCAGCCAACGUGUGUGCAUGCUGCUUGAGUCUGGCAGGAGACUGUCAUUUGGGAGGAGGUGGGAGGGAGCCAUGUGUCAGGCACACAUUAAGCUAGGGCUUUGGAGGAAUGCCCCCCAGCUGGGACUCUUCCUCCUCCCCCCCCCCCAACAUCCCACCCCAGAGAUUUGCAUUCCUGUCUGGUUGACAUACCAGCCUCCCCUCCCCCCCCGCCCCAUCCCUCUGCAUCCCAGUGGGGGCUUAGAAGCAUCCACAGGCCCUCCUGGGUGCUUGCCUCCUCUCUGGCUGCCCACUUCCUGCAAGAAGGCCAGCCAUGGGGCUGGGAAGGGGGGAGGUGGAGGGUGCGGUGCCAGGACUGUCUGGCUGAGGGUGACUCAGAAGGCAACAACUCAGCGAGUGUCUGAGCAGCAGUGAUAAGGGAAGAGGCAAAUGAUGAUCGCCUCCAGGUGGUGUCAGCUGGGAGGGAGAUGGGGGGAGCCAGCCCCACAGCCUUCCUGCCAGCCAGCUGGUGGAGAGGGGUCUGGUGGUGGCGGCGGCUGCAGAGUCAGUCGAUGAGACAUCAAGAGGUUGCCUCCUGGGGUGGCUCCCCCAGCCUGGCUGGCCAUCCGGACACAUCCACUUUUGGCUUUUGGGAGCAGAGUUCUGCUGCCUUCUGCUCUCAAAGGCCAAGCUCUCUGGCAUAACAUCUGGAAAGGUGUGUCUCAUUCAGCCUGGGCUGUGCAAGACUCUGGAUCUGGCCACCAUCCUCUUUUUAAGGGGGCCAAGCGGAUGCUUCUUCCGGGAAGCCCAAAAGCAGAAUCCGAGCACAAGAGCUCUCUCCCCUCUUUGUUGCUGGGUUAAGGUUUUUCUGCCUUGGCAAAUGGUCUGGUGCAAUUUUGGACCCUUUCACAGCCCACCAACACUGGCCUCCCUUGGCCCGAAAUCAAGGUCUCUCUUAACACCCACGUCCUGUGUGUUUUGUCAGGUAGAUGAUGAUGAUGCCUCCUGCGUUGGGAACUCUCCUCUUUGGACUGUGGAUAAGAACCGAAGGAGAGCCUGCUGGAUGAGGCCUGUGGCUCAUCUGGUCCAGCAUCCUCUUCUCACGGUGGCCAAUGAGAUGCCCCAGAGGCAACCCCAUAAGCAGGACCAGAGUACAAGAGCUCUCUCUCCUCUUGUGGUUUCCAGCAACUGGGAUUCAGAAGCAUUACUGCCUCUGACCGUGGAGGCAGGACAGAGCCAUUGUGCCUCGUAGUCCUCCGUAGCCUUUUUCUCCUCCGUGGAUUUGUCCAACCCUGUUUUAAAGCCAUUUCUCUUGGUGGCCCUCCCUGCCUCCCGUGGGAGCAAGUUCCAUAGGUUAACUGCGCAGUUGUCUCCAUUUGGGGCCAUUUGGCCCCUUCUGCCUGGGCAUUAGCCCUGCUGCUGCUCUUCCUCCUUCCACUGGCUCCCCUGACCUGGCAGUGGCCUUCACGUAGCUCCCUCUUCUUGCUUUGCUGCUCCCCUCCGGGCAUUGAGGAGGAAGCUGGCACUUUCUGCUUUCUCCUGCUUCUUCUUCCCAGGCUCUUCCUCUGGCUCCCUCCUCCAUGGCCACCUCCUUCCUCUCUCGCUGCCCUUCAGGCCUGGCCGAUGGUGUCCAGCACACCCUGGCGGGGAGCGCUGGGUGUUUAUCACUUUUCCUGGAGAUUAUCUGUUUUAAGCACUCCUUGACAGUUACAAUAACAAGGGCCGCGCUCUCGGUUUCCCAGCACAGAAAAAGGGGACACUCUCCCGCCGCUGAAAGAUGUAUAGCGCUAAUUGGAAAGGCAUAACAUCCGGCCACAUGGCAGCCCCUCUCCGCUUCCUGAGCCUCGACAACUUUGACGACAGUUGGUUUAUGUUUUCCACGAAUAUUUUGUUCUCUGGGAAACGAAAGCGGCCUUCCCGGCCAAGCGGGAGGCAGCUCCCAGGUAGACGGACACCAGGGCGUGCGUGUGAGUGCCAGAGCAUCCCCUGUGCUCUGGAGAGCAGACUGGUCGGGGCGAACCUGGGAGAGGAGCGCCCACAAGGCCCCCUCUGCCACUUGAGAACAUGAGGAGAGUGCUGGAUCAGGCCAAAGGGGGGCCCGUCUAGUCCAGCCUCCUCUUCUCCCAGCGGCUGAACAGAUGCCUAUGGGAAACCUGCAAGCAGGAUUUGAGCCCAAGAGCAACACUCCUCACUCCUGUGGCUUCAGAAGCCUGGCUGCCUCUGACCGUGGAGCCAGAGUGCAGCUAGCAUGGCUAGUAGCCAUCCAUGGCCCUCUCCUCCCCGAAUUUGUUUAAUCCUCUUUCAGAAGUCACCUGCGAGGAGUGAAGCUACAGGGAAUCAGACAGAGUGCCUUCUCGGUAGUGGCACCCACCCUGUGGAACGCCCUCCCAUCAGGUGUCAAGGAGAUAAGUAACGAUACAAUCUUUGGAAUACAUCUGAAGGAAGCCCUGGAAAGGGAAGGUUUUUAAUGUUUGAUGUUUCGUUGUGUUCUUAUAUCUGCUGGAAGCUGCACAGAGUGGCUGGGGAAACCCAGUCAGAUGGGCGAUGUAUUAUUAUUAUUUACAAUUACUAUUACUAUUACUGUUGUCAUCAUCAUCCAAGUGGGUGGCUGUCACUACCUCCUGGUAGAGCGAGUUCCACCAUUUAACUCCAUUCUACAUGAAGGACUAUCCUUUGAUCUGUCGCCCCUUCUUGGGCUCUCUUCUUGGGUCACCUGGUUGUCUCCUCUUUCCAUCUUGGCACCCCAGAGAGACCAGCUCUGUGGGUGCUAGAAGAAUGUCCUCACAGCUGUCCCUCUGCCCACCUGAUCUCAGGCUGCUUUGGGACCCUGCAACCCCCUAGGCCUGGCAAGUGGGACCUGCGGUGCUAGGCGAGGGGCAGUGUAAUGUUGUGCAGUAGUUAGAGCAUCAGACUAGGACCUGGGGGAGACCAGGGGUCCAAGCCUCACUUGGCCAUGAAGCCCACGGGGAGACCUUGCUCCCAUCCCUGCCCCUCAGCCUAACCUGCCUUGCAGGGUUGUUAAAUGGGGGGGCCAUUAAAUGUGGGGCCCAUGGAAGCCACCUUGAACUCUGUGGAGGGAAAGUGGGAUAUAAAUGUAAAGUAAUAAAUAAAUAGGGGACGCAGGUGGCGCUGUGGUCUAAACCACUGAGCCUAGGGCUUCCUGAUCGGAAGGUCGGUGGUUCGAAUCCCCACAACGGAGUGAUCUCCCAUUCUUCGGUCCCAACUCCUGCCAACCAAGCAGUUCAAAAGCACAUCAAAGUGCAAGUAGAUAAAUAGGUACCGCUCUGGUGGGACGGUAAGCGGCGUUUCCAUGUGCUGCUCUGGUUUCGCUAGAAGCGGCUUAGUCAUGCUGGCCACAUGACCCGGAAAAACUGUGGACAAAAUGUCGGCUCCCUUGGCCAGUAAGGAGAGAUGAGCGCCACAACCCCAGAGUCGUUCGCGACUGGACUUAACUGUCAGGGGUCCUUUACUUUUUAAAUAAAUACAUAUUCAGAGUUGUGCUACAAAUGAGCCUCGCUUUAGAACACUGGACAAGAGGUUGUUGCCGGACUACAACUCCCAUCAUAUCCGCCUGUUGGGAGCAAGCAACGUCUGGAGGGGCACCAGGUUCCCCCACCUCACUUUAUUGGGAUAUUAUUGGUGAGCUUUAGUGCCUAAGGCAAAUACCGUAUUUUUCGCCCCAUAGGGCGCACUUUUUCCCCUCCAAAAAUGAAGGGGAAAUGUGUGUGCGUCCUAUGGGGCGAAUGCAGGCUUUCGCUGAAACCUGGAGAGUGAGAGGGGUCGGUGCACACCGAUGCCUCUAGCUCUCCAGGCUUCAUGAAGCUAUUCGCAAGCCUUGCAAGCCCGGUGGUAGGUCCUGCGGGCUCACAAGGCUUGGGGCGGCAGCCUGCAGCCCGAAGCACGGGGUGCCCUCCGGAGGGCUCCCCGUGCUUCGGGCGGGUGUCCACAAGCCUUGCGCGCCCGGCGGGACCUCCCGCCGGGCGCGCGAGGCUUGGGGCGGCAGCCUGCAGCCCGAAGCACGGGGAGCCCUCCGGAGGGCGCCCCGUGCUUCGGGCAGGUGUGCGCAAGGCUUGGGGCUGCAGCCGCGGCUGGGGGGGGUGGAAAUAAUUUUUUUUUAUUCAUUUCCCCCCCAAAAAACGAGGUGCGUUCUAUGGGCCGGUGCACCCUAUAGGACGAAAAAUGCGGUAAAUGGCAGCCACCCACCAAGCUUGGCUUCCCUGGCCGCUCCUUCAGUUCGUAGGCGUGAGAAAUUCAAGCACCACCUUUAGAAUUGCUUAGCAAAGGAGAAGAGAUUUCUGGGCUGAGCAGCAGCUUCAGAGCAAAGGCCGCCCCCCUGCAUCGCUCUGCGGGGGUCAUGCGAUUCCCGCACAAAACUGCAGGGUCAGUGGAAUCUGAACACCCAAGUUCGGUUUCCUCAGAGCGAGUGCGAGAGAGAAAGCAGCAAGUGCCUAGACCCUGUUGCUGCGAAGCGAGACUGGAAAGCGGGUCGGCCUGGUGGGUCUUAGAAGACUCUGCUGGGUUUCCAGCCGUUAAGACCCUGCGUAGCUGUGCCCUGCCUGGCUCUCAGUGGCAAACUGUCAUGUGCCAUAAGAAAGCUGCAGAGAUAGCGCAGGAUAGUACGCACCCCUGAAAUGAUCUCCUUCAGCUUCUGCUUUCUGGAAGAAGGUAUAGGGUUAUAAAGACCAGGACUAGCUGCCUGAGAAACAGUUUCUACCCAAAUGCAAUUCUGGUUCUAAAUGCAGUAUAAAGAGUCUGUAUAGUAUAUUGUAUUUAAAAAUGGGGUUUCAGAGUUUUUAUGGGUUUUUGAAUGUCUUAUGGAGAUUUUUCAAUUUCAUUGUUCUGUAUGGGACAAUGACAAUAAAGAUAUCGUAUCGUAAACAGGACAGAUCAUGCUGCCUGCUGUGCCUAUCUCUCCACUGUGCAUUUGGACACCUCUGAAGAUACUGCUGGGCUGCCUCUCUUGCCCUCCACUCUCGGCUUCAGAGUCAUGGCAUCCUCCCCCCAUCACCUCUGUCAGCUUCUGGGGGACGGAGCGGGGUGAUUCCCUGCCCUCCUCCCUCCAGAAGUGCCUAAGCUGCCUGGCAUCUGUGUUGGUCAAGUCCAGCGGUGGAGGAGCUGCCCCUCCCGCCUUGGCAGCUGUGACUUGGGAUGGAGCCAGGCUGCGCCGCUAAUUAUCCCUCUGACACUCGCCAGAGCUCCUCUUGGCACGAGGGGAAGGGGCCGGGCUGAGUGGCCGUCCUUCCCCGCUGGCGCACCAGGGCCUGGGUGGCAAAGCGGGAUGGGUCAGUCUAUUAAGACUCUCUGCCUUUUCACCAGGCUCUCCAUGGCAGCCCAGACUGGCCUCUGUCAGAUUUGCAGAGGUACAUGGAGGAGAGGGGGCAGCAGUGGUCACCAGUUGUCCUUUAAAAGAGGACAAAUUGAUAGCUAUUAACCACAAGGCUCGGCUUGGCCUUCACGCUCAGAGACAGCCGUGCUUCUGGAUGCUAGUUGCUGGAAACCGCAGGAGGGGAGAGGGCUCUUGGGCUCAGGUCCAGCUUGCGGGUUUUGCGUUCAGGCAUCUUUGGAGCCUGUGAGAGCAGGAUGCUGGACUAAAUUUGCCCCCUUUGGCCUGAUUAUGUUUGAGAGCCUCAGAUGAGCCCUCCUGUCCAGGUCAGGCAAUGCCACCCCCGCGCCUAGCCCACAUCAUUGCUCUGCUUCCCUGCAACCAGAGCGUGCUUGGUGGCAAUGGUGGUGGUCUGGCGCAAACUCUCCAGGGCUCCCUUGGUGGAUCAGUCAGGCGUGAGGUUCAUAGGAACACAGAAUGGUAGAGUUGGAAGGGAACCCAGGGGUCAUCUCGCCCAACCCCUGGCAACGCAAGAAUCUCAACUAAAGCAUCCCUGACAGAUGGCCAUCCAACCUCUGCUUAAAAACCUCCAAGGAAAGAGAGUUUGCCGCCUUCUGAGAUGGUCUGUUCCACUGUUGAACAGCUCUUCCUAAUGUUGGGUCAGAAUAUCCUUCCUUGUCAUUUGGAUCCAUUGGUUUGUGUCCUCUCCCCUUGCUCCCUCCCGCAUUUGACAGCCCUUGAUAUAUCUGAAGGUGACUCAUCUCUCCUCUCGCUCCUCUUCUCCAUGCUCAACAUCCCCUGCUCCCUCAACCGUUCCUCCUAAGGCUUGGUUUCCAGACUGCCCCCUGGACAAGCACUUCUGUCACUGCUACUUUGGUGGGGGUUUUGUCCGAGGUUUCACGGGAGGGCGCUGACCAUGUUUCCUUUCGUUUUCCCCUCUUCCCUGCAGAGUGCCUCUCUGAAGACUGUCGCUCGGUGAUCCAGGAGCAGGCCACGGCCCUGGGGCUCUCCAUGUUCGCCAUGCUGGUCAAGCGCUGCACUGCUCUGCUGCGGGACGUCUCCCCAGGUGAGCAGAAGCAGGCAUAUAUUUCCCUUGCCAAGAAGGGCUGCUUUUUCCUAGUUUCCCUCCCUCAACACGCCUCUGAGGAGACCCACGGGAUUCAGGGAACCCAGGGCACUAGCAGAAGCCAGUGCAAGGACUCUUGCUGAUGGAACAGGGCUUCCCCAGCAUCUGCCUUGGAGGGUCAGGAGAGCUCAGGGGGAGGGCAGAAGACCCCAGGUUCACUCCUGGGAGAGCAUCGAGCUGGGAAAGAUUCCCUGCCAGAACCCAGGAGAGCCCCUGCCAGUCAGUGCAGGAAGUACUAGGCCAGGUGGAUCAACAGUGUGACUCGGUAGAAGGCACCUUCCUCUGCUCCCAUUUAAGCUGUCCCUGUAUUUAGAAACAUGAGGCUUGAAUCUUCUUCUUUUCAGAGAAAAGGACCAUAGGUCUGUGGUGGAGACAGUCUCAGCCUCCGUCCCCAGAGGCAUCUCCAGGUAGGGUGGGGAGAGACUCCCUCUCUGAAGCCCUGGAGAGCCAUUGCUGCCAGUCAGAGUAGACAGUGCUGCAUCAGAGGGACCCAAGGCAGCUUGCCGUCUUCCUAGAUUGAGACCUGCCCGAUCCUCCUCUUCCUCCUCCUGGUGUUCAGGGACCCUCUUUCCCCCAUUUUGGCAUCGGGAAGCCUUAAAUUUUCAUUUUUUUAAAUAUAAAAGUUCCCAGCCCAUAUGGCUGUGAAGAAGCCUAAUGGACUGGCAGAAGGCAGAUGGUGGAGAGGAGGAGAAUUGCUGUUCAUUGGCGGGGCAGAGGCUUCAGCGCUCUGCCUCUCCCUGCGACCAGCUGAGGCAGAAUCCACUGGGCGAAACUAAGAAAAGACGCAGCACGUGUGCCUGAUUUUACGCUGUCUGUGGAAUUUCGCAGCUCUUAGCGCCCGGAUUUGGAGUUGACACUCAGCCUCUAUUUAGGAACUGUUUUCUGGCUAUGCUCGUGGGAAGCUCCCUUACACCAGGGGGCUUUCUCCAGCCGACUCCAUAUUGUCUUCUCUAAUGGGCAGCAGCUCUCCGGGGCUUUGGGGCAGGGAUCUCUCCCAGCCCUGCCUGGAGGGGCAGUUGGGGACUGAACCUGGGACCAUCUCCAUACAAAGCAGGUGCCCUCUGCCCACUGCUCCUCUGCCCACCUGUUGGAUAGCCCAGUUCCUUUGUCCCUGUCCUUUGUGGGGCCCUUCUGCCGUUCCCCCUCCCCUUUCAGUCACAGCUGCAUCAAGGAAACCCAGAGCGUCCUUAGACUGUCCUUGGGAUGGUUUCUGCAAGUUGAGAGAGGAAGGAGCAAGGCCAGGCUGAAGCUCCGAAGGGCAGAGACCACCAGAAGAGAGCCUGGCGCUGGAUCAGCCCCAAGGAUUCUGUCCUUGCAGUGGCCACCAGCAGCCGCAAUUCUCCUACGUGAGUCACAUAAUUGUGUGGAGUUGGAAGGCACCCCAGGGGUCAUCUAGUCCAACCCCCUGCAAUGCAGGAAUCUCAACUAAAGCACCCAAAGACAGAUGGCCAUCCAACCUCUGCUUAAAAACCUCCAAGGAAGGAGAGACCACAACCUCUCAAGAGAGUCCGUUCCACGGUCAAACCUUCCUAGCAACUGAUAUUCAGAGGCAUGUACUUCCUUGGACUGCGGAAGCAGAGCCAUCCUGCCUAGUAGUCACCGAUAGCCUUGUCCUGAAUUUGUCUAGUUCUCUUUAAGCCGAUCGAUCUAGGUUGGUGUCCAGGAGGGAGUUCCAUAGUUUUGCUGUGCUCUGCGAGAGGAAGCCCUCUCUUUUACCUGCCCUGAAUCUUCCAGCAAAGAUUCUGUCCCUGGUUCAGAUCUCGCUCCUUCCCAGAGGAUUUUCAGAGGGCCAAGAGAGGGGGGGGUGGCAGAGGAGCAGGCGAGGGGCGUUCUUGAGAGGAGCUGCCCGGCCCACUCUGCGUUUCUUUCUCUCUCAGCAGCUGCUCAGGGCCAGGAAGGCUCUGAGGACGAUGACAUCAAAGUCUCCUCCUUGCCGCAGGACCUGAAGGAACUGCUGCCCAGCAUCAAGGUCUGGUCGGAUUGGAUGCUGGGCCACUCGGACACCUGGAACCCCCCGCCCAGCACCCUGGAGCUGCCCAGAUCGUACGUCAGCACCCUUGGGGGGCCAUGCGCCCCUUUCUCCUCUCUCCUCUCCUCACCCAGGCAGGGACUUUCCCUCUGCCCUCUUCCAUGUAUGUGGGUGGCUGUAAGUCACUAAGCACCUUCUUCAGCCUCCGUUUAUUUCACCUAUGACCUUUGCUUGCUGCCACUCCUCCAAGGAGCCCUGGGUGGGGCUUAUGCUCCCCCCAAUUCUGUCCCGUCCCCCCCAGCAACUCUGCAAGGCAGGUUGAGCUGAGAGUCAGUGGGUGGCCCAAGACUACCCAAUGAGCUUAACAGUAGGUGGGGAUUUGAACCCAGAUCUCCUCAGUCUUACUUUGGCAUGUCACCCAGCACGAUGUCACCCUGGAAGUUCUGGGCUACAACUCCCACCGCCUUUCCAUCGGCCACAGUGCCUGGAGCAGAUGGAGGCUGGCAGAUCCUGGCAUCAUCCAGAGGGCACAUGGGUGCCCACUAACUCAGUUAUGAAUUAAUCCUUUAUCAGAACAGCCUGGCUGCCGGAUCAGGCCAAAGGGGGCCCAUCUAGUCCAGCAUCCUGUGCUCACAGUGGCCAAACACCCCUAGGAAUCUGGGAGUCUAGAUAGACUGCCUCUGGAGCUGGAGGUUCCAUAAGAGCCCUGUAGCUGGACCAGACCCCAAGGGGGCCCAUGUAGCCCAGUAUAUCCUGUCCUUACAGCCACUAAUCAGAUGCCCCAAUGGAAAGAAGCCGGACGCAAGCAGGACCCGGGGGCGUGUGCUGUUUUGAUCCCCCCAGCCCCACCCCUUGGCACCCAUUUCCCUGAGCGGCGACCCCCUGGGCAGCUCCAUGCACAUUUUGCUUGCAUCUUUCUGAGCCGCUCUUGCCCAAUCUUUGGGGAGCCAGGCUCUUGGUGGGCCCAGAGGCCUUUCUCCCAGCAUGCUCUUGCCCUUCCGCCCUUCCCUGCAGGCCUUUGCGCCCAGAUCCGGAUCCCCUCGGCCUCUUCCCCCUCCUCUCCAGUCCUAUUCAUCUGUCAGAGCCAGGGCUGAGGGUGAUGAUGGGGAAGACGAGGCUCCCGGGAGCGGAGGGGGGCUUCAUCCUGCAAAGAGGCUGCAGCUCAAAGAUGGCUCCCCAGCACUCCUGUCGCACAGGGGCAGGAGGAGGCAGGAUGUCCGUCCAUCUCCAGCCUCUUCCCUCAUUUAUGGCUACUACUCUCUCUCUCUUUUUUUUGCUUCAUUUUGGCCGAGGAAAUGGAAAUCUCACACAGGAAGUGCCGGGCCCCAUUUUGGGGGAGCGGGAAAAAGAGUCUGUUUUCUGUUUGCUGGCUGCUUCGGGCCGGCUGGCUGGUAGGCUGGCGGAUGGAGGGGGGGCGCUUGCCUGUCUGUGUGAACCGUUGCCCAUCUUUGGACAGCAGCUCAGACCCCCAGAGAGGGCACUCACAGGAGCCCACCUCCUGCCAGUCCCGACUCCUUUCCCAGUGGGGUUCCACUCCUCCUCUUCCUCUUCCUCUUCCAGCCUCGCUGCUCUCCCUUUAACACAGUAGGAUCCCUGGUCACUAAAAAGGGCCAUAGCUCAGUGGUGGAGCUUCCCUUGCAAGCAGAAGGUCCCUGGUUCAGUCCUUGCUGGAAUCCGCAAGUAGGGCUAAGGACACCCCUCUGCCUCUUUGCUUGACACCCUACAGAGCUGCUGCCAGUCAGUGUAGACAGUACUGAGUAGACCAAUGGUGCGGCUCCAUAUAAGGCAGCUCCCUUUGUUCCUAAUCAUAUAAUUGUAUAGUCGAAAGGGAUCCCAACGGUCAUCUAGCCCAAUCCUUUGCAAUGCAGGGAACAGCAUUGGUUGGGGCAGUAUGUUAUCAUAAUAAUAAUUAUUAAUUAUUUAUUAUUUAUACCCCGCCCAUCUGGCUGGGUUUCCCCAGCCACUUCCAGGCACCAGGGCUGCUGCUUGAGGCCACCUCCUCCCUUCUGGCCCCCGCUUCUCCACACAUGGCCAAUGGGUGGUGGAGGGCCCCUCGUCCCGUCUCCUCUCAGGGAGGCCCCCCAGGACACUGACAGGCUGUCCUCCUCACUUUGCUCAGGAGCACAGGUGGGGGGAGCCCCAUCCAGGUGGUGAAGCUAAUGGACUUAGGCGAGUGGCAGGACCACUGACCGUGCGUCAGCCUCAUGGGGGUGGACAGGGCUGGGCUUCACGUCCCAGGACUCGUUUGGGGGGCCUUUCUGGUAAAGGAAGCUCCAGUUGAGCACAGGAUUGGCACUCCCCCUGCCAAAAUCUGCCAGGGCGUGACUUAUGACACCUUACGCACGCACAUACCCCGAAACAUCCAGGCUCCCAAACAAUUUGGACGCAAACAACUUGUCUUUGCUGGCCGGGGGGAGUCUGAACAUACACACCCCUUUGCUGAUGCGCAGGAACAGGGCCCUAAAGGAGGAUCAGGUCCCCGCUGCCCCCCAGGCCCAAGCCGUGGCAACCUCUGUCGUUUCCACCCCGGUACCCCUCUUUUCUGCCCCCCCGGCAGGCAGGCUGCCUGUUUCCCAGGGAGCAAGCGCAGGCUCCGAGGCCGGCUAAACUCAGCCCAGCUGCGGCAGUUGGUUUAUUGCUUUCAGCUGGUACUUGAACCCGGGUCCCGGGCUUUGGAGCCCUUCCCAGGCUUAAUCCCCGGAGCUUUCUCCGCAGCUGUAUGACACUCCGCUGACCCUGAAUGAGGAUAGGAAAAUAGAACGGGUGCCAAGCCAGAGUCUCUUUUUCAUUUGGAGCGCCUGGCGGCCUGCCCAUGACCAGGGUUACAUAAUGGGAAACAUAGCUGGGACUCUGGAGAGCCCUCCGCGCCUCCCCCCUCCGCCUGCCCCCUCCUCUUCCUCGCCAGGCUGCCCAGGCCCAUUCCCCUGCGCUCCUGCCGCUGCCUCUGCCGCCAUAUAUCUUCCUAAUUGGCCCUCGGAUGCAUUUAUCACCCGCUUGGAGCUUUUACGCCAGAGUCCUCCGAGUGGAAACCGGGACGGCGUUCUCCUCUUCCCCUCUUGCAGGGACGGAGGAUGUGGCAUUGGCGCUCGGGCCAGGUGGGGGGAGAACGCGCUGGGGGGAAGCAGGCAUUUCCUAGGGCCUAGGAAGGAAGCCGGUGUUUCGCUUAGCCCAGAGCCGGGAACUGUUUUUACCCCUUUAGGGAAAAAGAGGAAAGGACGCCUCCUUUGUGCCCGAGGGCGGCAGUGGCUUUUUCUUGGGGUGGGGGGUAGAGGGAAGACCGGAGGGCCAUGUCACAUCCCACAUACGGUCCCCGUGGCAGGCGUGGCCAGAGCAAUGGAUGUGGCUUUUUAAUACAUUGGCAUUUCAGCCAGGGGGUUGUUCAGAGGCCCAUAGAAUGGUAGAGUCAGAAGGGGCACCCGAGGGUCAUCCAAUCCAACCCCCUGCAGUGCAGGAAUCACAGCGAAAGGAUACUUGACAGGGAUGCACCCUCCUCACCCAGGUAACCCAGAGGGAUGGUCAGUGUUCAGGGACGCCUCCUGCCCUGGCCAAAGCUCCUUGGGGCAAGAGGGAGAGUGGCCCUCGGGCGGGGGAGCUCCUGCAUUCGAAUGCUGCUUGAGCGUUGGGGCAUUUGCUUGGCCACUGUGAGAGCAGGUGGGACUCGAAGGACCCCUUUGGCCAGAUCCAGCAGACCCCUCUUGCGUUCUUACCAGAGAAUUGUAGGGUUAGAAGAGACCCCCAGGCUCAUCUAGUCCAGCGCACUGCAGUGCUGGAAUGCAUCAAGUGAUGACUGGCAUCAAGCGAUGACUUACUUUGGGAGUGAGCCGUCGGAUGAAACAACUGCUUGACAAAGACUGCUUGCUAAAACGGAUCUUUUGCUGCCGGUCCGUAGUAUUUGUUGAUAUUUUUGUUUAUUAUCAAAGGUUAGAACAAUGCAGGUACUAUUUGGACGUAAUUUGAGGAGGAGAUGUGCCAGGGAGAUGGAGAGGUGGAAGGGAUAAUAUAAGGAAGGGAUAAGAAACACAUGCCCCACAUACAGCCCUGCCCCACUCAGAAGCCUUUUCCCCUCCCAAGAGCCCAGUGACACGGAGCUCUCUCUCCCUUCCGCCUUGGACUUGCCUGUGGCCCAAGGAACAAGCCCCAAGGAGAGCUGUGGGGAGGGAGGACCCCCAGUUGCCACCUCCUGCUCUUUGACCUUUGCCAUCUUUUGGGAGGGGGGAACGUGUCUGUAGGGGCUGCUUUUAGCAGGAUGAGGGCUUGGCAAGUAAUUGCUGGGAGAGGCGGCUGGGCUGAGCUGCCUCCCCCCCCCCCAAGCAAGAGCAAAAGGCCCGAGCGGUUUGCCAUCUGGAGCGCAGCGCUGGGCUCCUUCCACCGCACUCCUUCCGGGUUUGAGCUGCAGCUGUGGGGCUGGUGAGUACGAGUGUUUAAACAGGCUGGUAUUACACAGGAAACGGCCACCUCCAUGGGGCCCCCGCAGGCCUGGAACAUGGGGUCAUUGUGUUUGGCGUUCAGCGCGUGGGAAGGGGGGUGCGUGCGAGGAGGCCCCAGGCAGCCCCACGGCACUCGGGGAUCCCUUCCUGCAAGCCUCCGGAGCCCAGGCCUCGCCCCCAACCCAGGUUAGUUUUGGAAGAGAGUCCUUCCCCCUACCCCCGCCCCGACCAUCCAUGCCCCGCUUCCUUCGUCUCCAGGCUGUGCCCCAUUUCCUCCUCCCGGUCACCCUGACCUGCUCUGGCUGGGCAGUCUCCCUGCCCUUGGAGCCCAGGAAUGCAAGACGAAGGAAGGAAAAGACAUUGCUUGGCUUUGCUGGGAGAAGGGCGGCAGAGAAAGGUGGGCAGUCCUCGCCCCACCCGGGCCCUUCCUCCUGCAGCCUGGCAAUCCCAGCAAACGGGGUCUUUGCUGCUCUGUCCAGGAGGGCGUGCUUUGGGGAGAAGGCAGCUAUUCUCCCUGCCUUGUUCGGGGGUGCCCAGCACCAAGGCAGUGCACCCAUCCUCCCCCAAGGAGAACUGCCCUGUGGCCUAGAGCAUUGCUCUUGGGGGGCCUUCCUUGCUCUCACACCCUUCUCAAGGUCAGGUAGUGAGCAGGUGCCCAGGGGACAGAGCUCCCGCUUUGUGUGCAGAAGGCCCAAGGCUCAGCCCCCGGGGCAGCUCCGGGAAGGGCUAGUGGAGUAUCCCCCCCUCUCUGAACCCCUGGAGAGCCAUUGCUGCCAGCCAAAGUACUGCGCUCGGUGGGGCAGUCCAGUCCAGCCAGGGGUCAAGAAGCUGUUCUUGUUAAAUCCACCCUGAAUUCAGGACCGUCAGGCCUAGGACCUUGCUUUUGAGGGAAGGAGGUGCAGCUCAGGAACAAAGUGCCUGAAUUGCACGGCGAAGGAGUCUGCUUCGGGAAGGGCUGGGGGUGCCCCUGCCAGAGACCCCUGGAAAGCCACGUCUGCCAGUCCAUACAGGCAAUGACAGCAUAGGAGGAGCCCUGCCGGAUCACCUGGCCCAGCCUCCUGUCCUCCCAGUGGCCAACCAGACGUCUCAGGGGGGAAUCUGAAAGCAGGAUCUGAGCCCAAGAGCCUCGGAAGCAGAGCCAUUGUGGCUCAUAGCCUGGGGUCUCUGCCUCCCUCUGCUGCUGCCUCCCAGCCUCCUGCCCCAGGCGGGUGAUGGUGGGGGACUCACACUGCUGGUGGGGGCUGCCAGCGGGGGUGGGAGCAUCAGGCCGCCUAACGCCUGGCCAAAUCCUUCCUCCCAUGGGCAGCAGCAUCGCACGUCGGAGGGGGCCCAGAGCUGUCCUCUUGCAUCCGGCCCUUGUCUCUGCAGCCAAGGCCCCGAGGAUAAGCUCAGGGCCGUGGGGCAGCGCAGGGCGGGGGGGUGGCACCGUUGCUCAUAUACGUUUCCUCUGGUGCGGAUCUGGAGGGGGGGCAGUUCGUGGAAAGUUCAGUUCCUUUUAACCCUCCAGGCUCUGUUUAUUUUCAAGCUGGUAGUGCAAGCCAAGCCUUUUCCCAUUACAUCAUGGGGGACCCUUGGACAUCGUCCGCCCGCGCGCCCCCCCCCAAAAGCCCCACAUAUUUACUCCUGUUUCUCUCUGUGUGCGUUUUCCACCUUUUAAAUGUUUCUGACAGCCAGACCUGGCCGGGGCAAAGUGGGGAGGGGGAGCCUCGAUCUGGGGGCCCCCUCCUCCCUGCCUCCCUCCCUCCGACCAAGGCUCUGGGGGCGCAGGCAGGCGCUGAUGGUGUGCUGGGCUUUGAUUAAUGGCAGCUCAUUCCGCCCAGCUCCCAGGACACUCUUGAAAACAAGAUGUUUCGUUUCAAUGCAAGGCUUUUCUUUCUCCUCCCCCCUCCCCGCAUGUUGAUUCCAGCAAAUAAAUGAGUGCAGAUUGUCCACCUGGAGCCACUUGCUGGGGGGGGGGGGAGAGGUGUUGGGGUAAGGGGCUUGUCGUAGGCCCCGAGGAUGGAAGACCUUCCCUGGUCCCAGGGUGAGCGGGCACAGAGAGAGAGGGCAAGGAAGGGGUUCCCUUUCCCUGCCACCGCUGGAGUGACCCUUUUCUCUGGUCCCAUGGCGAAAAACAUCCCUCUUGAAAGCGAACACUUUUAAAAAAGAGGUUUAAGGAGUGAGCAUGAGAACAUGACCCCCUGCUUCUGCAAACUGACCCUCAUUGUCCUUGGCCGGCUGCUUCCAACAAUAUUUAUUUACUCAUUCGUUUUUGGCAUUUCUGGUCCACCUUUUUCUCCGAGGAGCGUCCCUGGUUCUCCCCCUCCUCAUUUUAAUCCUGGCAACAACCCUGCAAGGUGAGUUGAGCUGAGAGAGGCAGUGACCCCAAGGUCAUGCCAUCUGUGCCCCUUUCCUCUCCCUGCUCUCCCACCCCCAACCACAGCUACACCUUAGGAAGGACUGCCACGUCCUGCACCACUGAGACUCCUCCUGUUUUUCAUCACUUCAUUCCUGCCCCUCAAGAAUACAGUUCUUUGCAAGGCACCCAGUUAACGUUUUGUCGUUGGGCAGGGGGUCAAUAUCGUCCACAACUCCCUCUUGGGGCUGCAAUCCUUCAUGCAGGCUCGCUGGGGAGCAAGCCCUCAAAGUGAGCUCCUGUGCCAGGUCCCUCUGGAGCCCAAGAUGGCAGCUGCAGGUGACAUCGCCAGCGUUGUGCAACCGGGCGAGAUUGCUUUGAGAAUUGGAAUAAAAAAUGGCUGUCUGUCGCCUGGGUUUCUUUAGCUGCAAUUCCUGCAUUGCAGGGGGCUGGACUAGAGGACCCGUGGGGUCCUUCAUGACCCUGUGAUUCCCUAGGGGCUUUUAAACAGAGCUUGCAUCAGCGGUGAUUCCUGUGUUGCAGCGGGUUGUGCUGGAUGAUCCUCGGGGGUCCCUUCCAACGCCACAAUUCUGCGAAAAGUGCUGCAAAGGGAGCACAACUUGCUUGGCCCAUUUCCACCCUUUUUGAUUGCUUUGCAUCAUUUUUUCUGCUUCCUCUUCCCCUGCCCAGCCUGGCUUCUGAGGUUUCCCCAGCCGUGGUGACAUGCUCUUCCAGGCACCUCUUUGCACCACUUGAAAGAGCUCCCAAAUGGCACUCUCUGUUCUCACCCUCGGCUCUGUGGGGUGUGAGAGCCACCCACAUGCUGCACACACCCCUCACCCUCCUCCCCAGGGUGCCUUUGAGGGUGAAGCUGCGGCCAGAAGCGAAACUGGUGUCAGGAUGCCAGCAAGCACCCCCACCCCGCCUUUCGUGUCUCUCUCUCACGACAUACCUGAAGCUGAAUGUCGGGAGAGUCAGGGCAGAUGAAAGAAAGCCCUUCUUCAGAGUUGAACUGUGGAACUCCCUGCCACAGGAGGCAGUGAUGGCCACCAACCUGGAUGGCCUUAAAAGAGCAUUGCACAAGCACAUGGAGGAAGAGGAGGAGGCUUUGGAGGGCACCUCGCCAAGGUGGCUGUGCUCUGCCUCCACGGUCGGAAACUGGUGCUUCCGAAUGCUGCUUGCUGGCAACUGCUACCCACAGUUUAAUGGGGAUGCUUCCAGGAGUUGAAGCUGGAUAUAGGAAGCUACCAUCCAGGUCAGUUUUGCCUACACGGACUGGCAGCACCCCCUGGAGGUGUCUUUCCCAGCCCUCCCCAGGGAUGAUGCAGUUGGGGUUUGAAGCGGGAGCCUUCUACAUGCAGAGCAGGUACUCAGGGGCCACGGCCAGCCCAGUUUGGCCCUCAGCUGGCCCACAGCUGUUGUCAUGCUUCCCCCAGGAGCCAGCGUGGCUCCAAUAGCAAGUGAGGAGAGUGGGCACCCAGUGGGUGCUCAAGAGCCUGGCACUCUCCACCAGACUCGGAGCAACUUAUCCUUCCUUGCGCUGUGCUUUCCCUUUGCUCUCUCUGCGAGAUCCUUCCCCAACCGGACAAAGCCUGUUAGUUUUGGCCCCUUUAGCCUUAAAGGUGUGCGUGUGUGUGUGCCCCUUGUGUCCCUGGGCCUCCCCCUUUCCUCUCUGCUGUCUUCCGUAGAGUCCAUGUUGAGCUCAAUAGUUGAGAGACAGUGGCGGUGUAGUGGUUAGAGUCCAGCACUGGGGCCUGGGAGAGACCAGGGUUCAAAUCUCUGCUCGGCCAUGAAGCACACAGGGUGACCUUGGAGGCCAGCCACUCUUGCCUCUCAGCCUGAGCCACCUUGCUGGGACAGAGGAGAAUGGCAUGUAUCCCCUUCAGCUCAUUGGAGAAGACAGUGGGGUAGAAAUGCAAGAGAUAAUGGGGAAGAGGCCUCUCCAGCCUAUGUGACAUGGGGGGCAGGCAUCUUUUAGGGGAAGGGGUGCCCACGCCAUGCCUGCAACAGAGUGCCCAGCCCUGCAGGGAAGUUGCAUCUCCUGAGCAAGAGUGUCUGCGGUGUCCUGGGGAUGGGGGUCUCUCCUGCCUUGCUCAGCUCCCCCCCCCCCUUCUCCCCACCCUGCAGGGUCUCGGUGGACGUGUGGGCCACCCUGGCCGACUUCUGCAACAUCCUGACGGCCGUGAACCAGUCGGAGGUGCCGCUCUACAAGGACCCGGACGAGGACCUGGCCCUGCUCAGCCUGGAGGAGGACCGCCUGCUCUCGGGUUUCGUCCCGCUGCUGGUCGCCCCCCAGGAGCCCUGCUACGUGGAGAAAUCCUCGGACAAGGUCAGGGCCGGGGCACGGCGCCCCUCCUCCUCCUCCUCUCUGUCUCCCCCCUCCGCAACCCUCCAGGCCGUUUCUUCUUGGGAAGCAUUUUUGUGCAAACGGAACACGAUUAAGUCAUUGAGAAAAGGGUGUUAAGGGAAAAUAUCGACCUUUUAGCCGCUGACAUCCCGCUCUGUGUCAUGAAAAACCCUCUUGACUUCCUUUUGCUCUGUGUGUGUGUAUAAGAGAGAGAGUGUGUGUGAGUGUGAGUGUGUCUGUGAGUGCGCUCGCUGGCAUGCCGUAGAUACGGUCAUUUCCUCCCUUGUUUAAAGAGCGCAGCUUGCGUUGGCAGCUCUCUGCAGCUCCUCCAAAUGGCUUGCAUCACGCUCCUCCGAGCAGCCUCCUCCUCUCCCCCCUCCCCGCCCCGACUGCAGAGCCCUGCGUGAGGAGGAAGCCGGCCAGAUCUAUCUCUCUUCCUCUAAAGACCGGGCGAUAAAGAAGGUUGGCGGGGAAGUGAAAAGAAGCACCCAGUGGUGGUGAUGGGGGGGGCUGCCAGACCUCCUGCAGCUUCCCUUGCCCCACCAGCAGCAGCUCUCUGGGGUUCAUAGAAUUGUAGAGUUGAAAGGGAUCCCCAAAGGUUCUCUUGCCCACCCCCUGCAAAGCAGGAAUCACAGCUGAAGAAUCGCUGGCAGGUGGCCACCCAACCUCCAUUUAAAGGCCUCCGAGGAAGGACCUGCAAGGGAGUCCUCUCCACUGCUCAGUGGCUCUUAACAUCAGAAAGUUAUUCCUGAUGUUCGGUCAGAAUCUCCUUCCUUGUCACUCAUCCUCGCCUCCGGAGCAGCAGAAUACAAGCUUGCUUGCAUCUUCCAUGUGACAGCCCUUCCAUAUCUGAAGCUGGCUCUCAUGUCACCUCUCCCUUUCCUCUUUUGUAGAACAUAAGACUGGCCUGCAGGAUCAGGCCAAAGGGCACCCAUCUCAUCCAGCGUCUUGUUCUCAUAUCGGCAAACCAGAUUCCCCAAUAGGAAACCCUCAAGCAGGACUUGAGCGCGAGAUCAGCCCCUCUCCCCUCUUGUGGUAUCCAGCACCUUUGUUGCUUGUUGUUUAGUCGUUUAGUCGUGUCCAACUCUUUGUGACCCCGUGGACCAGAGCAUGCCAGGCACUCCUGUCUUCCACUGCCUCCCGCAGUUUGGUCAAACUCCUGUUCAUAGCUUCGAGAACACUGUCCAACCAUCUCGUCCUCUGUCGUCCCCUUCUCCUUGGGCCCUCCAUCUUUCCCAACAUCAGGGUCUUUUCCAGGGAGUCUUCUCUUCUCAUGAGGUGGCCAAAGUAUUGGAGCCUCAGCUUCACGAUCUGUCCUUCCAGUGAGCACUCAGGGCUGAUUUCCUUCAGAAUGGAGAAGUUUGAUCUUCUUGCAGUCCAUGGGACUCUCAAGAGUCUCCUCCAACACCAGAAUUCAAAAGCAUCAAUUCUUUGGCAAUCAGCCUUCUUUAUGGUCCAGCUCUCACUUCCAUACAUCACUACUGGGAAAACCAGAGCUUUUACUAUACGGACCUUUGUUGGCAAGGUGAUGUCUCUACUUUUUAAGAUGCUGUCUAGGUUUGUCAUUGCUUUCCUCCCAAGAAGCAGGCGUCUCUUAAUUUCAUGGCUGCUGUCACCAUAGCUUUAACUAUACAGACCUUUGUCAGCAAGGUGAUGUCUCUGCUUUUUUUUUGGUGCAACUCUAGACCCUGCACAGCCCACCAACACUUGGCCUCAAAUCAAGGCCUCUGUUAGCACCCAUGUCUUAUGAAGAUGACACCUCCUGAGUUGGGGUUGGGAGCUCUCCUCUUUGGACCUUGGAUAGGAACAAAAGGAGAGCCUGCUGGAUCAAGCCCAUUGCCCAUCUGGCCCAGCACCCUCUUCUCACUCAUGAGAUGCCCUAAAGGCAAACCCUGAGACUGAGAAGCAUCACCGCCUGUGACCGCGGAAUCAGAGCAGAGCCAUUAGAGUGAAUAACCAUCAAUAGUUUUAUCCUCCUCCAUGGAUUUGUCCAGUCCUCUUAUAACGCCAUCCAAGCGAGUGGCCAUCUCUGCCUCCUGUGGAAGAGAGGUCCAUAGCUCAUGAAGAAGGACUUGCUUUCAUCUGACCUGAAUCUUCCAGCUCUCAACUUCAUCACAUGUCCCUGCCUUCUGACAAACUGGAACGUGUCCAGAGGAGGGCAACCAAAAUGGUCAAAGGCCUGGAAACGAUGCCUUAUGAGGAACGGCUAAGGGAGCUGGGCAUGUUUAGCCUGGAGAAGAGGAGGCUAAGGGGUGAUAUGAUAGCCAUGUUCAAAUAUAUAAAAGCAUGUCACAUAGAGGAGGGAGAAAGGUUGUUUUCUGCUGCUCCAGAGAAGCGGACACGGAGCAAUGGAUCCAAACUACAAGAAAGAAGAUUCCACCUAAACAUUAGGAAGAACUUCCUGACAGUAAGAGCUGUUCGACAGUGGAAUUUGCUGCCAAGGAGUGUGGUGGAGUCUCCUUCUUUGGAGGUCUUUAAGCAGAGGCUUGACAACCAUAUGUCAGGAGUGCUCUGAUGGUGUUUCCUGCUUGGCAGGGGGUUGGACUCGAUGGCCCUUGUGGUCUCUUCCAACUCUAUGAUUCUAUGAUUCUAUGUACGUUAAAAAAAAAAUGCUGCCCCCAAGAGCUUUACCCCUCGAAUCCUAGUCUUUGGUCAGGAGGCUAGGCCAGUGGCGGCUGCCCCAUUCGGGGCUGCAGACUUCUGGCUUUGGCUACUGAGAGUCCAGCUGGCAAGGUGCAGGGGAAGGGGAAGGGCUAAUGCCUUUUGCACACUGGAGCACAGGGGGUCUUGAAACCCGAACCGUCCCCUAAGCAUGUCACAUGUUAAUAGCAAAAAAAAAGGAAGAAGAAAGGAAAGAGAGGUUUUUAAAUACCCAUACUAAACAAGGCCAGGAGCCCCUCCCCCCCACCCCGAGGUCCCAGCAAAGGCCCCCAGCAGAAACCAGGUUGUGUUUUUCUCAUUUGCAGGACCAGCCAGAGAGGAGAGUUCCCCCCCCUCCCCCUCCCUAUAUCCUUGCAGCAGCCUGUUUCUCCUGCUGUAUCUGCUACGGGGGGCAAGGGGGGGGUCUCCUUUUCAUGCACCAGGCCCCUUUCAUUGUGCAGUCGCAAGCAAUGCGCCCAGGGAUGGGGUUGCCUCCUUCAGAUCCAGAGUGGAAGCAAGAGUUCCUCUCUCUCUGCUUUUAUUUUUUGGCCUGUGCAAUAUUAUAUCCUGAAUGGAUUAUGGAAUAUUACAUUUAUUUGAUAGGAAGUUGUUUAUUUUAAUGUUACAUUUUUUAAUUAUGACUUAGUUGGAUCAGACUGGUACACAACCUGUGUUGUGCGUUUUGUUGUUUCUGCGGCUUGUAAAGCGCCUCGCAUAUAGCCACAUGGUCCCUCUCUCCAGCAGCGGGUUGGACUAAAUGAACUCUGGGGUGCCCUUUCUGCCUCUGUGAUGCAGGUGUCCCUUACAGGGAAUGCUACAGCCUCUGAGUGCGCUGCCCCUGCUUUUGGCUUGGGGGAGGCAGGAUGACACCCCCGGCAAAUACUUCUUGUGCACUCAGCAAGGGGCGACUUGUGGCAAGUGGAACCUUAUAUUUUUUGUAAAGCUUUAAUUUAUUUAUAUAAUGUAUAUAAGACAGAGAACAGAUACAACAACGGGUAAAGAUGAAAAAAUGAAAAACAAAACUAUGAAACAGGCACUUUGAAUGAGUACAGUUGCACAUGGGUGAAAAUUGCACCGUCCCAAGUAAAGAAUAUCAGUUUUGUCUGAUGGUCUAGAUUUGCCAGGCUUGGACCAAGAGUUGUCCUGAAAGUGAUACUUCCCUUGUAUAUGUAACAAUGGAAUUUCAAACCAUAUUCAAAGCAUCUAAGAGGUUCUAGCCUUUCUCAAAAACUCAAAGUGUGCCUAAUUUUCUCCAUUCCAGCUUUGUUCCAGAGGGUACCAAAUAUAAGAUUUUGGGCUGUUUUCUGUUGAGUUGCAAUGACUGUUUCAGCUGCCGAGAUCAAUUCUUUUGACAGUGUUCAGCAAUAUUAAUUCUGGAUGACAAACAAUCGUUUGUUCUGUAAUAUUUAUCAUUUCCAUCAAAAUCAUGGAUGUUUUAGCUGAGAUUCCUGCAUUGCAGGCGGUGGUCCUGGAUGUCCCUUGAAAUGCUUUCCAACUCGACAAUUCUGUGAUUCUAUGAAAAUUAAAUUUUUAAAAUUUGAGGCCAGCCUUGCAUUGAGAUGAAGGAGAGGCGAGCCCUGGAGAAAACCCGCAGGAGCGUCUCUGACUUGGAGGGGAAAGAAGAGCUGGGAUUGGGGGGGGGGGGCAGACUGAACUGAGCCAUAAAUCUCGGGUGCGGAAUCCGAGGGAAAAGGCUCCCACCUGGAAGUCUCGGGCGGCUGCCGAAGGUUCCCUUUCUGGGGCGCCCCAGAUUUGCGGGAAGCAGAGGCUCUGUCGGCCCCUCGUAAUUGAUGUCCGCUGGAGCUGGGGCUCUGCCAGGCUUGCGUUGGCCGGGCGCCAGCGUUCUGUAAUUUCGGAGCCAGGUGUGAAGCGAUUUCUGUUCCGUCUUGUUCCCAAGCACCUACAGAAGCCUCUCGCGUCCCACUGAGGCGGGGGGGGUCUGCUCCAGCCUCCAGGAAGGAAACAGCUGUGCAGGUAGAAAGACGGGAAGACGACGGGGAGGGGGUGAGGAAACGGCCCAGCGGCAACGGAGUGCUUCUUGCACCCAGGUGCGAUGACACAAGGCUGGGUGCCUGCCAGGGGGCACCCAGCCAGGCAUGCGCCCACGAGGAAGAGCCCCCUUGCACUGUGAGGAAUUGUGGGGUGGAGAGGAGGGGCUGAGUCCCCCUCCAGUUUGCCCACCUUGCAGGCUGUGGGCUCCUCUUUCUAUCCCAGCCUUGCGGUGGCUCUACAGAGCCUCACCUGCUGACUUCUUAAGAACCAAAGAAGAGUCUAGCUUCUGGAUCAGGCCAAAGGGAGCCCAUCUAGGCCAGCGUUGUGUCCUGACAGUGGCCAACCAGAUGCCUCUUAUGGGAAAUUCUGUUGGCUUUGGUACCCCUGCAAGCCUUGGUCUGUCUGAGCCGGCUGACAUCCCCCCUCCCUCUUCACUUUGGCUGGUCCUGUCUUGGCCACGUAAGGGCAGGUUGCUAUUAGCAUAGUAGCAUACAGAGGGAACACUGUAGGGCUGGGGUGUUUGGUUGCUUAAUCUAAAACAAAAGCCCCAUAAUGCGCUUUUGAAAAGGCGCCCCUGGUUAAUCAGGCAACAAAUGCACAUUACUUCAUAGAAACCACCAGAGCAACCUUGCAGAUGUCAGUGAUAAGAUGGUCCCUCCGCUCAGGCUUGCAAUCUAAAAAGUCACAGCAUGAAAGGAAAAGCUGUUGGAAGGGAGGAGGGAAAAAGCAGGCACCAGGCACUGUGCCUUAAAGUUACAGAAUUUAUGUCGUGGCCAGCUGGAAUGGAAAGAUUUCAAGAAAACGAGGAGGCAAAGGGAAGAGGGCUCUGGUGCUCUGGUCCUGCUUUCCGCAAGGCAGGUGGAGAGGCUCUGCAGGUAUAUACAGAUUGAAACUUCAAACUCAAGUGUCUUUAAAUAGAAGCAGCUGGGGACAUAUGGGUGCCCAAGCUGGCAUUAAUCUGGCAGGAGGGAAUGUCAUUGAGGACGAGCACAGUGUGGCAUCCCACCCCACGAAAGCUCGCUCACCUUGCCAGCUUGGAUCUCAGCAAGCCUCUUGGCCAAGAAUGAUGCUGGAUUCAGCAGCUUUUCUGCCCUCUCCCUUCCAGGGGCUGCUGGUCCUCUGGAAAGAUCAUUAGGGGAUCCCAGAGUGCUUAAUGAAGUGGUGAAAGGGGAGGGCAGUGAGCACCAGGGAGGGGCAGGUGGAGAGGAGGAGGAUUAGGCGCUGCUCAGACACUCGCCCUCCUUGCAGGCCUCCCUAUGGCUGGGAGCAAAGGAGCCAAGGGAUCAACUUCCCUUCCAAAGGCCUUUAGGCAUCCCUCACAGAGGGCAGAUCCCCAGGCAAACUCAUGGAGGUGAGGAAGGCUCUCAGCGGCCCCAAGGGCUCUCUUCUCCCUCCAGCGCCAGAUGAUGUAAAUGCCUCUGGGACACCCAAGUGGGGACUGCUGUUGCGCUCAGGUCCUGCUUGCCUGCGGGCUUCCCAUGGGGGAAUCCCGUUGGCCAUGGCGAUGGUGGAUUAGAUGGGCCCUCUCUUGUGCUGUCUGCAUACUGUCUCCAGCACCAGAGGCCCCAUUCCUCUGAAUCCUUGUUGCUGGGGAAUCCCUAGCAGGAGAGCCCUGCUCUGAAGCUCUGGUCCUGGUGGCUCUCGGGCUGCCCAUUGGGUCGUCUGCUUGGCCCCUCACAGAAUCAAGGAAUCAUAGAGUUGGAAGGGAAUCUCAGCUGAAGCAUCCAAGACAGAGGGCCAUCCACCCGCUGCUUAAAAACCUCCAAGGAGAAGGUUCAGGAAAAAAGCAACUGAAACAAUCAAGGGAUGUAGUGGUUCCCCUAGGAGGAAGGGUCAACUUUUUAAUUUAGAGAAAAGGCAAGAGCUGACAUGACAGAAGUGCAUUGAAUUAUGCCCGGCAUGAGGAAAGUGGCAGGGGAAAGUUUUGCCCCACUUGCGAAAAUCCAAGGAGCGGAAAGUUGGAACAUUCAGGACAGAUAGAAGGAAGAGCUUCCUCAUGCAGCAGGGCUCGGUUAAUCUGUGGAACUCCCUCCCACCGGAGGCAGGGAUGGCCACCAACUGGGAUGGCUUUACGAGAGCAUUCGACAAAUUCAUGGAGGACAAGAGGGCUAUGGAUGGCCACUGGCCAUUGUGCCUAGGCUUUGCCAUCAUGGUUAGAAGCAGCCAUGCUUCAGAAAACCAGUCGCUGGAAAUCUCAGGAGGGAAGAGGGCUCUGGGGCUCUGGUCCUGCUCACAGAUUUCCAGGCAUCUAUCUGGCUGGCCCCUGUGAGGACAGGAGGCUGGGCUCGGUGGGCCACUGCCCUGAUCCAGCAGACUCUUUCUUACUCAGGCCCUGAGCCUUCCCAGCGCUCCUCCCACCCCCCAACCUCCUUUGGAUCGGAGCACCCAGCGGCCCCUCUCUUGUGUCAGCUGCAUCUUGGGAGGAGCUGGCGGCCGGCCAGGUGUCAUCACUUGCGGCAGUGCCCCUGCCGGUGGGGGGGGGAGGCGCGAGAUAAGAUCAGCCGCUUGAGGUGAUGGCACCGUUUCAAAUAAACCAGGCAUGACCCAGAGCUCCCACUUCAAAUGGGGGAAUGGAAUUGCUUCAUCCGCUUGACAGCUCGCUCCGCGGAACGAAAUUUAUCUCCCCUUAAUUGCCUCGGAUCCCCAGAGAGAGGCUGCGUACGGUAAUUCCGAGGAGAUAAUUAACAUCAAAUUUAAAAAAUAUGCGGCUCCGUGGCAAGGAUCCGAGGGCCGAGCUGGGAAGGCACAGCCAGAGGUGCCCCCACCCCCAGGAGAGCUGAUGGAGUGGCCACAAUUGUGGGGGGCAUGUGCUCAAGGUUGGGGAUGCAGCUUCUCCCCGGAAGUGAUGGAGCACCCCACCUAUGCUUUUGGAGGGGGCACAAGGAUCAGGACCACCCCCUCCCUGGUCCUUCCAGCAGGAAGCAGGUGGUUUUUGGGCUUGCAAGCCAUGCCUCUUUGGAGGCUCAAGGCAGGGCCAACUUCCUGCCCAGAGAGAGAGUGGCCUGGGCAACUUUGGACAGUGUGUGGGACGUCCCGGCUUCCCCUCUUCUGCCCAUCCUGACCACUGGCCUCUGCAUCCUCUCUCAGUCUUUGCUCAGGACCAGGAAAGAGCCUCCCUUUGUGCUGGCACUGCUGGACAGAAGACCUCUGGAGGUGCCUUGGAGUGGGGUGCACACUGCAUGACUGUGCUGUCAGCCUCCAGAGUGGGCCACCAGCCCUGGCAGGCAGCACGGCCAGUGGGCAGGGAUCGAGUUGGGAGUUGUAGUCCUGGAGGGUGCCCCGUUGGCUGCCCCUGCUCCAGAGUCCCUGCCUGCAGCCUCCAGGUUGCAGAGUCAUCUGAGGUGGCUUUUCAACAGCAGCACUUCACCAUCAUCCAAAUACAUUUGUUUGCUAAUAGGAUUUCUUACCAUAAGGUCCCGGGGCAGGUUUCAACCCUAUAAUUAUGCAAUUACCAAAACAUUUAUGAAGCCGUUACAAUUAGAGAACAAGCGAAAUAGAUUAGAGCAGCAUCUAAAUUGCACCCAUAGAGUUGAGUCCCUCAGAACGUCCAACCACCAAUGGUUAGGUAGAUCUCUGCAGAGAGGGACUUCCAGAAUUUAGGGGGUCCUGCAGAGAAAGCCCCUCUCCUAGGCUGGCGUUCCCCACAUCUCUGAGGGUGGCAGAACCGUUGUGUUUGAAAAAGAAUAAUUAACAAGUUGUUGCCGAGCUGCACAUCUGGGCUGAAGACAGUCCCUGGGUUUGCAGAGGGCGAGAGCCACUGCUCUUGAAGUGUCCUCUUGGAGGAGAGAUGUGUUGCUGGCUACACUCUGCCUCCACAGUCAGAGCCAGCAAUGCUUCUGAGUACCAGUUGCUGGAAACCACAGGAGCAGAGAGUUGCUCUUGUGCUCCAAUCCUGCUUGCAGGUUUCCCAUAACGAGCACCUGGUUGUCCACAGUGAAAACAGGACGCUGGACGAGAUGGGCCAUUGGCCUGACCCAGCAGGCUCCUCUUGGGCUGUUUUUAAGAGGCAAGUUCCUAGUCCUCAUAAUCCUCUGAGAACAGGAUGCCAGACUCAAUGGGCCUGAACCAGCAAGCUCUUCUUAUGGAAGCCACAGAAGGGGAGAAUGCUCUUGGGCUGGGGACAUGAAAUGUUACUGUUCAUUUAUAAUACGCCCCCUUACAGCAUUGACAAUAUAUCCAGGGGCAGCAAGCUCUGUUGUGCAGUGGGCAAGUUGCAGGAGGUCUGCAUAGGGUGGGCAAAGGUGCCCAACAUCCACCAUUCGGAUGACCCCUCCUGAGAGUUUGCACAGCCUUGUCUCAAAAGAUGUGCCUCCAGGCAAGCUUGGCUUCCUUUAGACUCCAGCAGCAUCUAUAAGCUGCUGGUGGUGCUGGUUUGGGGUUUGCUUUUUUUAAAAAAGUACUGAAAUUGGAGCAAAUUUGCAUUUGAAAGCUGGCGUGAGUCCCCCUCUGAUUCUCUUGAGGGAACCUGCACAGUCCCUUUGAUGUCCUGCCUCCCUUGGAUCUACAUCAAGGAGCCUCCCGAGGGGAGAAAAGCAGAGCCUCUGGCUUGGUGGGGAAAUAUUUGCACCUGGUUGCCGGGGUGUCAAGAGCAGGGUCACCAGGAGGCAACUGGGGGGAGAGAGAGGCAGCCCUCCAGGCAGAAGGUGUGAGCUUCCCUCUGCAGAGAGGGAAAAGCCUGCACCUCCAUGAGGGCUGGCCUCUUGCUGGGGGGAACAACCCUGUCAGCAUGGAGGAGGAGGAGGAGGAGGACAGGGCUUACUGCAGCCCCUGGGCCCAAACCGCCUCAGCUUUUCUCUGAGCAAAUUCCGGUCAGAUAAAGGACUGCUUCACGCGGCACAGGCAAACUGUGGAGCUCCCUCCCUCAAGAAACAGCCACCAGUCUGAAUGGCUUUAAAGAGGAUUGGAGAUAUUCAUGGAGGAGGAGAGGGCUGUUGAUAUUCACUCGCUGUGGUGGCUCUGCUCUGACUGCCCUGUCAGAGGCUUCUGAGUGCCAGUGGCCGGAAACCUCAGGAGGAGAGAGGGCGCCUCUUGUGCUCAGAUCCUGCUUGUGAGUUUCCCUUUGGGGCAUCUGGCUGGCUGCCAUCCAUGAGAAAAGGAUGCUGGACCAGGUGGGCCAUUGACCUGACCCCGCAGGCUCUGCACGAACACCUGACCUCCCUCCCUCUCCAGAAUAUUAUUAACAUGGGGUGUAGGAAGCGGGAACGCCCAACGCCAUUUGUGGCAGCACUCGUGAGCCCACCCAGAGAAUCCAGGACUGUGACCCGGUUUGUCCUCCAAAUUUCUCCCUUCCUAUGGGUGGCUUCUGGAAAAGGAAAUGUUUUCUGGUAACGCCUCUCCCCCACAAGAUUCAAGGUGAAAUGGGGUGUAGGGUGCAGGAAACUGCCGCAGAGUACUCCUGCUUGGCAUGCAGAAGGAGGUCCCAGGCUCAGUCCUCCAGUGGCAUCUGCAGGUUGGGCCUGGGGAGGGGUGGAGGCUCCCUCCUACAUCCAGGGGAACUGUCUCUCUCUCCCACGGGCAGAAGCAACCCAGAGCAGCCCCAACCCCUGCAAGCACCCCCUUCCAAUUCUGUGAAUCUUUAGCUGUGAUGGCAGGGGGCUGGACUAGAUGAGCCUUGGGGAUCCCUUCCAACUAUGAUUCUGUUACUUAUUUUCAGCACCCUUACAGCCCGCCCCCCCCUUUCUUCCCUGGGCUUCGUGCAGGGACUUGUUCUGUGGCACUGCUGCUGCUGCUGCUGCUGGUGGUGGUGGUUCUCCCUGGUGUAAUGAAUGAGCUGUCAAGCCAGGAGUGAGCGCCUCUUCUUCCUCCUGGCAAAGGCUCCCUUUCUCACACCCUUCUGCAUGGAGGUAGAGUCCCUCUCCGUUGGGGUGGGAGGAGAGGAGGGUGCCUUACCCCUGAGCUACAGUUCCCUCCUCAAAGGACGUCUGCUGGGGAUGCUUGGGGACACCUUUCAGGGGCAGGGUGGCACGCUUGGCUCCACAAUAGUCCCUCCUAGAUGGGGCUUGAGCCUGGUCGCUCUCUGGACCUUGCCAGUGGCCUACCUAGUCCAACAUCCUGCUCUCACAAUGGCCAACCAGAUGCCUGAAUGGAAAACCCACAGGCAGAGCCCUUUCCGCUCCUGUGGUUUACAGCAGUUGGCAUUCAGUAGCACUGCUGCCUCCCCACCCCUUCAUCUGGGGUGCCCUGUUGUGGGGUGACAUGGAGAAGAAGCAGUGUUGCAGAACAUUCCUCCCCUGUCCUCCUCCAUGGCAAGUAUCUCUCUUUCCAGGACGCCCCGUGCCUGGGGAAGAGACGCAGCUGGCAGCAGCGAGUGGGGAGAAAUGUGCAUCUUGGGGCGGAUAAGACAAUGGGCUGGAAAAUCUUUCCUGCUCUUUGCUGGCAGGAGGACCUGCCUGGGGAGGCAGCCGGUAGGAGAAGCCUCAUCUGGAGAGAGAGAGAGGUCUUGCCUGGCCCACGGGCAGCGGAACAAACUACGCCCAGGUUUGCAGCUGGCCAGCUGUGGCCCAUCCCCACCUCCCAUCUCCUGUCAGAGGCUCGGAAACGCUGAGCUAACUCCGAUCAAGGCUUGAGAUUUGUUGUUGAAGGUGCAGGGCGGGGGGAAGAGGACGUGGAGAGGUGCCUGCCCAGCUGGGCUCUCUGCAGAUUUGAGAUGGAUUGCGGAGUCGCAGCUCCCUGAAAUGUGGGAUGUCCCUCUCGAGCCAGCGAGAGAGCCCAUCAACCCUGCCUUGAACUCCCAGAGCUGAGCCUCUCCCCGUUUCUCUGGCCUGCUCCCCCCACCCUCCUGGUGCCCCCGCCUCCUCCUCUCUGGGUCCCUGCAGCAACUCCUUGGAACGCUCCUGCUCCUGCUCCACCAGCACGGGUAAUGUCUGGCCAGCGGUUCUGCCAAGAGCUAGAUCAUGUUGAGGGCGUGGAGGGGAGGGAGGGGAAGGACAGGGGCUUCCUCCCCUCCGACCCUCUCCUCCUCCGGAGGAACCAGGGAGGAGGAAGAACAUGGAUCCCGGCCCCUGGACAGGCCCCGGCCACCUUCGGAAGGCUUUCAGCCCUUGAAAAAGACACGUCCCAGCGCCUGUGAAUAGGAGGGAGGCAGAGCAAGUGCCCAGAUUAGGACGUGCCGCUCGCCCAAGGCUGGAGCAGCAGCGAGGCGCUUUUGUGGUGUCCGGACAGGAAGUGAAAGCUCCCUCGGUCUCUCGCUCUCUGCCCUUGUAAAGCCUCCCCAGGUCACCCUCGACUCUUCCUGUUCUGCCAAGGUUGUCCAUAGUUGCAAGAUUUGGGACAGAUAGAAGAAAGUCCUUCUUCACGCAGCGCCCAGUUAAACUCCCUCAGGAGGCAAAGAUGGCCACCAACUUGAAUGGCUUUCGAAGAGGAGUAGGCACAUUCCUGGAGGAGGCUACUAGCCCCCAGGGCUCAGCUCUGCACAGCCAGAGGCAGCCUGAAUGCCAGUUGCUGAAAACAGCAGGCAGGAGGGGAGAAGGCUCCUGUGUUCGAAUCCUGAUUGCAGGUUUCUUCCAGGCAUCUAGUCGGCCCCUGCAAGAAGAGGAUGCUGGACUAGAUGGGCCACUGGCCUGAUCCAGCAGGCUCUUUCUUCUUAGGUUCUCACAUUUUCAGGUGGGUGCUGCUCCAUGGCUGCCGCAAGCACUUCCUGCCACUGCAGGAUUCUGCAUCUGUUUCAGGUUUUGGCAGCAGCAGAAUUAGAAGCUUGGGUUUGUUUGAGUCUGCCAAGGAGGUUUGACAGCAUGUGGGCAGCAACCACCACAGUCGUGGAAAACAGCGAGGCUUUUGUGGCUGAGCUGGGGAGCCUGUGCUUGCCUGCAGUGGCUCUUUGGCCUUCCCCCACCAUUGCAUAUUGUGCAAGCGCUGCUUUGUUUGCGUGACUCGAAAACGGUUGCAGAGGAUUCAGCCUUUUUUUGCAGAACAGCAUUUUGAUGACUUGUUGGUAGCUCAGCGGAACGCUGCCCCCAAAUGCCACGCCUCCACCCCUUCUGCUGAGCCUGCACCUUCUGGUGCCCUCUCUGGCAGGGACUUGCCCUGGAAGUGGGCGAGCCAGAGCGCCAGUGGGGAUGAGGCCGCUGUCCUGCUUCCCAGAUCAUCCUGCCCACCUCUUUUGCCAGGCUUGCACCCACGUUCUCCUCCCCCAGGGACAGAGCAGCUGCCUGGUGCCUGCAGGUGGGAUUCAGCCCAGCCCUGCAGCUCAGGGUGGCCAGGUUGGCAGCCCCUGCGCCACUCCUGCCGCAGAGCCCCGAUGGCCUGCCAUGACCUCAGGGGCCAGACCUCCAGCCAGGAGUGGGCGGCACAUAGGCCCGUUGCUCAGUGGUUCCCAAACUUUUUCAGGCCCCCACCCCCUUGUUUCCACAAACUCCUCCCCAGGGACCCCUACCCUAUAAAAAGCAUUAUUCAGCAUAGUGGUCUUCCCGAACACAAUGAAAUUCAUAACAGGAACAAUUGGUUGCACAUUUAUUCAAAAUCCGGUUGGAACUAUUUAACUUAAUUCAACAAAACGGGUGAAAUUGAUGCAGUGAAACCAGCUUUCCCAGUCCGACAGUCCUUUGCACCUCCAGUGCCCCCCUGCUGCCCCCUUGCCAGGAAACUGCCCUGCCCCCAAGGGGUGACACCACCCACUUUGGGAACCACAGGGGCAGCUGCAUGGUCAGGGGAGCAAAGAGAUGGGGCUGCCUCCAGUUUCCCCUGGUGUGCAAAUGUGGCCAAGUGGAGCGCUUGGCUCAGGGUCUCUCCUGUCCUGAUGUUUUAAUCACCUGUUAAGUGCUCCGAGGAGCCUCUGCCAGCAAAGGAGGAAGGGAGGCUCUGGCAGCCACUUUCACCAGCUCCUUGCCAGGAGAGCUUUUGGGCCUUCUCCUGAGCCCCACCUCAUCUCCUGCCCCCACCGGGUCCUGGGCUGCAGCUGCUGCCAAGCUUUGCUGCCAAGGGGCUGGCGAGGUUGACCUUUCCCAGUCAAGGCUGGUGUCAACCCUGUGCCGGCUCUCUCGCUCCCAAGCGCUUCAGACAAACUGUGAAAGCCAGCCAAAAGGUGUCAGGAAUUAACAGAGGGGAGGCGAUCAGUAAAUCAAGCCUCCUUUCGAGGUGGUCCAGGGAACGUGGGCUGCAGGGGAAGUUUGUGCCUCUGGGGUUGUGGCACAGAGCCCCAAGUCUUGGCCGGAUCCUGCCACCUCUUUCCCCCCAUGCACAGAUUCUCCCAGCACCGCCUUCUCUCUGCAGCAACACCCCAGCGCUUCCCUGGACCCAGAGAAACCCCUUGAACGGAGGUUAUUCCCACAAGAGGCACCUGGGCAGUCACUCUGGGAAGGGGGCCCCCACUGGCCUGAUCCAGCAGCCUCUUCUCAUGUUCUUACGUCCCACAAACCCGGUCACGGGAUUUAUGACGCACCUGGUGCCAAAGAGUGCAUUAUCGUCCUUCGCACCCUCACGGCCGCGCCACAAGGUAGGCCAGGGCGAGCCACGCUGUCUUGCCAGGGGCUCAGACCUGCCAGCAUCCAGUCAGCACUCUGUCCCCCAUCCAGACCCGUCUCCUGUCAGGUCCACUGGGUGGGGCAGGGGAAACAUUUCCAAUCGCAGGAUCGAAACUUGAGGAGCUGGGCUUCGGCUCGCAAGGGCGGAGGGGGAGAAGCCAGGAGCCACAAAGGGCCAGCACCAGAAUUGGCGGGCCGCGGUCCCUGCCCAAAACCCAGAGUGAUCCAGAAGGGGAGUGAACUCUCAGGGGACCUUGGCAGCACCAGUUCCAUCCUGAGCACCCCACACGGUUCCCUCUUAGUUCUGUUUCUAGGCUCCCUUUCACAGGACGGCUUUUCAGACAGGAGUGGUUUUUUUCCCUGCCGACAGAUGCCGUUGGGGAUUGAACCUGGCAUCUCCUUCAUGCAAGGCCUGUGCCCAGACUUGGAUACUCAGAGGGUGCUCCCAUACCCCAACCCUUUAAGGCGGGCCAGGUGGGGUGCUGGCCAGUUGUGGCACGUCCGAGGCCUCCCCGCCUCAGCUGCAUCCCAUGGACACCCCCUCUUGCUCGCUCUCUGCCCACACCGGCAGACCCACGCUUGUUGGGGAAGGGGAGCAGCUCCUCCCCCCCCCCAUUGCAGCCUGUUCCCUGCUUCCUGCCGGGUGGGGGGCAAUGUCAGGCCAGGGAGGUCACGGCGGGGUGAGGCAGCUGAUGGCCCAUGCGCCAGGGGACUCCGAUUACCCUGCGGCAGAGAGGAAGCUGGCAGCUCGAGGGGGCAGGGGAAGUGCAAGCACUUCCUCUCUCCCGGGCAGAGCAGAGCUGCCUUUCCCCACCAGCCCAGGCAGCUCUGAGUCAGCCUCCACAGGGAGCCACCUGGGCUAGGCCAGCGCCCCUCACCCCCUCCCUCUUGGCCCAGAGAGUGCUGGGGGCCUCCCUGCUGGUGCUGCUUGUGGGGCACGCUUCUUCCCCCUUGAUCCUUCUCCUGGCCAGCAGGCAUCCCCUCUCGCAGGCCAGGCCUCCAGUGCUCACGGUCAAGGGCAGCUGUGCCCAAAGGGCUCCCCGUCUUCUCUGCAGGCAGGGGAGGGCCGUACAGCGUCUGUCUUGCAGGCAGCAGGUUCCUGGUUCAACCCCCAAAGGCAUCUCCAGGUCAUAAUAAUAAUAGCUUUAUUGUUUAUAUGCCACCCAUCUCACUAGGUUGUCCCAGCCACUCUGGGCAGCUCCCAACAAAAUAUUAAAAACACAAUAAAACAUCAAACAUUUAAAACCUCCCUGUACAGGACUGCCUUCACGCGUCUUCUAAAAGUCAAAUAGUUGUUUUAUUUCCUAGACUGGGAGAGACUCCUGCCUGAAACUCUGGAGAGCUGCUGCCAGUCAGUGUAGACACUAUUGUGUUAAAUGAACCAUUGGUUUGACUGGGUAUAAGGCCACUUUCUAGGUUCCUGUUUCAGCCUUUUAUUGAGAGCCAUGAGGACUAGAAUCUUCCUUUAGUUUCACGGAAAGGUCUGUAGCUCAGUGAAGGAUGCAGCGCAGAAUGGGACAAGACGGGAGGAGCUGAGGACACAGAGGGAACAGCUGUCCGGCAGCCGUCUUCCAUCCUGCGGCUUCCCAUCUCGUUUUUUUCUCAGACUCUUGGGGCUUCUGUGACUCCUACAUGGCAGGGGGUUGGACUGGAUGACCUUUGGGGGUACUUUCCAGUUUUACAGUUCUGUGACUCCUUUGUCUGGCUGGCAUUGCAGUCAGCCAGUAUGGGCACUUGCCAUGUGGGGUGGAUGGGUCUACAUUUUCACCUUGAAAUCCCUUCUGGGGGGACCUGGCCACAGCAGAAGCACCAAUUCCCUGAAGUGAAGGAGGGCAGCUUUUUUGUGCCUUUGAAAUGGGCAUGGAGGAGCAGGAGUCUGCACCAGCAAUGCUGGGAUGCCUGCCCUCCCUUCUCUCCCUCCCCAGCCCAGGUUCCCUCCUCACACUUCCCUCAGCAGUGAGGGAUGUUGGCUCGACCACCCUACAGGCUCUCUCUCGGAAGCUUGCCAGCAGCCCUGUCCAUCAGAGCCGAGCCUGUCAAGGAUCGCAGCCCUCCCAGGCUGGCGAGAGAAGGAAGGAUUUAUUCACCCGGGUGCGUCACUGACUUGGAACAUGGGGCAGUGAUGGCUGCUGGCGUAAGAGGCUUUGGAGAGGAUUGGACAUAUCCGAGGAGGAGGAGGAGAGGGCUGGUAGGGGCUGCUGAUCUUGAUGGGCACAUGGAGCUUCCACAUCCAGGCACAGUCUACCCCAGGGGUAGGCAGCCUAAGGCCCGUGGGCCGGAUGUGGCCCAAUCGCCUUCUCAAUCCGGCCUGUGGACAGUCCUGGAAUCAGCGUGUUUUUACAUGAGUAGAAUGUGUCCUUUUAUUUCAAAUGCAUCUCUGGGUUAUAUGUGGGGCACAGGAAUUCGUUCAUUUCCCCCCCCCUCCAAAAAAAAUUAAUAAUAAUCUGGCCCUCCACAUGGUCUGAGGGACAGUGGAGCGGCCCACGGCUGAAAAAGGUUGCUGGCACCCGGUCUACCCUCUUGAGCACCGUUCACUGGGCAGCUGCAGCAGGAAAGGGGCGUCCCUUUCAAACCCUGCUUUGGGUGUCUUCUUGGCCACUGUGGAAAGCAGGGUGCUGGUCUGGUCCAAGAGCCUGCUGGAUCAGGUCAGUGGCCCAUCUGGCCCCUCAUCCUUUCCUCACAGUGGCCACCUAGAUGCCCAAAGGGAAACCCGCAAGGAGGAAAAGGGUGGCACAGUUUUGGCCAGCCUUGGCCAUCCUGGUGCCCAUCAGAGGCUCUCCUGUGGGUUGCAGGAGUGGGGCACCUUGGCAGCUUGCCCUGCCAAACCUGGAAAGCCUCUUUCCUGGGUGGAUCCAACAUGUGGCCCUCAUGCUGGAGCACCCUAAAACGCUCCCCUUUUCUGUAUCUACAGUCCCACCUGUUAUUGUAUUGAACUCUUUUAUUGUUUCAACUGCUUCAAAGGUUUGCCAGGUUUAGAGAUUGAUAUAGAUAUGAUGGUUCAAAAAUAGAAAUUGAUAAAGAGAGAUACGAUGGUUUAAAUAUAGAUGCAUAAACUGGAAGGUCCCAGAGCUGAGUCCAGCUCGGAAGCCCAUUUGCUGUCGUGAGCAGUCGCAGCGGGCAGAGAAGUCUCAUAAUGCCACAAGAGACGCCCCCUCCAUCGGAGGUUUGGCAUCUCCACCUUAAAGCUCUGAGGAUCUGGAGAACAGGAUAUCCCGCUGUUCCUCCAAGGAGCCCACAAUGGUGUGCGCCUUCUCCCUCUCUGCCUUCAAUCUCCACAACAACCCUGUAGAGUGUGAGCCUGAGAGACAAGUGACCAGGGCAAAGUCGGCUGGUGAGCUUCCUGGCUGAGCGGGGAUUUGAUCCCAGGCCUUCGCUCAGCACACUAACCACUACGCCCCACUGCUUCUCUCCUUAGCCACAGAUGCCCUCCCCUCUCCUGGCCAACGGCCCAGCAGCCUGUUUAGUGUCGGAGAGGUUGGUUGCUCCCGUAUUGCCAGCAGGACUCAAACCCGGGUCUCCCUCUGGCUCUGCUACGUGCCUGCGCCCUGUCCCGUCCCCCCUGCCCAGACAAUGCCCUCUGACCUCUGUAUCUUGUUGUGUGUCCCCACCCCCUCCAUCUCUCUCAUCCUGGCUCCUCCGUAGGUCAUUGCGGCGGACUGCAAGCGGGUCACUGUGCUGAAGUAUUUCCUGGAAGCCCUCUGUGGCCAAGAAGAGCCAUUGCUGGCAUUCAAGGGUGGAAAGUAUGUGUCAGUGGCCCCCGUCCCAGACGCCAUGGGAAAGGAAGCAGCCAGCCAAGAGGGAAAACAACUGGAAGAUCAGGUACCGGAGGGCGGGGGGGGGGAGAGAGAUCAGCGCAGGCAGCAGCAGGAGCAAUUGCCCCAGCGGGGCCUGGGCUGGCCGCGCUCCCCGCUAUUUAUAGCUGGCCAGGAGGAGGAAGACCAGCCUUUUUGGGGGGGGGGGGUCCUGCUGCUGCCGCCGCUGCACUCAUAUGUGCCCCUUCCUGCCAGCAGCCUUUAUUUCUCUGUCUCUCUCUCUUUCUCUCUGGCAACGGCGAUGAGUUCCAGAUGCGCUUUCCAAAUAACGAUUCCUUUCGGGGUGGGGGGCACAGCUUUAAUAACGUGCAGCUCAGGCCCAGCAGGAAAGGGUUGGGGGGGUGGGAGGCAGAGCAGGGUGAGGGUUCAGGCUCAGGAUCGAGUUUAUUGGGGCGGUGGAGGGGGGGUGAGAAGCAGCGCCGAACAGCAGCCCACGUACAGGAAGAGAGGGGCUUGGUGCUGGCUCUUCUCUCCCCCCCCCCCGCCUCCUCUUCCCUGCCCUCCCUUUGCCUCUCGAGCUCUCUCUUUCACACACACACAUCCUGAUGUGAUUAAGGAAUUUCUCCUCUUGUUUUUCUGCCCCGGCUUGUUCCUGUAGCCCGGGGUUCUCUGCAGGCCGUCCGUGUGUGAGAGUGUGUGAGCGCUUGGUGUUCGUUCAGCAUCCCUGCCAGCUGCUCUGCAAGGCUGCGCUUGCCUUGAGGAGGAUCUCGCAGGAGGUCAGAGAACGGGAAGGGGGGCAGAAGAAAGCCCUCCUUCGUUCUCCACAGAGUUAGAACUGCGGAACUCGCUCCCACAGGAAGCAGCCACCAGCCUAGAUGGCUUUAAAAGAGGAUGGGACAGAUUUGUUUAUUUACACCCCUCCUUUUUCCCUGACCGGGACACAAGGCGGCUUCCAGAUAAAAUCCGCAGAGGAGGACCGUUCUGGCCGCCUCACCUGAAAGAGGAUAUUGUAGAGCAAGGAGAAAGAUCAGAAAAGGGCAGCCCAAAUAAUUGAGGGAAUUGAGAGACUCCCCCGUGAAGAAAGGUUGCAGCUUUUAGGAUUACUUUAGAGAAAAGGCGAGUGAGAGGCAACACAAUAGACGUUUAUAAAAGUCAUGCAUGGCAUAGAGAAAGCAGAUAAAGAAAAGUCACUCAUAACGUGAGAACUCAAGGAUAUGUGUUGAAGCUGAACGUUGGGAAAUUGAGGAUGGAUAAAAGAGACUCCUUCACGCAGUACUGAGUUGAACUAUGGAACUCCCUCCCACUGGAGGCAGGGAUGGCCGCCAACAUGGAUAGGUUUAAAAAGAGGCUCAGACAGAUUCAAAGAGGAGGAGAGGGCUGUCAGUGGCUACUAGCCCAGGGGCUUGGCUCUGCCUCCACGGUCAGAGGCAGCAAUACUUCUGAAUCCCAGUUGCUGGAAACUGCAGGAGGGGAGAAGGCUCUUGUGCUCAGAUCCUGCUUGUGGGUUUCCCAUAAUGGGCAUCUGGUUGGCCCCUGUGGGGACAGCAGGCUGGACUGGAGGGGCCCCUGGCCUGAUGCAGCUGGCUCUUCUGAGCUUCUUGUGCAGGAUAGAGGAGGAGAGACUUCGGAUUCUGAGGCUGGGGAGACCCUUUUGCCCAGCCUUGGCCAAGGAGCCAAGGACCUCCAAUCAGCUGCUGCUGCUGCUUCCUUUCCCCUUUUUCAAAAGGGGUUUGGAGCAGAAUAUCUUGUGCGUCCCUGUGAAACAUGUGGUGCGUGUGCAGGAGCCCAGGGGCUGGGAGGUGGUGGAGUCUGUCAGGAAUCCUUCCGCUGCGAUUGCUAGAUGACCCUCAGGGUCCCUUCCAACUCUGCAGUUCUGUGAUGGGGAACGUCUCCCCGCCCUUGGUCCUCUCCACCCCUUUCCCAGCAGUAGCAGCAGGAGGAGUUUCUUGCAGUGAGGAGGCGAAGGGGUGAGCCACGGUGCAGCGCCUGUUCCCAAGGAUCCCUGGGAAUUGUAGUUCCCUAAAGGGGCUCCCAUCCUCCUGCAGCGAGAUCAACCGUGCGAUUCCCAGUGUUCAUGGUGGGAAGACGGAACAGGGAGGGGGGACCAAAAGCGCUGCAUAUAGCUUGCUAGCUAUCCUUUGUUGCAAUUGUCCUUCCCAACCACCCUUUCUUUUCUUCUUCCUCUCCUCCUCCUGGAUGGUGACAAGGAGGACGAUGUCCGGAUCGAGGCUUUUGAGGACGACUCGGAGGCCGACGGCAGCGGCGGAGAGCUGGACAUCAGGGAGCUGCGGGCCAAGAAGCAAGCGCUGACCAGGAAGGUGGCCGAACAGCAGCGCCGGCAAGACAAGAUCCAGGUUUGCAUUGGGGCGUGUGGUCGAAUUGUAAAGCUGGAAGGGGUCCCCAGAGUCAUCUAGUCCAGCCCCUGCAGCACAGGAAUCUCAGCUGGUAUGCAUGUAUCCAUUUACUUAUAGCAGAGGUAGGAAGCUUCAAGCCCCAAAUAUGGCCCUUCAAGCCUCAGCGCCCGGCCCUUGGAAAUCUCCCAAGCCCCUUUCUAGCUCUGCUUAAUACUUCACGUGGUUUUGGGAGGUGUCUGAGUGUCUGCAGAAGCUAGCCUAGUGUAGAAAGCUAAAUUAAAUGUGCAUAAUUUGCCCUUGCCUCUGGCCCUGCACAUGGGGCCCCUGGAAGGGAAUGUGGCCCUAAGGCCUGAACAAAAGGUUCCCUGCCCCUGGCUUUAAAUAUUUCCUAACAGCCUUUCAUUGAAAAUGUUCCAAGGUGGCGUAUCACACAUUUCACGCAACAUAUAAGUGGAAUUCUUUUUUUAAAAAAACCCAACAGAUGUGUUUAACAAACGUACAGCAAAAAUAAGCUGUGAACAAAAAACAUAAAAUACACGAGGUGCAGCUAGAAAUAAGCUUUCCUUCCUUUCUCCUAACACUGCAUCUCGUGAGCAUCCAGAGAAGCUGAAUGUUGAGAGAUUCAGGACUCGGGGGGGGGGGGACUUCUCCUUCACACAGCGCAAAGUUAAAUUGUGGAACUCCCUCCCACAGGAGACAGCGAUGGCCACCAACCUGGAGGGCUUUAAAAGAGAAUUAGACAAAUGGGUAGAUUAGCCUCAGUGGUGAUGCCAACCGCACAUCUCUGAGAAGCUUUUGGGAGCGCAAUCCCAAGAACCAUCAGGGUGGCACACCCUCCCCCCUUGCUGGGCCAGGCGGAUCAUUGGGCGAGUCGGGGGCAGCAGCCUCCAGGACCAAGGUGCCAAUCCUAAAGUCCCUAACCGCCUCUGCAUCGUAAAUCUCACGCAGGACAGGAGCUGAACUGGAUGGCUUUGCUGCGCCUGAGUCCCACAUCCCCCAAACCGCAGCAGAGCUCACCACGACAUCCCCCCCAUUCGUAGUCCUGUUGAUUCUGCUGUAAGCUGACCUCUAAAUUUGGUGGGGAAAUUUAAUUCAUUCAUUAAUUAAUAGAAUGAAAUAGACAGCAGCUCGAAGCACCACUGUGCCAACUGCAGGGGAGUGUGUGUGUGUGUGUGUGUGUGUGUGUGUGUGUGCCUGUGCCCUAGGGCGUUGGCUGGCUUGCCUCUCGAGCCUGCAGGCUGGCUGGCUGGCUGGCUCCCUACAGCCAAGGGAAAUUCCUCCUCCCUCCUUCUCUCUCUCUCUCUCUCUCUCUCUCUCUCUCUCCUCUCUCUCCCCCCGCCCCAAAUUCUCUCUCCUUGCAGUGCCCAGGGCCCUCUUCACUUCCAUAACUCUUCAUUUCCCAGCCUUGAACGCCAGCCAAACACAUCUGUCUAGCCAUAUGCGUGAACUCUGGAGUCUGUGCCGAGGUGGUUGUAAAACAGGGCCGCUGAAGGCCCUACUGGGAGAGCAGCGCACAUGUGUACCCGCCGGCUGUUGGCUGCGGGCCCAGAACCACCAGCGCUCUCUCUUGUGCUCUCUCUUUCUCUGCUCUCCAGGCCCACCGUGGCCCAAUGGCUGAGGCUGCAGCCAGCCAGCCGCUCUGCCUGCCUGCCUGCCUGCCAGGAGGAAAGGAGAGGAGAGGAAGAAAGGGCCCUGCGUUCUGGCAAGCCAGAGCGACCCAGCACAUGAGGCACAGGGGAGAGAGAGCGUGAAGCUCACUUGGCUGGAGCCGAGGCAGCAAGGAGAGCCGGCAGGGAGCCGUGCGUCCUCUGGGUGGGUGGCUCUGCCCUCCUGGGCCACUCCAAAAGCAGCAAGAGAUUUCUAAAAAUCCCCCUUGGGUGGGCAGCAGGACCUGGCACAGGCAAGCCAAGGAGGGCACCCAAGGUGGCAAGCCACGCAGUGCCUAGUUAAAAUUGUGGAACUCCUUCCUGCAGGAUGGCCCCCAACCUGGAUGGCUUUAAAAGAGGGCUGGACGGAUUUGUGCCGGAGGAGAGGGCUGCCGAUGGCUCCUAACCGCAGUGGCUCCGCUUCGUCUCCACAGUAGGAAGCAGGAGAAAGCAGAAAUGCCACGGAGGUUUCUCCUCAAUACCCAAAUGAGAGUGGCACAGCAAGCGGGCGGGGGGAGCAUUCUCUACGUAAAGACCACUGCCAGGUCAGCGAAGGCCACGGAAGGAGAGGCAGCAGCAGCAGCAGCAGCAGGGCUGGUGGCCAGGCCAAAAGGGCCAGAGUUUGGCCCCAAAUCCAGGCAACUGUUGGAAGCAGUAAAUGCUUUCGGAUAGUAGUUUUUGGGAUUCGUAAAUGAGGAGAGCAUUUGGGACACGGGUGGCGCUGUGGGUUAAACCACAGAGCCUAGGGCUUGCCGAUCAGAAGGUUGGCAGUUCGAAUCCCCGUGAUGGGGUGAGCUCCCAUUGCUCGGUCCCUGCUCCUGCCAACCUAGCAGUUCGAAAGCACCUCAAAGUGCAAGUAGACAAAUAGGUACCACUCUGGUGGAAGGUAAACGGUGUUUCCGUUCGCUGCUCUGGUUCACCAGAAGCGGCUUAGUCAUGCUGGCCACAUGACCUGGAAGCUGUACGUCGGCUCCCUCAGCCAAUAAAGCAAGAUGAGCGCUGGAACCCCAGAGUCGGUCACGACUGGACCUAAUGGUCAGGGGUCCCUUUACCUUUACCUUUAAAUGGGGAGAGAAGCUGAUCUUGCACUCAGGUCCUGCUUGCUUAUGGGCUUCACUUUGGUGCAUCUGCUCGGCUACUCAGAGAACAGGAUUUUGGACUAGUAUGCCCCGCCCCCUCCCCCCCCCCCCGCUCUAAUCCAGGCUGUUUUGAUAUUCUUGUGCCGUGGGAGGACACUCAGCUCCCCAUAAGCUCAGAAGCACCGUGUGAGUCUCUCCCAUGCGUUCUGAGGCAGAAUCUUGGCCAUCCAAACCUGUCUCAGACUGGGUGGGGGGGGUGUCAUUUAGCCAACAGAAGGAGCGCUUUGCACUCUUUCUGCCCCCCACCCCUCUGCCCGGUCCUUUGUCUGCCUGGAGUGGAGGCAUUUCCUGCCCAGCUGAAACAUUCCCACCUGAACCAUAACAAGCUCUUCCUCUGGGCACUGCGGAGCAGGGCAGCCGCUCUCCCCAGGGGGGCUGCCCGGAAUAGCCGCGCUCCCGCCCCCCUCGCCAGGUCCAGCUGCAGGCGGGCGGGGCGGGUGGGCUGCGGGGAGACGCUCUGCCUAUAUUUAGCCCUCCACCGAGUCGUCCAGCACGUGCGCACACGGACGGACAGCCAGGCACCUGCCAGCGGCGGAAGGGCAACCCCCACCCAGGCGGCUCCAGGGCGGGCGCAGUGACGACAAGCAAGCGCCACGGGGCGUCCGGCAGGGCGGCGGAACCUGCCGCUCACCAGUUGCCAAGCCUCUCCCGUGGCAUGGAAGUUUUGGCCGCCUCUGCGCCCGUUCGCUCUCUUCCCCAGCGACGCCUGCAACUUUGCACGCGCUCAGGGACAGUCUUCCCCAGGAAACUGUUUUCCCUCUUCCCCAACCUGCAGCAGGAAGGGCAGAGCAGCUUUGCACGCCCUCAGUUGCCAUUCUUCUCAAGGAAGCCUUUUGGGGACGGGUUCUAGCAGAGGGGGCACCUGGGUGCCCCUGCAGCCACCUGCCCGCUUUUCCACAGCCUUUUCCACCCCUGUUGCAGACGCCCCUCUCUCUGGCCCAGCCGGAUGUCGCCGCUCCCCCCCCCCCCCGUACCCCCUUGGCCAGCCCCUGUCAAACACAAACAAACCUCCUCCUGGCCUCUGAACCCUGCUGAGGCGAGUUCCCCUCCGGCUCCUUGAACGCAGGGGAGGGGGGACUUGGCACCCUCCCCAGCACCACCACCAUGCGCAUCCUGUCGUCCUCUCCCUGGCCAGCCCAGGGGGGCAGGAUGGGACGUGACAGCCGGCACAGGCCUCGCUCAGCCUUGCCAGGAGCCCGGGAGUCUGGGCCAAGGAGCCUGGGGAGGGAGGGCGGCACCUCCUGGGCACCGGAUGCGCAUGUCAGGGGCACUGCAGGAGCAGCUCCUCCCACCGGGAACAUGCGUGACGUCGUGGCAGUAUUUUUACAUUCCUCGCAGCGCCGUUCCUGCAAAGCUAAAUGCGGACAGGGCUGAAGGAGCAGUUCAGGGUGGGUGGGUUCGCAAGUGCCGCCUCCUCGGCUCCCGGGACAUAAAAAUAAAAAGCAGAAGAAUCUGAGCAGGGCCUGCUGCAUCAGGCCAGCGGCCCAUCUAGUCUGGCCUCCUGGUCCUGCAGUGGCCAGUCAGAUGCCCCAGCAAGCAAGACCUGAGCACAGCUCUCCCCUCCUGCGAUUUCCAGCAACUGGGAUUCAGGCUCGACUGUGGCGAGAGAGCACAGCCCUUGUGGCUAGCCGCCCUCCGUAGCCCUCUCCUCCUCCUCCUCCUCCUCUGUGAAUUUGUCAAAUGCUCUUCUAAAGCCAUCCCAGUUGGCGGCCAUUGCUCCCUCCUGCAUGAAAAGGACUUACUUGUAUCUGCCCUGAAUCUCCCGACACUCAGCUUCAAGGGACGUCCAGCAGUUCUAGUGUUAGGAGAGAGGGAGGGAAACUUUCCUUUAUCCGCUUUCUCCAGGCCAGGCAUCAUUUCGUAAACUUCAGUCAGGUCACCUCUUAGAAGUGCAUCACAGAAGCUUGAGACUCUUUUAUAUUAUUUUAUUUAUUUAUACCUCACCCAUCUGGCUGGGUUUCUCCAGCCACUCUGGGCAGCUUCCAACAAAAAUAUUAGAAAUACAAUAAAACAUCAGACAUUAAAAACUUCCCUAAACAGGGCUGCCUUCAGAUGCCUUCUAAAAGUCAGAUAGUUCUUUAUUUCCUUGACAUCUGGUGGGAGGGCGUUCCACAGGGCAGGCGCCACCACCAAGAAGGCCCUCUGCCUGAUUCCCUGUAACUUUGCUUCUCGCAGUGAGGGAACCACCACAAGGCCCUUGGAGCUGGACCUCGGUGUCCGGGCAGAACGAUGGAGGUGGAGACUAAUAGACUAAUGACUAAUACACGGAAUAAACCAUAAUAAUCAACAAAACUGAAAAGAGCCCCCUCAAGCAGAGAAGCCAGUAUGAAAAACCUGUCAAAACAUAAAUGUUUUUAACCAGUGGCAUCCCGCACGCACAUACAAAUGUCUCUUCUGGGAGGGGACUCCACUGAAAGGGCCCCUCACUCACCGGAGAGCUUGAGGCGAUGGCCCUGGGGCGAGCUUAGUUGUGAUUCCUGCACUGCAGGGGGGUUGGACUAGAUGACCCCUGGGGUCCCUUCCAAUUCUACUUUGACAUCUCUGAGGAUGAUCUGAAAGGCCUAGGCAGGUCUGCACGGGAGAGAAAGGAUUCAGCACCAAGCUGCUUGGUUUCCAUCACGCUUCAGGCUGUGCAGAAUUUGGGGAGGGGGGGACCCCCUGAUGCAUGCUGGGAGAAUCCCCCUCGGCUCAAAGGUGGGAAUUUUUUUGUGCUAGGCGGUGCUGAAGGACCAGGCCCAAGUGCGGCAGAUGGAGCUGGAGAUCCGCCCCGUCUUCCUGGUGCCGGACACCAACGGCUUCAUUGACCAUCUGGGCAGCCUGGUCAAGCUCCUGGACUGCCGGCAGUUCAUCCUUGUGGUGCCCCUGAUUGGUGAGUGUGUGCUUGCGUGUGUGCGCUCACGGACGCAGAGAUGGACCCGAUGCGCUGUCGCCAAACGGGGAGCAGCCACGUCCCUCCCCCACCUUACAAAUAAAGGCUGCAAACAUCACCUGGCCCACAAAAAGGGCUUGCUAGCCCUGCCUGUUCUCUGCAUCCUUUGGGACCCAAAGGAAACCUUUGGGUAUAUUGAUUUGAUUUAUAUCCCCUCCGUCCAACUAAGGCAGUGGGUUUGGGGGCCUCCUGUGCAUGUUCCCUCAGAGGCAUACAGCCUCUUCUUCAGGCAGUGUGUCAUUGACCACUAGAACUCCUUGCCAGAAGAGCCUGCCACUCAUCCAUUCCAGGAGAGGCUCUCUCCUCUCCUCCCCUCCCAAUGGACUGCCCUGUUUUGAGCUGCCACCUCCCAGGGCUCCAGGCAAAGCAGCAGGCAUCAGUGGAGCCUCCACACUCAGGGGCAGUCUACCUCCGAGGCACAGGGAGGCAGAAGCAGGCAGGGGGAUGAGGUCCCAUGGCCCUGGCAUCCUGCAUCGGGCCUUCACAGAGGCCUUCUGGGGUGAGGGAGGGGGGGUCUGACCCGUGAGGGCAGCCAGCACUUCUGUACUGGGGGGGGGCGAGGUCUUGAGCCAGGGCGCUUGUCCCAGCUGCCGGGCUCUGGCUCUCCCUUUUCUCCUUAUAAAGCUGCAGUCCGGCGACUCAGCAAAGCUGGUUCCUGUUAUUGGUAAACACUCGGCCCUGGCAGAUAACAGGCGGCUGCUGCUGCUGCUGGGUGGUCUGGCCGGGCCGGCAGGAGGGUGGAGGCGCUGGGCACUCACGUCCCCCUCCCUCACAGAAGGACCGAAGCAGCUUGGGGGGGGGGGGAGGGCAUCCUGCUUGCAGGCAGAAGGUCCCGGGUCCCAUCCCCUGUGGUGUCUGCAGGGGCGGCGGGGAGAGACUGAAAUCCCCAAAUGCCACUGCUGCCAGUCAGUGUAGCAUCGCCCUCCCACCCCUCUCUCAACACCUUGUGCUCCUGGGGGUAAAGCGAGGUGUGCUGCUCCAGCUCAGACGGCAGCCCAGCUCCCCUGGGAACACCACCUGAGCUUCUUCCACUGAGGGUAUUCCUCACUGAGGAUCGCAGGGCAGUUUACGGUGUAAAAACACAAAAAUACAUGACAUAACAACAAGCAAUAACACCACCCAAACGCCCAGUUUUAAAGGCCAUAUAGGCUGUUCAAUCAGCCAGAGACCUGGGAGGAGGAGAAGAGCGUUUACUUCCUGCAUUUAUAUCCCACCUUUUCCUCCAAGGAGCUCACUGUGGUGUGUGAAUGGUUCUCCUCCUCCUGUAAAUCCCCACCACAACCCUGCGAGGUAGGUUAGGCUGAGAGAAGAGAGUUUGGUGGCCGAGUGGGGGAUUUGAACCCAGGCCCUGGCCUGAUGCUCUAACCAAGUCCCAGACUGAAGCCCCAGACUUGCCCUCACGGCUCCUCCUGAGUUGCUCCCUGCAAUAACCAGCAGGCACUUGUUAUGGAGCAGGGAAGGGGUUAAAGCUCCCCCUCUUGCGCCCGGCUCCUUGAACCCGACCCGCGUGGGGAGAAGCAGCCAGGCAGCUUGGGCAGGAGCGCAAACAAGCUUCCUCUUUGAAGGCUGUUUUGCUUGGAAGCGGCUGCGAGCGGCGGAUUUCGGCCCGGAGUACCAGCCGCUCUCCUCCUGUUUGAUGUUCCCUGCGCUGGGCUCUUCUCUCCCCCUCCCAGGCCAUCCUCCCCAGAGCAAAGCAAUGGCAGUGGGGAGAGGCGGGAGAGGCCUUGGCCCAGAUGGGGACUGUACCAGGCCGGAUGUCCCAGGAAGGGCCAGAAGUGCCACCAGCGCUGGAAAAGCCAGGGGGCCUCAUAGCGACGGGGAGAGGCCUCACCCCACAUUCCCCCUCUGUCUCUCUCUCUCUGCACAUCCAACCCCCCAGCCUCUCUGAGGAAUGCAUACUUCCCACUUGAUCUCAGCUCUUGGCGAGGAAAGCCAAAAAGAGCAGCCAGAUUAGCCGUCUCAGGGAGCCGGUGGGGCUGGGUGCCUGGGAAGAGGUGCCCGCCAACUCGGGAAGGGCCGUAGCCCCAUAGAAUCCUAGAACUGGAGAGGGGAAGGGACCCUCAAGGCUCAUCUAGCCUAGCCCCCCUCCAGGGCAGGAAUUGCAGUAGAUUAGGGCACCGCAGGAGGCCUCAGGCUCAGUCCCCCAGUGCCAUCCAUCUGCCAAGGGAGCUGGGAAAAGCCCCUCUUUCAAAACCCCGGAGAGCUGCUGCCAGCCAGUGCAGGCAGCACAAAGCCAGGUGGGCCCAAAGUCUGGCUCCUAUGCUCCUGAUUAAAAUCAGCCCCUUUAUUCAGAACUGUAAGAGCUGGACUCUUGCUUCGAUUUUAGCGGAAGGGGGUUCAUGCAGAAGGUCCCAGUGGCAUCUCCAGGUAGGGUGGGUAGAGGCGCUGCUGGAAAUGCUAGAACGCUGCUGCCAGUCAGUGCAGACAGCAUGGAGCUACUUCACUCUAGGUUCCUAGGUUCCACAUUGGCUCCGGGACUUCCCUUGUGCUCGUGGCCUCGCAUAUGUCUGCUGGGGGUGCCAUCAGGCCUCCUCGGGCUCUCCUGGGGCUCCCAGACAUAUUUGUCACCCAGCCCGCUGCAAAGAAAGAAAAAGCCGUUCCCAGGGACCUCUGGCAGCUUCUGCCUGGCUCCCUCUGAGACAGGGAGAGGAGCUGCGUUGGCUGCUUCUAGCCAGGCAAGACGGACCAGCGCUGCCCCUCCCUCCUCUGGUUCCUCUCUCUCCGCUCAUAGCCAGAGUCAGAACCUGCUGCCCCCAAGCCCAGAGGAAACAGCCAGCCCCAGGCACAGGGGUCUCCCAAGGCCUGGGGUGGGGGCAGAAACGUCCCACCCAGGAAUCAUCCCGCCAAUGCCAGCUUGGAAGGCUUUAACAGAGGGUGGGUCAAAUACGUGGAGCAGGAGCAGGCAGCCAAUGGCUACUAGCCAGGGUGGCCGUACUCUGCCCCCACAGUCAGGCAGCAGUGGCGGAUGCUGGGAAGGGCAGGAGGGGAGGGUGGCGCUGUUGCGUUUGGGUCCUGCUUGAAGGUUUCCCAUAAUGGGCACCUGCUCGCCCCCUGUGAGAUCAGGAGGCUGGACUUGGUUGGCCAAGGAGACUCUGCUUCUUAUGGAGCCCCCAGGCCCAGAGGCAGUCUAUCCUGAUUCCUGGACUCAAAGCGCCACUGGCACAAUCCCCCAGGCUCCUCUCACAUUCUUCUCUCUCCUUCCUCCCUGCCAGUCAUCAACGAGCUGGACGGGCUAGCCAAGGGCCCCGAGUCGGAGCACCGCGGGGGCGGCUACGCGCGGCUGCUGCAGGAGCGGGCCCGCAAGGCGGUGGAGUUCCUGGAGGCGCGCUUUGAGAAGCGGGACAGCUACAUGCGAGCCCUCACCAGCCGCGGCAACGAGCUGGAGUCCAUCUCCUUCCGCAGCGAGGACAUCUCCAGGCAACAGGUGCCAGGGAGGGGGCUCCCACUUUCCGGUGGGGCGACAGGGAGGUCCUGGGUUCAAGCUUUACAGCCUUUGAGGGGCUUAGCAGGACUGCUGCUUGGUGUGCAGAAGGUUCUGGGUUGAGACCCCAGAGGACAUCAGCCCCAUCUCUGCCUGGGAAGGCGCUGAGUAUCCUUCGCUUUUCCAAAGGGUUUGGGGGUCCUUAUCAUCUGCCUUGAGCCGCAAUGGCUCGAUGGGAUCCUCCACUUCGAAGGGCAGUCUACCUGCGGCAUGCCUACAUGCCAGGGGUGGGCAUCGCCUUCAUAUUCCUGGCUUGGGGUUUCCCCGAGGGGUCUCUGCCUGGUGACAGCGGCUUCUGUGACCUCUACAUUUCCUCUGACAGAGAGCUCUUUAGCGUAUCCAACAUUUGGCCUGCUCACUGUAGACCCACUGAAAUGAAAGAACAUACCUAACUUGGAUCCACUAAUUUCAAUGGCUGUGCACUGAGUAGAACCUAAUUGGAUGCAACAUUAUUAUUAUUAUAAUUAUUAUUAUUAUUAUUAUUAUUUUCUUAAUUCCCAAUAUUUAGACUUGCCGGGCUCAUAUUUGGCUCAUUAGCCAAAGAUCUCCAAGCAACGUCUUAGAACACAGAUAGAAACAUGAACGUGAAUACCUUAUGCCAUCCAUCAGAUUCAUCCCAUAGAAUUGUAGAGUUGCAAGGGACCCCCACAGGUUGUCUAAUCUAACCCCCUGCAGUGCAGGAAUAUAGGCACACACACAAAACACCCACCUGCACCCAUAACAGCAAGAGGAUGCAAAUAGGCAGCCUGUAUUUCCAAAAGACCCCCUGGGGCUGAGAGAGGGCAAGCUGAGCGCUGUUCCUUUUCCCGGACUCACUCCUCUCCCGCUGCUGCUCCUUCCUCCUCAGGGAAACAACGACGACCUGAUCCUCUCCUGCUGCCUCCACUACUGCAACGACAAGGCCAAGGACUUCAUGCCGGCCAACAAAGGUAUGUUUCAGGGGGGGCACUAAGAUGCCCCUCCUGGGCGGGCAGGGGAGUCUGCCGUGCCAGGGAGGAGACCCUCCUUGCAGUCGUCCCCAACACUCUCCAUGUUUACUCUGCAGUAAGGCCUCCUGUAUUACUCCCUAGUAAACAUCCUUAGGAUUGUAGGACCGUUUCAUUCCCAAGCAAGAACGGGCAAAUAUUCACUCCGUCGCCCGACGCAAAGAAAGCAAAAAACGGCCAUCUCACCUGGAGUACCUUUGAGAGUAUGAAAGCCAUGGCAGGGAACACGCAGGCACACCCCUUCCUCCGGCCCUCCGGAAAGUGCCAGGCCGCCUCCUGCAUCGCCUGGGGGCCUCUCCUCCUCCUCCACCUCCCCAACCAGCUCUCCUGGCAGGGAGGCGCACAGGCCAUCUCCCCCACCCCACCCACCACCAAGGCCCCGGUUUCCAUCUUCCUUGGGCCAAAUCCUCCUCAGCUUAACUUGUCAUCUUGACAGAGGGAGGCGUUCCCGGAGUGUUUAUGCCUCGCCUGGGGUGCAGUCCAGGCGAUCAGGGGAUUAUGGCGGAUGAGGCCUGACAAACGUGACAGCCUCUGGUUUGUAACAGUCGCCUGGCCCUGAGUGCAGCAAGGGGAUGGUUAUUGUUACGGACGCAGGCACCCGCCCUCUUCUGAGCCGCUCUUGACUCCCGCCUCCUCUCGCCCCCCCUGCAGAUGACCCGAUCCGGCUGCUGCGCGAGGUGGUGCUGCUGACGGACGACCGCAACCUGCGGGUGAAGGCGCUGACCCGCAACGUCCCCGUCCGGGACAUCCCCACCUUCCUGCGAUGGGCGCAGGAGGGCUGAGCCAGGCAGCCUGCAGGGGGACGCCGUCCCCAGGAAGCUGUGCCGCUCUGUGCCACCUGCAGGGGGCAGCCUUGAGGCGGAGGGGGGCCCUUGCGCCAAGCCACUGCCGCCCCCACCACCGUUCCCGGCUGACACCCACCAAUGAACAAUAAACGUGUCUCCAACCCGCCCGGAAUGGCCGUGCUGUGGGUGUGAGAGAGAGGGAAGUGUUGUGUCCGCACAGGCCACUGGGGGGGCGGAAUAGGUGCGUGUCGUGUUCCCCCGCCGAGGGGGGAGGAUAGGACAGCCAGAGAGGUCUCAGGCGGGCACCCCCAUAUUCCUUUUACUUGGCCAGGCAGGGCGAGGGGGGGAUCCUUUGUGUGGAAGUGUGUGAGCCCCGAUCCACUCCCUGCUGCCCCCCCACAUUGACAUCCUCUCUCUUCCAGCCCCCUCCUGGACCCUCGUCCUUCCCUUUUGCCACCCUGACACCUGCGUCACAGAUUUCUUGAGCUUGCACCCAUCCAUUUUCAUCAUCCCCAGACACACACACUCUCCUGGUCCAGUGGUGUGGGUUGCAGAGGGAGGCCUGGGCAUUGGGAUCAGACCUUUAAGCUGCAGGGUUUGGGGAGUGCGGUGUCAGGGCUGGGGGGUGGAGAGAACAGGCAAGCAGGUUCCCCCGUGAAGGAGCUCUGAGGGCAGUUGGAGCUCACACAGAGAACGGCUGCCGUGAAAAAGAAGAAUUGUCCCCUUGGGAGCUUGUAUUUAAAUGGGGGGGGGGGAGCCUUAACUGGCCCCGGUCAGUUGCAUCGUUGGCCAUCCCCAGGCCCUUUGGGUCAGUGGCAGGCGGGGGGGGGGGCAGGAUUGGGAACAAAAACAGAAAACCAAAAGAGCCAGCCAUGGAAAUGGACUUGUCCUGCAUUCGAAGGAUGCUUUUUAGAUAAAACCCUUUGCUUCUGGAGGGGGUCACGCCAGAUGGUUUGGGGGCACAAUCCUGCCUUUCUUGGUCUGGAGGAGGGGAAUCACCUCUCCCGCCUCCACCUUUGGGGUCUUCUGCACUCAAGAUCAUCAGCCCCACCUGCUCGCCAAACAGGCGUGGACCCAGCCCCAUGGAUAUGGGGAGGGGCGGCCCUCCUACAGGCAGGUGUGUCUCUUCCCCCACCCCUUUUGUUCUGCUUUUUGGCCUGCCUGGGUUUGAUGGGGGGCUUGUGACAGACAAAGUAAAAAAAAAAUGUUCCUUUGUUUUCUUAAUAAAAAUUUUAGUAGGGAAA